AUGGUGUAUCUUCAGGAGACAUCAACAACUAUGAAGCUCGUUCCUCUCGUGUGUGUGUGUGUGUGUCUGUGUCUCGUGACUCGGUCUGGAAUAACGUUUGCUGAUGAAAACGGUAAGAAAACUAAAGGCUCUGAAUUAUUUCGGUUGUAAAUGUUUGAAAAUGUUCGAACAAAAAGUCUUGAAACAAUGAUCAGUAAUGAAUAUUUAAACAUCAGCCUCCAUAAAACAAGUGAUUUUACUAAAUCACAGCCUCCUCCUGCUUCAUUCAGACGUUUAUCAGACAUGCGCAGUGUGAUGAUGAUGACGAUAGAUUCAGAGUUCAUGUUCGGGGCGUCUCCUCCAUCCUACAGACACUAAAGUGCAGCAUCACUCUGAUGUGGACCAGGAGAAACUCCAGAGAAAAGGGCUGUGAGCUGACUGUUUGUGGGUCAAACUGAGUUUAUAUGGAGUUUUGAAUGACUCUGAAUUAUCAGUCAGACUGAAUGUUCAUGAAAUAAGGACCAGAGAGAAAGUUUCACCUUCUUCUUCUUCUCUUCAGUUUAAGAGUCAGAGAGGUUUAUUGUCUGAUUCAGAGACAGGUUAAUCCCUGUGUUUUGUCCUCCUUCAGGUCCAGUGGUGGUGAAAGAAGACAGUGAUGUGGUUUUACCCUGUUCCCUCAGCUCUCAGGAGAACAUUGAGUCAAAGCUGUUUGACUGGAAGAAAGACGGUCACAUGGAGGUGUUCAUGUAUGAUGGUGGCCUUAUUUAUGGUAAAGGCAUUUCAGGUCAAGAUAAACAGUUUGAAGGUCGAGUCUCACAUUUUGGAGAUGAACUGAAGAACGGCAACGCCUCCAUAAAGAUCUCAAAGACCAAGGUGUCUGACAGUGGAAACUACAGCUGUAUUUUUCCACGUCUUCAGCCCAGUCAGAUGUUCAACAUUCAGCUUGUUGUUGGUGAGUUCUUUCAUGAAACACUCAGAGAUGGUUGAAGAGUCCUAGAUAGUGUAAGAUCAACAUCUGACAGGUCCUCAUCCCCACAGAGCUGCAGCCACAUCUGGAGAGAUCCUGUUUCUAUCAGACAUGAAACUCAUAAAGUCCCUCUGCACAGUGACAUUUCAGCAGUCCACAGUUUAUAAAGAGAGCUCAUUUAGAUUUGACACACUCAGACAAGUUGAUCCUAUUUUCCACUCUAAUGUUUGAUUUCUUUUUUGUCUUUCAGAUGUCAUCUUAACCUCUUAGUGUUCAGUUUAUUUUGGUUCAUUUUCAGUCUCUUAUUUCCUCUCCAUUAUAAACUGUAUAAUACCAACAUCAUGAAGAGCUGAUACAUGUCUAUGAUAUCAUUUCAAAGCAAAAACUCUGAGCUUUCAUCAGCUGUGCUCAUGGUCAUUCAGAUUAUAACAUGAUUGAAAAAGCAAAGAAUUAAAUAGAAAAACGAAUCAAAGUUUAUUUGUUGUAUUUAGUUUGUUUAAUGUUCCAAACACAGAAAAAAUAAUCUUAGUUUUGUCCAUCAGACUGAAAUUCACAGGAUUUAUUCCUCGUUUUGUCUUCGACUUAUGCAGCACAUUUCAUGUUAACAGACUGAAGUUUCUCUGAGAUAUUUGAGCAAGUGUAGUACACAGUCCGUCCAGCAGGUGUCUACAGAGAUCUCUAAAACUUUCCCAAAGUUUUCAAAAGUGGAUAAUUUAUGUCCUUUUAAUUCUGCAAAUUGUCCACAAGGGUUUUAUGUUUUUGUGAAAAGAGUUUCUCAGUGUUUCCUUAUAUUUUAAUGUUUAUUUAACUGAAUUAAGCUCCUUUGAACAUGAAAAAAUAAGUUUUAUUAUUUUAUGAGUGUGCCACUCCUACAGAUCAACGAACCUUGUGAGCCUCCUAAAUGUUAAAUCAGGUAACUUAGUUGACUACAACCUCCGGGUGGUUUCAGGGUGCUGGCCUCCUAUUGGCUGACAAUAUCUGUCAUUCAGAUUUAAUAGUUGCUCCUGAAAUGUUGCUGUUCUCUGAUUGGCUAAUAAAAUUAAACUGUCGUAGAACAGGAACUGUAGGUCGUAUUAAGCUGCUGAUUGGCUCGUUCUCUUGGUGGGCGUUCACUUAUUUCAGAGAUACUGAGCAACGUCGAUGGAAAGUUCUGUCGGAAUGCAAAAGUUGACCAAUGUCAUGUUGUUCUAAAAGUUUGACAACAGUCAAAAAAUAAUUGAUGAGUCACAAAUUGGGUUUAUUCGGUUUAAUCUGACCUCCGGUUGCAUAUCGAUGAGUUGUGGUGAGUCAAUGGGAUUUCAACCUGAAGCGACAGUCAUUGUUCGUUUGUAAUUAUCAGUUUUUGGACCUUUAAAAACAUCUGAACGGUGGUUUGACAGGAUAACUGAAAAGGUUGUUACUUUUUCUUAGUGUUAAUUCAGACGAUCAGUUUAUGAAGCAGCGACCUUAAAAGCUAUUUUGUCUGAUCCGUUGAAACAACGAACUUUUAAGCUUUUAAAUAACGUGUUAAGUGUGUGUAUUGACAGCAGUGGUCGUUAUAAAUAUAUAAAGUUAAUUUAUUUGAUAUUUCUGAACACAAAUUUUGGGUCGCGUUCAACCUCCACGUGUUAAAAGAUUAAAGGACAGGUCGGAGGAAAACAUUCCAGGUUAGUGUUCAUGUUGAUGAUACCAUCGAUCUGUAGAUCUUCAUAUCGGUUCUUUAACUCAACAAAUACGACUUACAACAUAAAUACGAUAUCAUUUCAGUUCACAAGUUUCAAACAUAGAAGUUUAAUGAAAAUGUCCAUUUUGUUGACCUUAAAACGUAAAUGAAGUGCUCUGGCCUGUUGUGGAUGAUACCAGUCCAAAGGUUCACGUGCUUUCAAUGACACAAGUCAGACACUUUGAUGAAGCUUUUGUCUGUAUAGUUCCUGAUAUAACAGAAGCAGAAAAUUACUGAAACUUGUUUAUUCAGCUCAACACAGCUCAACAAUAUCACUGUCUGCAGACUAUUUAGUGAACAAGAAACAACACCCCUCUUUUUCAGAUUCAGUUAAACAGAAAUUGAAACCUCCAUGAAUGAGGAUUUGCUGUAGACCUGAAUAACUAUAAGUAGAACAGACUAAAAUCCUGUGUUAAACAAGGCUUGAUAAACUGAAAGGAUUUUAUCCUUUUAGUUUCUCUGCACUCUUUCUAUAUUUUUUCCAUUAACACCCUGCAGUCCUCACUUACCAGCAGAAAAGGGAUGAAUUAGAAUCUAUCACUUUGUUAUAUUUGUAUCACUGUAAUUUUUGCUGUAAUUUAAUUCAGAUGUCACUGUCUGUCAAAUCUCUGUUCUCAGGUGCAGCGCCAAAGCCGUCUGUCACCAUAAUUAAAACAGAGAGUGGAGCUCUGCUUCAGUGUGAAGUUUCUGGAGCUUCUCCUGAACCUAAAGUGGAGUGGAGGGACAGUUCUGGAAAGAUCCUUCCUGCUAAAGAGCCAAAGGUCACAGAAAGAGGAGGCAGCUACGACAUCAUCCUCCAAACUACAGUGAGCAGAGCUGACACUUUCAGAUGUGUAGUUACACAGGAGGAGAUCAACCACCAGACUGAAGCUGAGAUUUAUGUCCCUCUGAAUGGUGAGAUACUGUCUAUGGCAUUUAAGUUAAUUCUGUCCUUCUGAAAUCUGAAAAUGUAAAGCUUUAUGAAGAGGAGAAUUGAUGAUAGAACUGUUGUAUUUAAUGGUCCAGGUGUAUAUAACGUUGUUACAGCUGAGUUUAUCCAUACACUCUUCUCCGCUUUUAGGCCUUGAGCUAGGCUUCAAAUAUGGCGUCAUUGGUAUCAACUGGGGGGAAUAAUUCUCAUAGUGAUUUUUGGGAAGGUAUACACCUCUAGUACUAGAAAAAAUGUGAUAGCAUUGCAUCUGUGGUAGCUUUCUGUGUGUUAUCACUCAGUUUAUGACCACAUGCCAAAACAGAGUUUUCAAAAUCCGAAUUAAUCAUUCUACUUCAAACUGAUGGUUCUCUCUUAUUAAUUGACCCUAUCUCUGUGAAAAAAUGUCAGAAUAAAGCCCAGGCUAUAUAUUGUUCAGUAGAGUUGUUGGAAUCAGCAUCUCUAGAUGUUUUUUUCUCUUAUAAGCAGUGACAAUAUAUGUCUUCCAUUUUCAUGAAAGAUGUAACACAAAUGUUUAAUUUGUACACAACCUAAACAUGUUCAUACAUAAAACAUGGUAAGUAAUGCAUAAGCUAGAUAUGUCUACUUUAUUCUUGCUUUGAUUUAAGUUGUCACACUCACACCUGGCCUGAGUCAGUCUAAAUGGAUGGAGCUGGGUGUGCACAACACACACAUGCUGUGCAUUGAGUUAAUUGAGGCACACAGUAUAAAUAGGCCAGUCAGUGGUGGUGGAGUAGUCCUGUACAACACAAUUCAGAGAACAGCAGUGUUUUCAUGUCAAGGAGCUGAAUCACUUUCCUUUAUGAUGGAGGGUCCUAAGCAGACAGAAUCGAUUAAACAUCAUACACAAUAACACGUCCAAGGGUGAUGGUGAACAUUUAGUUAGUCCCCAAGACUAUAAAUACUGGGAAACAUUACUUGAAGCAGCCAAAGUGAGAAACCAUGCCCCUAUUUUAGACAUUGCUAAAAAACUUGGAGAAAAGGAUGUGCCUACAAUUUAUUAUCACAGAAAAUGCCAAAGCCUCUUCACCAUGAAGAGGGAAUUGGAGUCGUUGAAAAAGAAAGCCAAGGAAAGCAUUACUGGUGAUGAAGAUGUUGAGUACGGCUGUGUAUCAAAAAGGCCUAGAAGGAGAUCUUCAUCAGCAUCAAGGGUGUAUGAUCAUAUCUGCAUUUUUUGUAAGAAAGAGAAGUUUUUCAAGGGCUCCAAGUCACGUGAAAAGCUUACACAAGCUGUAUAACUCAGAGCUGAGGGUGGAAAAUGGAGACAGAGGGUGAAUCUGAACAGUUGGUGGUGCACUGGAUGGACGGCCAGCCAGCACCUGAUGCGGUCCUGGAUCUACUGGCCUGUAACUGUCCAAAGAAAUGUUCACUCCCAAAAUGUGUCUGUAUUGCAAAUGGCCUCAAGUGUACUGACAUGUGUAGACUGGCAGACUGUGAGAACCAAGCAUCCACCUCAGACAGUGUGGAAAGUUCAGAUGAAGAAGACAUGGAAGAAGUUGAUGAAAAUGAUUUUGAUUAUUAGGUUGUGAACGUAUAGAAGUAAAAGGAAUGAUCUGUAUAAUUGAGAAUUGGAGAGAUUCAGGCCUACACUAUUCCUGAAUGGCAAACGUGGGGAUAUACACCAAAACCACCUUUCUUGGUUUAACUCUGUCCCAGAACAAAGCAAAGAACAAGCCAGGAACUGACAUGUAGAGAAGGUGGCGAGGAUCCAGGCAAAAAUAAACAUACCAAAAAAAACAAACAAACAAAAAAAACACCCUCCCCAAUUGUUGCUACCUUGUCGGGGUGGGGAGGCUUGUGUGCCUCAGUGACCCUGAAGACUACACCGGCCGGGGUUAUACCCCUGGUAGGUACAACAAAGCUGGGCAGUUUUCAGGUUAGAGGCCAGUCCAAAAGCAGCAUUGCCAUCACCCUCUUUCAAUGUGCUUUCACUGUGAUAAUAGUUUCACCAUGAUAAUAGUUCAGGGGAAAAGGAGUAUUUUGGGCAAAUUUUAAUGAGUUUUGAGCUCAUUUGCGUAUUGUUGUCUGGCGAAAUUAACAUACUUUUCCAACUAGGAUUUCAUAGGACUUUUAUAUUAUGUUAGUCUAGACACCUUAUAGAAAUGAUGUAUGGUGAAAAGAAACCCUUUCUAUAGGUUUUUUGGGGGGUUAAGUUGUAUGUUUUCAUAUAUUGACCCUUGUAAUUUUCGUCUAGUGUUAUAACAUAAAAUGCAUGAUAGCACCCAUUUAGCUACCACUGCUGCAAUGCUAUCACAUAUUUUCUAACUCUAUACAUGUAUACAAUGUCAAAAAUCACUAUGAGCAUUAUUCCCCUCAGUUGAUACCGACCAACCCCCCUGGCUCAUGGCCUAUUUCUCCAUCUUUACCUUCUUCAUCUGCACUCACUCAGCUUCAUGAUACUGCAGAUUUAUGGUCAGUCAGAUGACUUUUCUACUGCUGAGCAGGUUCAGUGUUCAGCUGAACUUACCUGAUCUAUUCUGAUCUGUCCUGACAGGAAGAUAAUCACCUUCAUAGCUCUGAAAACUCAGAUUUAAACCUGAAGUUACCGACAUAACUGCAAAUCUUGCCUUGUAGUAAACCCCUGAUCCUGAGGACAUCCACAGAAAACACCUCAGGUCGGAUGAGAGACUGAGGGCGUUACAAGAAGAGACUCGAUUUAAUUUUCUGUGAAAGAAAAAUGUUUUACACUGAUCAGUCAUUAUCUAUCAUGUACCUCCAGAUACACAUAAACACUCUCUGAAUGUUUGUUUACCUUAAAUACACUAAAUAUUCAGAUCAGACAGAGACAGUAUUUCAUUAAUCCAGGAGGGAAAUGACAGAAUCACAGCAGCUGAGUCAAACAUGAAUCACAACUCAAACAACAACAACAAGGACUUAUUUUAGAUGUAAAAAGAUUCAAAUAAAUUAUAUUUAAUUACUUUAUUGAAGGAUAAACUGACCUGAAACUACAAACUAGGACCAAACUUCAACUCUGACUGAAUUUAAUGAUAUUUUCUGAUAAUAAUUUGACACUCUCAGACUCUAAACUGCAGUUUUUCCUCCACAUUAACAAACAUCUUAUUCAUACUGAUGACAUUACAGUGAGGGUCCCGGAUGAUAAACAUGUUGCUGUAAAUGUUUCUUCUUCACUCUUUGUUUAUUCACUGCAGCAGAGUGUUGGUGGACCACAAGCUGAACUAAAUGAAAAACAGAUUUAAGUUGACACUUCUAGUAAAAAUAGAGAUGAAAACAACAGGGACAUGUUGAGAUUUAUGAAUCUGAAACCAGGAGUUCACAAACGUCUUCACCUCCACAUUUACCAACAUUUAGUUUGUGGAUCAGAAACAGUGUCUGUAUUUCAGAGUUUGUCCACUAGAGGGCGCUGUCAGGUUGAUUGUCACUGUUUAAUGUCUCACUCUGAAAACAGUCACUGAUCUUUAAUGAUGAGAUUUAGAGUUUAAUUAUUUAAAGAUUUUAGGAGUUAAGAUGAAAAAUGAAUCCUAAAAUCCAGUCUGAGUGGAGCUCUGAGGACAUGAGGGAGUAAAAGACACAUUCAGAGACACAGUUUUGAUAUUUCUUAGAGAUCUUUGAUUUUGUCUCAAACUCUCUUUAAUCAGCUCUUUCAGAUUUCUUUUAACUCUAUUAUAACACAAUAAUCAAUAAUCAUCAGCAGAUCAGAUUAGUUUGAGAUUGAGUGAACUACAGAAGUUUUAUCCACGGUGACUCUAUUAUUCUGUUUUUAGAGUCCCAGACGGUGUUUGAUACAGUCAGUCACACAUUUAUUUUUGACACCCUGUCUGUCCUUCACUUUGGGAGUCGUUUUAUUAGUGCAGUCAAAACUCUUAACAUGAACAACAAGAGUUCAGAGAAACUUGAAUGCAGCACAUCCCACAGAUUUGAUAGAAACAAAGGUGAGCAUCGAGGUUGUCCUGCUUCUCAUGAACAUCUUCAUGCUCUUUGUUCAAGUCUUGAACUUUCUAAUGUUUCAAAACUCUUUAACAGGAACUGAGAUUUUUGGUCAAGAAGUCCAAAUAUCAAAAGUUUGCGAUGGCAGGAUGAUAUUUUGGAGAAGUGUUGACGAAGGUCCUGUGGCUGUAUCUGCUCUCUCUCAGCUCUCUGAUGUUUCAGGUUAAAACUCACUUUGAAAACUGUGAAGGACUUCUGUGAAAUCAUGUUAACCUGACUGAAAUCUGUGGAGCUUAUCUCAACAUUCAAACUUCUGAAGAUCCUAAAGAGAUUAUAAAUGACUGUUUUCCUCCAGUUAUUGAUGCAGUCAAGAAGAAACGUCAGAGCUGAUUGGUCAGAGAUUCAUCAAUACAUGGUCGAGUUCAGUUAAGCAGAAGGAUGGUCAAGAGCUUCUGACAUGUUUGUGUCUCUAGAUGUCCUCAAAUCAAGUUGAUCUCCAUCAGAUAAUGUCCUCUUCAAGUUCAUGAGGAAAAAUAAACCUCAUAAAAUUAUUAAAAACAUUCUUGCUGAUCCUUUAAGUGAAGGGAGACGUGAUGUUUUGAUUUUUACAACAUUGAACCAAAUAAUUCAGAUUAAUCUGAUUCAAAGAUAUUUGAAAAAAAUCCAAACAGCAUCUGGAAUAUUUUCCCCUCACUCCAAAAACUGAAACACAGACUUUAGUUCAGUUUAUUCGGUCAACAAGUUCCAUAUGUUCGUAUUCAGUUCAAAGCAAAACUAUCAGGUUCACUCCAGUAAAAUAACUCCUGUUAAAGUAACUUCAUUGUUAGUUGAUCUGACUAAAAAUCAUUUUUUCCAACAAAGGAGAUAUUUGAGUUGAUCCAGACUGAAUCAGUGAUGUUGGACUGACUUCAUGAAUUUACUUUAUAGUGACAUAUUUGACUGAUGAAUACAUUUGUGUUCAUUGAACCAAAAAAAAGCUUUUUAUUUUUUGUGUCUGUAAUAAUUUCUUUGACAAAAUCUGAUUUUAUCAACAGGUUCCAUACAAACGAAUGAACUCGACCCGACAUGUUUUUAUCUUUCAGAGUUCCCUACUGGUUGGGUUGUCACUGCAGCUGUUUUGGGCGGUCUCCUUGUUUUUAUUUUUGUUAUUGUUCUCCUGGCAGUUCUUGUUUCCACUAGUCACAUCAGACUUCACUGCAAAGGUAACAAUGAACAAAGGACAUUUUAUUUUAUUGAUCUACUUUGUUAUGUAUUGUAUUUUAAUUGAUAGUCAGAUGGAGUUGUAAUUUUUUUAAUAUCAUGUUCUUUUGCUUCCUGCAGAUGAGAAGAAGAGAGAGACCAUCAAAGAAACUGAAUCAGGACUUCUACCUGCAUGAAGUCAGGUGUGCUCACAGAGGGUCAUUUUGUACUUUUUGGCAUAAGAUACAAACACUGUAACUUAAAUCUGUUUGUUUAUCUAAACUCUCUUACUCCAAAGAUCAAGUGUAGCUUCAAACUGAGUUAAUUUUUAUGAUCUGUUCAAUUUCAUCAAUUUUAGAUGAGAUACUUUGAUUUUUGCUCCUUGUAACUUUAUUGCUGUUUUGGCUGCUACCUCAACUCCACUUCCUGCUGAUUGUCAAACAACUGUUACUUGACUGGUGAAAAAUACUUAUAUAAUCAUAACAUCAUCUGGAAAAUAUGUUUAACUGAGUUGGGAUUCAAGGACUUGAUUUACAGGAAGUUAUGAACACUAUGAUUAAAAUAAACUUCAAAAUAGAGUUAGAUUGAUUAAAGUGUUUAAAUCUGAGGAGCUCCAACCAAAAGAGGCUGCUCAGCUCAGAGGAAGAUAAAAUGUCUGCAGAGUUUUGCCGUGAAAUCUUGAACUCAUAGAGCUCCAUUUGAACAGACUAGUGUGAAUGGCUCUCAGUGAAUUCAGCUGUGUCUGACCAAGUUUGGAAGUGAAGCAGCACACAGUCUAGUCACUAAGUGAGACACAAGAGGUUGGAUUAAGUCCCGUUUGGUUAUUCAGAGUUAUGUUUUGGGCAUAACAUGAAUUAAACCAAUCAGAGUGUCUGCUCUCAUUACCUUUUAAGUGAUCCUGAAGGCAGGGGUGUUGAUUUUCACACAGCUCACAUCAACCUCUUUAGGGUUAAAGUUAUUUCAUAGACAUCCACCACUGUGUGUUUGUGUGUAACAAGCAGAAUUGUGUGUGUAACCAUCUCACCUACGUAUGAGCUCUAAAACAGCAGGAAACAACUGUGCCAUGGACUCUUCAGACCAGGUUUUUGUCGGUUUUGUCACUUUCUGGGUCCUUAAGAUAGCAGCUGUGCACCUGAUCACACCUCAUUAUGAGACCAACACACCUAUGGGUACAAGUUUGUUUGCUGUUUACACAAUGUGGGUGCUGGACCUUAAACUGAUGAGCGCAUCGGGUGUAAAAUAGUGAGAACCCUUGUGCUGCAUGUAAGAAAGAGUCUGAAUCUGACAGGCUGAGAGUGAAGAAUGGAAGUAAAUGUUUGUGAUUUUCUUCUCCUAAAUUGUGACUCACAGUAAAACUCUAAACUUCAGCAGGUCUGAUGAUCUGGAGGACUUCAGUGUGAAUAAAGAGAAGUGUACCAGUCCAGAAAACAUGACAUCAAAUCAGCUCAUAUUAGCAAAGAUCAUCCAUUAAUCACAGGGUCUCUGCUUCGAUCCCUGACUCCUUCUGUCCAACAUGUGUCCUUCAGUGUCCUUCAGCUUCAGUCUGAACCUCAGAUUGUCUCCAGAGUGAGUAAAGGGAUCACUGACACAGCAGACUGUUUGGAGUCUUUAGUCCAGCACAUUUCUAUCAAUGAGGGCCGACCAAAGACCAGAACCAGCUCUCUGUUUAAUGCUCUACACUGAGACUGAGUUCAAAGUCAACAUUACAACCUUCAGGAUUUAUGACAGGACUGCUGGAUUAGACUGCAUGACUUUGAGUCAGGUGGAGCAGCAUAUCGAUACCGAACUUAGUGCGGACACCCGAUCGACAUAGUCAACUACCUCGAGUUCAGUGUCCAAAGACUUAAAAUCUGUUUUCUGCUAUUUGAGAAUUACCAACAUAUUUGUCAAAAUAUUGUUUGAAAUUGUUUGUAUUUUUCUCCAACUAAAGUUUGCAGAUGGGUGUUUUGACAACACAGAGAAUAUUUUCAGGUUAUAUCCCACCUCUGUUAUGAGUCGUGUAUUGACAAAGUGGGGGCAAGUUUUGCUGGAUUGGCAUGAUGUGCACACUCUUACAAAUGAACAGUGGCCAACAUAAUGACCCUUUCUAUCUAGGACAAGGGAUGCACAAUGGUGGAUGUAUUAGAUAAAAAAAGUCAUGAUGGCUGAUCCAGAUAUCAAUAUUGAUAUAGUAGUAGAAGUAAUAGUCAUUUAUUCAGUCAUGACAACACCAAAUAAUGUACACAAUAUUGACAUUUCACACUAAAUCACUAAAUCAAGAAUCACGUGUCGAAUAUUGACUGUAAUAAAAUAAGAACCCAAUGUUUCUCCUGUAAUCGAAUAUAUCUGUUACUCUUAUUGUGACAGUCUUUUUAAAUAACUGACAUAAAUCAAGACAUUUGAUUCAAACUCAACAUACUUUUUUAAGAAUAACUAUUCAGUUAUAUGUCUAUUGAUGCAGACAGCACUGUGCAUCUCUAGUUAUCAUCUAUAGCUCAAGGCUAAAGCCUAAACUCAAAGUAUGUGACCUGCAGACUAAUACAGUAUUUUGGUUAUAUCACUUAUAGCGUAUACUUAUUUUCAGCAGUCAUCAACAUUUCCUUUCCUCUGAAAACAAAUAGAAGCAAUAUCAGUAUUCCUUCAAAUGGGUAAAAUACAGUAUAUAAAUUGAUUAACCAUCCAUAAAAUGUGUGAGUUGAAGCUAAUGCCUAAUGCCCCCAUAUAUUUUGAUAACAUUUGACAACUUUGUAACUGUUUAAAUUAAAUGAGCUCAGAUUUUAAUUUGAUAAAAUUGUUGUAAAUCCAAGUUUAUAAAAGUCAACAGUACCCAAAUGUGUUAAAUAUUUGAUUCUGAUUGGUCAAAACUCUGUAAGUUUUUUUUUUUUUUUUCCAGCAAAAGUGACUUUAAGGAAAACCAAUCAUAUUCAAUCAAUCCAUGAGAAGGAGUCCAGCACAUUUCUCCUCUGCUGUGGCAAAGACUGUUUCCAUCUCUUCUUAGUCCUUGGUAAAUAAUGAAAGUGACUCGACAGAUGUGAAAGCUGUCUGAUGAUAUAUCAGGUCUGUGAUUGAAUUGAAAAAGUCAUGUAUGGACACAGUUUUGCUGUUGCUAUAACAUUGGGUUAUGUAGGAUAUUAACCAGAAUUUCUCUUCCCUCCUCUGUGUGUGCGUCUGUUAUCAGUAUUUUACAUGUAAAUGAACCACCUGUUUUUUUAUGUAAAUUAAAACAUCAGGACCUGCUUCCAAAAGUUCCUGGGCCCCUGGAAAAUACUACUCCCUAAGAAGGGGCUUUGUAAGGGGUAGCUCUUUCUCCCCGGAGGACCCUGGUCCCUGGGUGAAGGUGCACAGAUGUCCUGGAGAAAGUUUCUGUGGUGGAAAAGCAUCUUCUGAUGGAGAAGUGGAGCAAGAUGUUGACCUGCAAUCCAGGCUUCUGCCUUGAUGAAUGCUGAAAUCUUUAAGGUGAUAGUGAAGACAUCCAGAUUUUCAAAAUUUAUUAGAUAUCCAUCUUUUGUUCAUUCUUCUGCUGCAUCAAAUUAAACUGAGAACCCAGCGACACAAAAACUGCACUUCUACAUUUUUAUUUUUAAAGUUGGACAAGGGGUUGCAACUAAAACUAGAAAAGCACUCAGAGAGCGCAGACCUCCGCCAAGCAGCUCAUGUCCCCCCUUAUAUUGUGAUUCACACUAAAACUUUUACUGUUACGUGUCUUUUAUUAACAUUUAUUUGUGUUUAAACUGGUAUGUUCACUGUUCAUAAUGUUCCUAAAACAAGAAAUGCCCUGACCCAGAUUAAAACCCAGGACCUUCUGGUUGUGAGGCGACUGUGCUAACCACUACACCACUGUGCCGCCCAUUGGUUAUCUUUCAGCAUUGAAAAUUCAAACGAAACCCUUAUUUUUGUGUGUUCUGGAUCACAGUAUCCAGAAUUUUUUCCGUACCACCACCAAAAUGUAAUGUGAUCCUCCUGGGGCUGAGACGCACCUCUGGUGGAAAUUUCAGGUCAAUCCGUCUGUUACUUUCUCCGUAAAGUUGCUAACAGACAAACAAACAAACCAACGUUACCGAAAACAUAACCUCCUUGGCAGAGGUAAUAAUGCACAUUGAUAAGAGGCUGUUUUUUAUAAAAAUCCUGCUUUACUUUGCAGUGAUGAAUAAUUCGUUUUGCAGAUAAUAUUGAUGGAUGAUUCAUAAAAAUUGGCCCUGACCAUCCAGAGCUGUCAUCAGAUUAUGAACGACAGCUGUUAAAGCAGUUUUAAGGGGAUAUUAAUAAAAUACCACACAGCUGAGCACAGUCCUUUUGCCUGCAUCCAAACCCAAAAAUAGAAAUAUAGAUGCAUUUGUUAUUUUUUAUCUCUUUUUUUUUAUUUAUUUUUUUUUUACCUCAGAAUCAAAAUAUGUCAAAAUCAUGGACUGUGUGAAACAAGGACGUAUUUUGUCACCCUCUGGUUCCAUUGAAGUAAUUUUAGAUAAUAUUUCAUAUUCUGUUAAAUCUCUUUUUCAGACAAAUAUCUUUUAUUUUUUAUGCCGGUUUAGAAAGAAUUUCUCAGUUCAUCAAAGCAUGUAAUGACUUCACUCUGUGGGGCUUUAUUUUCGUCUACGCCGGUGAGGCGACGGAGGGUGGCGGACCCUGCACAGUUGUAUUUUCGUCCGGCGGAGCCCGGCGUACAGCCAGUUUAGGUAUUUUCGUGGACUGAGGCGCACGGAGGCGAACCGAGAUCUGCCAAGCUGGGCGUGGUGGCGUGGCAGGGGGAGGUGUGAACAGAUCAGCGGGCACAGUGACAUUUUCGUGCUCGCCAGUGGCGUGUAAAGUGUGCUGAAAGCUCGCCGAUUCAAACCUGGUUAGCUUUCAGCGCAGGCGGAGCGCAGCUGGUCUAGUAGUAUUUUGGUAGACCGGCAGUGUAUCGGCAUACGUCACUGAUGCCUCACCGGCAGGUUUCCACAGUGUCAGCACAUUUCAGUGCAAUAAAUAAUCAUCAACAACUAUUAAUCUGAGUCAGCACAUACAUUUAGAUCUAAAUCGAUAUAUUCUGAUCUAUAUCUGAUCUGAUGAGCACGUUUGGCACGCGUUUGGACACACAACCUGACCGAAUCAACACAGCUGAAACCGCAUUAAAUAAAAUUAAACAUCUAGUAAAUAAACACACAUGAUGAAGUUAACAAGAUAUUUAAUUUGUCUCCCUCCUUUUCUGUCUUCCUCUUCCUCUUAUUUCUUGUGCAGCUCGACCUGCAUGUCUCCCUGUCCUCUCUCCGUCCUGCUGCAGCUGCGGCUGAACAGAUGGUUUGUUUCAGCGCUCAGAUGCGUUAUCUACUUUAAGCCUAUAUACGGAUAUUAUAAUAUUCAGUUUUGUGAGUCAAAUUUAUUUUAUAUGCCAACAUCUAUGAAAGAAAGAGCCAGGCCACGGAGCGCGAUGCGUCAUUUACGCACAGAUGGUUCCGAUUUUAAUGCCAUUUUUGAAAUUUAUGUUAUGAUCUGUGCGCACAACCCACCUUUGUCACGUGAGGUUUGAGUAUGAGCAACUUUAUGUGAGUGUCUUUAUUUGUGGAAAAGGGUGUUUUUCUUACCACUAGUUCCAACAUUACACACACCAAAUCCAUCUGUACUUAUAUGAGAUAGUGUGGAGGACGCCCAAUGCAGCGUUUACAGUGACACUUGUUGAGCUGCUGCCCUUUGUCGCCAUCGUGUGGCAUUACUGUCUUCAGACAUCUCUUGAUCUCUCUGACUACUUCAUGAAAAUAGUAAUACGCCUUGCCAGUGGUGGAUUUAAAGGCAAGGAGAGGAGCUUAUGUGAUUGGUGAAAACUGGUCUCCGCUGUGUUAAACCCACUCCACGCCCUUUCUCCUCCCUCGCAACGACUUACGCCGCUGGGAGGAGCUGAGUCAGGGAGGGGGGAUACUUAUGCCGGGCUGCGCCGCUCACCAAAAUACCAAAUUGUGCUUGGGAACGCCUUGUCGGCACAGCGGACCUGACUUACGCCGUGCCUGCGGCACGUCUCCAGCGAGACACGAAAAUAGAGCCCUAUGUGUUAAUUAGUAUGAAGUACCAUCACAGGAAAAUAGUCUUUCUACUUAAGUGAAGAAGAUAUUUUGGCUCAGAGCUAAUGUGAUAUUUUUAUUUGUUAAAGCUCAAAAUUAGAUAUCUUUAUGGCCUUUUUGAUGCUUUAUAAUGGGCUAUGUAAAAUAACAAUUAUCAACUUAUAAUGUUUUUCAAAACAGGGUUACAAAGUGCUUUACAGAGUGCUACUGCUCUAAAAUAUUGAUAUGAUAGGAAUAUAUAGGGUAUUUUUAGUAGCCUAUAUUUUUAAAGAAAACCUACUGACCUCAGAUGUUGUGAAAAACAUAUUUAAAGGUAUGAAAAUUUAAUAUAAGUGAAAAUAUUCAGUGGAAAUUAUAAUUAAACACAAAGUUUCCAGUUUUAAUUGGAUUACCUAUAAGGCAUAGGCCUACUAAGCUAUAGUUUUCAAAAAGGGGUAGUUUAGAAAUAACAGAGGUUUUUGAUUUUUAAACUCUUAAACUAGUUGACAAAAAUAACCUUCACUUUACUUCAAGAGAUAUUUAUAUUCCAUUCAGAUUAAAGUCAAUUAUAGUUAAUAUUAAACUUUUAGAUAUAACCUACCAGUAUAAGUGUUUUUCUAAAGUAAACAGCAUUUUAAAUCCACAUGGUAAUCUGUGAUGAUGUAAAAACUUGAAAUCAUUACAAGUCGAUGAAGAACGGUCAUUUCUGAAGAUACAAUCUGAAGAUCGGCACAAAAAACUUCUUUGGCUCACAAACUUUCCCCUUUUGACGGCUUCAUCUGAGAUAAAACCUCCCCAGACGACUGAUAUCAAGUGGAAAAACAUCUGAACAGAGAGGGAAACAUCGACGACAUGGAGACCGUAAGAUUUAAUUAAAGUAUUCUCAUAAAAACCUGUGUUAUUGUCGAGACUUCGGGAAUAGUUAGCGAUGCAUUGACAUUGUAUGAUGAUCCCAAAGCAGUAGCGGUUCUAGGUGUAGCGAUUUGAAUUUAUAAUAAAUGUCUGAAGAUUAAUAAUCUCAAAUUAUGACAUCUCUUGGUCUCUUUGACUACUUCAUGAAAAUAGUAAUACGCCUUGCCGGUGGCGGAUUUAAAGGCAAGGAGAGGAGCUUAUGUGAUUGGUAAAUACUGGUCUCGGCUGUGUUAAACCCACUCCACGCCCUUUCUUCUCCCUCGCUACGACUUACGCCGCUGGGAGGAGCUGAGUUAGGGAGGGGGGAUACAUAUGCCAGGCUGCACCACUCACCAAAAUACCAAAUUGUGCUUGGGAACGCCUUGUCGGCACGGCGGACCUGACUUACGCCGUGCCUGUGGCACGUCUCCGGCGAUUACACAAGGACAAAAGGACAGUGUAUCAAUUACACUUGAAGUGUAAUUGAUACACUGUCCUUUUGUAGAAAUCAAUUUUUAUCAAACUGAAAACUGAGGAUUUUCUUAUUAUUGAAUCCUGAGAAUGUGCAGCCUUUUCCUCAAUAAAAUAAAAUGACUCAAAUAGAUCAAAAAUUUCGAUUCUUAACGGGAGGCGUUGCAUUGAUGUUUAUCUAUUUCUAUUGCACAACUAACCUGCUGAUUAGAGACUAAAUACAAAUUAAAAUGUAUUGACUUUUUCCUCUUGAUGAUACUGGUGUUACAGAUGCUUCCUUCAUAACCUUGACCACACAGUCAAAUGUUACAGCUUGUUUAAUUUGAAUGUCUGCAUUGUUUCUGUCUUCAGACCAGCUGACGCUGCACAUGGACCUCGGUCCUUGUGCACAGCUCUGACUGGUCCUGUCCCAGGCUGAUGCUCAGGAGGGUUGCAGCUACACCGAGCAUGUCUGUUAGGUUUAAAACCUGCUUGCAUUUACCUGAAAUAAAAAGGAGAAAGACAAUGGAUAUGUUUGAGUAAUGGACAGAGAUCUGUUUUAGCUAUCUCAGUACCACACUCAGGAUACUUUCUCUGUCUGCCCCUUUUAUUCACAGUUGUCCCUGGUUACACAAUGUUUCUAAAAAGGUGGGAGUAAAUGUGCUGCAAAGUAAGCAUUUAAUAAUGAACAAUUUAUGAAUAGCUGAAGGUCAAGGCGGCAUCUAACGAGCUCCUUCUGAUAAGGAUGGAUCCUUCUCAGGAGCUUCCCACGAUUCAGCGGAGAAUACGUCACCCCCACACCCACACCUGCUGAUAGGAGAAACAUGGUCAUAGCAAACAGAAAAAACAUUGUGUACUGUGUAGUAAAGCUAUUGAAAAGAGAGAAGUUAGGAAAACUCUUAUAUGAUAAAAAUACUCUAAUAUAAUGUAUAAAAAGAUGUCAAAGAGUUUAUAUUUGUAGUAUAAACUCUUACAUAAGAAUAUGAGGAAUAAUGAUAACUUCUAUAUACAUUUAUGCACAUUAUUCUAACAUUUCCCUCCUGUUUAUCAUUACUUUGCUCAAAUUCUCAUAAUCCCUCUAGUUCAGCCACUUCUCUCGAUUUUCAGCUGCGAGUUCAUGUUUAUGACUACAAAGAAUUUACACACGGAGGUACAAGAUGUUGCUUUAGUCAGAAUUAUACUCAUCAUCCGGAUUGGGGCACAGGUCAGGCCAUUGAGUGUCAUCAAGUCUGUCCUCCUCGUCCUGCUGAUGGAGCAGCGGGUACAGUUCCUGCAUCUGCUGCUCCACAGGGGACAACGCUGUGGUGAUAAGACGGUUAAGAAGAAAACAAAUACAGAAAUACAACAACAUCCACACAAGGUCAAAUUAGCUGCAAAAACAGCAACAGAGAUUAGGACUGAAUCUACAAGAUUUUUGUAUUUUCCAAAUACAUUCAUCCAAUCAUCCCAAAAGGAGUUAUCUAUUCCUGAGUGGUCUUUCAUUUUGCUGUGAAGCGUUUUUAGGCCCUCUAUGGCUCGAGUGAGGCUGCCAUCAGCAGCAGUGUUAUCAGGAAUGAACGUGCAACACGUUUCUCCAAACAUGGCACAUACACCUCCUGUUCCUGCCAGCAGCAUGUCAAGGGCUAUACGGUUUUGGAAAGCCAUCAGGGAUGUUGCAGAUAACUGCGAGUGACCGGUCCUAAAUACCAGCCUCAGUCCAAUUACCUAGCUUUUGAACGUUGAAAUGGAUGUAAUUGAUUCUGAUUUGAUCUAUAUUUUUGUUCAUUGUACACCAAGGACAGACGAGAGACUCAAAGCCUGCAGCAACUUGAUUUACUAGUUUAUACUCAUCUGGUACCUCACGAGGAACUAUCUAUAUAAGUCGGGUCUGACUCUGUUUGCUAAUUUCUUUUUACUCUGGAGUGGCUCAAAGGAAUAAGACUAACUGCAGAGGUUAAAUUUGCCAUACUGGUCUGGAAAGUUACAACAGUUAGGAUUAAAGUCACUAAGGCCCUGUUAUCAGUCUGCUGUCAUUCAGGUACAGCUACAGAAACACGUACAGGUUUGUAAAGGUUAGGGAAUUCCUAGUACAGACAUAGAAGUUAGACUGAUUCUACAUUUUUGCUAGAUAUUUUUGCAUAUCCGUACCACAUGUUCACUUCAAAUUAUUAUUUUUUUUUUUUUAUUGAGUGGGAUUGCGAAACAUUCCCACUAUAUUUUAUUCAUAUCUUUAUUAGGGCCCGAGCGUAGCUGCUAAGCAGCUGCGAGAGCCCUAUUAUUCCCCAAGUGGUUUUUAGGGCCCGAGCGUAGCUGCUAAGCAGCUGCGAGAGCCCUCUUGUUCCUGUAGUUUCCUUCUUUAGGGCCCGAGCGUAGCUGCUAAGCAGCUGCGAGAGCCCUCUUGUUCCUGUAGUUUCCUUCUUUUGUUAUUAUUAUUAUUAGGGCCCGAGCGUAGCUGCUAAGCAGCUGCGAGAGCCCUCUUGUUCCUGCAUGUUUCCUUCUUUUGUUAUUAUUAUUAUUAUUAUUUUUCCUCCCCUUUGAACUGGAAAAUGGCCCACUUCCCACUGGCGAAAACUCAUGAAAUUUGGCAGGACGACCGGGCCUGGUGAAAAAUUUGAUAUUCCGAAGUCGGCCAAACAAUAAAAUGCAAAAUGGCUCCAUAGCGCCCCCUAAGGUGAAAAUUCACACUAUUGACUGUCACGCGUGUACGCUUUGUCAAAAUGACACAAAAAUUGACACACACAUGUAUCUCAAUAAGAUCUACAAAAAAGUCAGUGCGGGCGUAUCUGUCAAAUGUACGGUUAAAGGGUUAUUUCGCAUUUUUUGCCGAUCCGCACACAUUGGAAUUUCGCUAACUCCUCCGAAGGCUUUCGUUCCACCGGCACCACAUUUGCUCAGGCCAAUCUACACCCCAUGGCCAUUAAAAGUUAUUCAAAUCAUGACGCUGCACCCCACGGUUUAGGUUCUAGGGGGCGCCAAAGAUAACCCUAAAAUCCACAUAUUUAAAAGUCUUAUAACUUUUUAUUUUUGUCCUCACUGGCCUCCAAGUUUUCUAGGAUGAUGCAAUGUCCAGCCAUCAACACAUUUGUGAAGGAAUUUUUACUCCCCAAAAGAGCGCCCCCCAUGGCAGGAGAAAAAAGUCCAUUUUUUCUUGUCCCCUAAGGUGAAAAUACACAUUGUUGAGUGUAACACCUGUACGCUUUGGCAAAAUGACACAAAAAUUGACACACACAUGUAUCUCAAUAAGAUCUACGAAAAAGUCAAUGCGCGCGUAUCUGUCAAAUGUACAGUUAAAGGGUUAUUCCGCAUUUUUUGCCGAUCCGCACACAUUGGAAUUUCGCUAACUCCUCCGAAGGCUUUCGUUACACCGGCACCACAUUUGCUCAGGCCAAUCUACACCCCAUGGCCAUUAAAAGUUAUUCAAAUCAUGACGCUGCACCCCACGGUUUAGGUUCUAGGGGGCGCCAAAGAUAACCCUAAAAUCCACAUAUUUAAAAGUCUUAUAACUUUUUAUUUUUGUCCUCACUGGCCUCCAAGUUUUCUAGGAUGAUGCAAUGUCCAGCCAUCAACACAUUUGUGAAGGAAUUUUUACUCCCCAAAAGAGCGCCCCCCAUGGCAGGAGAAAAAAGUCAAUUUUUUCUUGUCCCCUAAGGUGGAAAUUCACACUAUUGACUGUCACGCCUGUACGCUUUAUCAUAUUGACACAAAAAUUGACACACACAUGUAUCUCAAUAAGAUCUACGAAAAAGUCAAUGCGCGCGUAUCUGUCAAAUGUACGGUUAAAGGGUUAUUCCGCAUUUUUUGUUGAUCCGCACACAUUGGAAUUUCGCUAACUCCUCCGAAGGCUUUCGUUCCACUGGCAUCACAUUUGCUCAGGCCAAUCUACACCCCAUGGCCAUUAAAAGUUAUUCAAAUCAUGACGCUGCACCCCACGGUUUAGGUUCUAGGGGGCGCCAAAGAUAACCCUAAAAUCCACAUAUUUCAAAGUCUUAUAACUUUUUAUUUUUGUCCUCACUGGCCUCCAAGUUUUCUAGGAUGAUGCAAUGUCCAGCCAUCAACACAUUUGUGAAGGAUUUUUUACUCCCCAAAAGAGCGCCCCCCCAUGGCAGGAGAAAAAAGUCCAUUUUUUCUUGUCCCCUAAGGUGAAAAUUCACAUUGUUGAGUGUGACACCUGUACGCUUUGUCAUAUUGACACAAAAUUUGACAAUCACGUGUAUCUCAAUAAGAUCUACGAAAAAGUCAAUGGGCGCGUAUCUGUCAAAUGUACGGUUAAAGGGCUAUUUUGCAUUUUUUGCCGAUUCGCACACAUUGGAAUGUGGCUAACUCCUCCUAAGGCUUUCGUCCCACCGACACCAAAUUUGCUCAAGCCGAUCUACAUCCCAUGGCCAUUCAAAGUUGUAAAAAUCAUGACGCUGCACCCCACGGUUUACGUUCUAGGGGGCGCCAAAGAUGACCCAAAUAUCCACAUUCUUAAAAGAAUCCACACACCCCCCCCAAGGCAGAAGAAAAAGUCAAGUUUUUCCUGCCCAUCGCUCAAUGGCUCAAUCCAGCGCUCUCCAGGCAACACCGUAAGGAGGAGCAACCUGCCAUUUGGAUAUAUCCUAGCUGUGUUUGUGCCCUCACUCAUGGUCCAGACUUUUUUCAAAUAGGACAUGAAGUUUGUCUGCAGCGAGUGUUUUGGUAGAAACUGUGCCUCCCAUUCAUUAUAAUGGUAAAUGACCACAGACAAGUGCGCACACCAUCUUUGGACCUUGAGUGUGACGCGAUCGGGAGGGGGAGGCGGACGCGCUGGGGGCGGCGCGACGCCGCUCGGGCCCGACAGUGCCCCACCGGGGCCCUAGUUAUUAUUUUUCCUCCCCUUUGAACUGGAAAAUGGCCCACUUCCCACUGGCGAAAACUCAUGAAAUUUGGCAGGACGACCGGGCCUGGUGAAAAAUUUGAUAUUCCGAAGUCGCCCAAACAAGAAAAUGCAAAAUGGCUCCAUAGCGCCCCCUAAGGUGAAAAUUCACACUAUUGACUGUCACGCCUGUACGCUUUGUCAAAAUGACACAAAAAUUGACACACACAUGUAUCUCAAUAAGAUCUACAAAAAAGUCAGUGCGGGCGUAUCUGUCAAAUGUACGGUUAAAGGGUUAUUUCGCAUUUUUUGCCGAUCCGCACACAUUGGAAUUUCGCUAACUCCUCCGAAGGCUUUCGUUCCACCGGCACCACAUUUGCUCAGGCCAAUCUACACCCCAUGGCCAUUAAAAGUUAUUCAAAUCAUGACGCUGCACCCCACGGUUUAGGUUCUAGGGGGCGCCAAAGAUAACCCUAAGAUCCACAUAAUUAAAAGUCUUAUAACUUUUUAUUUUUGCCCUCACUGGCCUCCAAGUUUUCUAGGAUGAUGCAAUGUCCAGCCAUCAACACAUUUGUGAAGGAAUUUUUACUCCCCAAAAGAGCGCCCCCCCAUGGCAGGAGAAAAAAGUCCAUUUUUUCUUGUCCCCUUAGGUGAAAAUACACAUUGUUGAGUGUAACUCCUGUACGCUUUGUCAAAAUGACACAAAAAUUGACACACACAUGUAUCUCAAUAAGAUCUACGAAAAAGUCAAUGCGCGCGUAUCUGUCAAAUGUACGGUUAAAGGGUUAUUCCGCAUUUUUUGCCGAUCCGCACACAUUGGAAUUUCGCUAACUCCUCCGAAGGCUUUCGUUCCACCGGCACCACAUUUGCUCAGGCCAAUCUACACCCCAUGGCCAUUAAAAGUUAUUCAAAUCAUGACGCUGCACCCCACGGUUUAGGUUCUAGGGGGAGCCAAAGAUAACCGUAAAAUCCACAUAUUUAAAAGUCUUAUAACUUUUUAUUUUUGUCCCCACUGGCCUCCAAGUUUUCUAGGAUGAUGCAAUGUCCAGCCAUCAACACAUUUGUGAAGGAAUUUUUACUCGGCAAAAGAGCGCCCCCCAUGGCAGGAGAAAAAAGUCAAUUUUUUCUUGUCCACUAAGGUGAAAAUACACAUUGUUGAGUGCUACGCCUGUAUGUUUUGUCGUAUUGACACAAAAUUUUACAUACACGUGUAUUUCAAUAAGAUCUUCGAAAAAGUCAAUGGCCACGUAUCUGUAAAAUGUACGGUUAAAGGGUUAUUUCGCAUUUUUUGCAGAUUCGCACACAUUGGAAUUUCGCUAAUUCCUCCGAAGGCUUUCGUUCCACCGGCACCACAUUUGCUCAGGCCAAUCUACACCCCAUGGCCAUUAAAAGUUAUUCAAAUCAUGACGCUGCACCCCACGGUUUAGGUUCUAGGGGGCGCCAAAGAUAACCCUAAAAUCCACAUAUUUAAAAGUCUUAUAACUUUUUAUUUUUGUCCUCACUGGCCUCCAUGUUUUCUAGGAUGAUGCAAUGUCCAGCCAUCAACACAUUUGUGAAGGAGUUUUUUCUCUUUAAAAGAGCGCCCCCCCAUGGCAGGAGAAUAAAGUCAAUUUUUUCCUGUUCAUCAUUCAAUGGCUCAAACGCACUGCUCUCUCGGCAAAAGCGAAAGGAGGAGCAACUUGCCAUUUGGAUAUAUCUUAGCUGUGUUUGUGCCCUCACUCAUGGUCCAGACUUUUUUCAAAUAGGACAUGGAGUUUUUCUGCAGUGAGCGUUUUGGUACAAACUGCGCCUCCCGUUCAUUAUAAUGGUAAAUGACCACAAACAAGUGCGCACACCAUCUUUGGACCUUGAGUGUGACGCGAUCGGGUGGGGGAGGCGGUCGCGCUGGGGGCGGCGUGACACGGCUCGGGCCCGCCAGUGCCCCAACGGGGCCCUAGUUUGUUAUUAGGGCCCGAGCGUAGCUGCUAAGCAGCUGCGAGAGCCCUCUUGUUCCUGUAGUUUCCUUCUUUUGUUAUUAUUAUUAGGGCCCGAGCGUAGCUGCUAAGCAGCUGCGAGAGCCCUAUUGUUCCUGCAUGUUUCCUUCUUUAGGGCCCGAGCGUAGCUGCUAAGCAGCUGCGAGAGCCCUAUUAUUCCCCAAGUGGUUUUUCUUUGUUUCUUUUUUCUUUUUCCUCCCCUUUGAACUGGAAAAUGGCCCACUUCCCACUGGCGAAAACUCAGGAAAUUUGGCAGGACGACCGGGCCUGGUGAAAAAUUUGAUAUUCCGAAGUCGCCCAAACAAGAAAAUGCAAAAUGGCUCCAUAGCGCCCCCUAAGGUGAAAAUUCACACUAUUGACUGUCACGCCUGUACGCUUUGUCAAAAUGACACAAAAAUUGACACACACAUGUAUCUCAAUAAGAUCUACAAAAAAGUCAGUGCGGGCGUAUCUGUCAAAUGUACGGUUAAAGGGUUAUUUCGCAUUUUUUGCCGAUCCGCACACAUUGGAAUUUCGCUAACUCCUCCGAAGGCUUUCGUUCCACCGGCACCACAUUUGCUCAGGCCAAUCUACACCCCAUGGCCAUUAAAAGUUAUUCAAAUCAUGACGCUGCACCCCACGGUUUAGGUUCUAGGGGGCGCCAAAGAUAACCCUAAAAUCCACAUUUUUAAAAGUCUUAUAACUUUUUAUUUUUGCCCUCACUGGCCUCCAAGUUUUCUAGGAUGAUGCAAUGUCCAGCCAUCAACACAUGUGUGAAGGAAUUUUUACUCCCCAAAAGAGCGCCCCCCCAUGGCAGGAGAAAAAAGUCCAUUUUUUCUUGUCCCCUAAGGUGAAAAUACACAUUGUUGACUGUCACGCCUAUACGCUUUGUCAAAAUGACACAAAAAUUGACACACACAUGUAUCUCAAUAAGAUCUUCGAAAAAGUCAAUGCGCGCGUAUCUGUCUAAUGUACGGUUAAAGGGUUAUUCCGCAUUUUUUGCCGAUUCGCACACAUUGGAAUUUCGCUAACUCCUCCGAAGGCUUUCGUUCCACCGGCACCACAUUUGCUCAGGCCAAAUUACACCCCAUGGCCAUUAAAAGUUAUUCAAAUCAUGACGCUGCACCCCACGGUUUACGUUCUAGGGGGCGCCAAAGAUAACCCAAAAAUCCACAUUUUUAAAAGUCUUAUAACUUUUUAUUUUUGUCCUCACUGGCCUCCAAGUUUUCUAGGAUGAUGCAAUGUCCAGCCAUCAACACAUUUGUGAAGGAAUUUUUACUCCCUAAAAGAGCGCCCCCCAUGGCAGGAGAAAAAAGUCCAUUUUUUCUUGUCCCCUAAGGUGAAAAUACACAUUGUUGACUGUCACGCCUGUACGCUUUGGCAAAAUGACACAAAAAUUGACAAUCAUGUGUAUCUCAAUUAGAUCUACGAAAAAGUCAAAGAGCGCGUAUCUGUAUAAUGUACGGUAAAAGGGCUAUUUUGCAUUUUUUGCCGAUUCGCACACAUUGGAAUUUCGCUAACUCCUCCUAAGGCUUUCGUCCCACUGACACCAAAUUUGCUCAGGCCAAUCUACACUCCAUGGCCAUUCAAAGUUGUAAAAAUCAUGACGCUGCACCCCACGGUUUACGUUUUAGGGGGCGCCAAAGAUGACCCAAAUAUACAUUACAGUAGACAAAGUAGUUUUGCCCACUGAGUGGCGCCAAAGGGACUUGUCUGUGGAGUCUGUGAGUCACUAUUGGCCGUUUUUGACUACUUUAGAUUUUACCUUUAUAUUUCCUCUUACAAAAUUUUUACCUUGCCUUGCCUGGUAUCAUUUUUUUCAGCACAACCUCACCUGUGUCAAUUUACAGUUAUUUUAUCAUUUUGACAUACUAUAUUUACACAUUGGACCCAAAUUCACACACAAAACAUAAAAUCCGAGUGGAAAAAAGUAACGUUUUUACUGUGAAAACCACAAAUAUGUGUGAUGAACUGUUUUUAAAACUUAAACUUCAAAUAAAAAUUGUAAACUUCAAAACAUAUGCAAAUUUUUAACAAAGAACAUAGUAAUUUACCUCUAUUGACAUCAAAAUGCAGGCAAUGGCCCAGGUGUUCUUUGUAAAAUUAUUUACAAAACACUGUAUAGUCUCACAAAUGUCACUUUUUAUUUAUGCCACUACAAAAAAACAUGAUGUAAAUGAUGCAUGAUGUAAAACAUGAUGUAAAAAACUUGUGUAGAUCCUCCUCUAUGUUAGUCCAUGUGUAAUUUUUCCAUAAUUCUUUGUUUUUUGCAGCAUUUUUGUUAGUGUAACUGCAGAUUGUGCUGACAGUGUCUAUGGCAAAAAAAAAAAAAAAAAAACUGAAAAUGCCUCAACAUGAACCCCUGGUGGUCUCUGAGGGUGAAACCUGCUAACUGCUGCAGCUCUGUCAGCUUCAGUCUCCCAUGCAGAGCUCGGAGCGCAUGUGUGGCUCUUCACCCUUAGCAGCGUUGCUAACUCCUCAGUAAGGAAAGCCUGCUUCAUGUCAGAGUCUCUAAACUCCAGAAGAAGUCGAUAAAAGUCACUUUCUUUCUAAAAAAAAAGUCGUUAGGGGGUCUGAAAAGUCAUUGAAUCUAACAACAAAGUCGCUAGGUUUGCAACUACGUGUCCCAGACUGCAUCCCUGCUGAGAGUCCCUCCCUCCCUUCUCAUAUUGCAGGAAGAACGUAAGUUCCCGCCCCUUGUCAAUCAAUCACCAUAUAAUUUUGGAUUGGUUGUUGUGGUGAAGUUUUCCACCAAUAGGAGAGAUGUUGUGGUGUGUUUUUUUUUUCUUUUGGCAAGCCUUUUCCGCCUGUAAGACCUGUCGCUAAUGUCUGCAUGCUAUGUUUUCCUGUCUCAUACAGCGCGAUCGAGCGCCGAAUGUGAUCAAAAUAAGCAGAAAACAAGUAUCGCGGACAUAAUUUAUCAUAACUCUGGUUUUAUUUGGCCUAUCAACACAAUUUAAAAACUGGUAUAUAGGUUGAGGUCCUCACUUUUGAGAUAAAUUGAAACGGAGAGUCAACGAGGCUCCGUCUUGCAGCUACAUCCGGUUAAAUAUGUCAUGUGACUUGAACGCACACACACACACACACACACACACACAGACACACACACACACGCACACACACACACUCAGAGUCUGGUUUUUAGCACCUGCAAAAACAUGCUAUUUACAUAUUUGACAAGAAUGCAGAGGCUCCUUUUGCCCCUGAAAAAAAUCAAAUUUCAAACACAACUUGACUGGUCAUUUCUCCAAAAGACAACCAUGAAGCUCCAUCCAAACCUGAAGCAGGCAGUUGGUGCAUGUGUACAGUAACCUGAGGGGAGUGAGGUGACUGCUUCUGAGGAGAACAUGAGCAGUGAAGAUUCACCUUAGAGCUAGAACAGAGACGUGCACAUGAUUAUACAGGGGCAGGGGCUCAAGUUUUUUCCAGUCGUUUAUACAAUAUGGAAAUUAAUGUGAAAUUAAAAAACAAAGUAUUAAUAGAAAGGUAAUGACUGUCCUGUGUAGGUGACAGUAAUAUCCAAUAGGCUAGGCACUCACGAGGCUGGCUGUGGCAAGUGUAAGUGAAAGCAACACGCACUGGCAGGAAGAACAGCAAACGCCGAUGAAGGAAAAGGGUCUUUGCAGUGAUGGGCGUUACCAGAGAGGGCGAUGGCCAGAGGACACAAAUGGGACGGGGAGGCAGCGCGUUGGGGGGGGGGCGCGACACAGCUCGGGCCCGCCAGUGCCCCAACGGGGUCCUAGUUUGUUAUUAUUAUUAUUAUUAUUUUUCCUCCCCUUUGAACUGGAAAAUGGCCCACUUCCCACUGGCGAAAACUCAUGAAAUUUGGCAGGACGACCGGGCCUGGUGAAAAAUUUGAUAUUCCGAAGUCGCCCAAACAAUAAAAUGCAAAAUGGCUCCAUAGCGCCCCCUAAGGUGAAAAUUCACACUAUUGACUGUCACGCGUGUACGCUUUGUCAAAAUGACACAAAAAUUGACACACACAUGUAUCUCAAUAAGAUCUACAAAAAAGUCAGUGCGGGCGUAUCUGUCAAAUGUACGGUUAAAGGGUUAUUUCGCAUUUUUUGCCGAUCCGCACACAUUGGAAUUUCGCUAACUCCUCCGAAGGCUUUCGUUCCACCGGCACCACAUUUGCUCAGGCCAAUCUACACCCCGUGGCCAUUAAAAGUUAUUCAAAUCAUGACGCUGCACCCCACAGUUUAGGUUCUAGGGGGCGCCAAAGAUAACCCUAAAAUCCACAUAUUUAAAAGUCUUAUAACUUUUUAUUUUUGUCCUCACUGGCCUCCAAGUUUUCUAGGAUGAUGCAAUGUCCAGCCAUCAACACAUUUGUGAAGGAAUUUUUACUCCCCAAAAGAGCGCCCCCCCAUGGCAGGAGAAAAAAGUCAAUUUUUUCUUGUCCCCUAAGGUGGAAAUUCACACUAUUGACUGUCACGCCUGUACGCUUUAUCAUAUUGACACAAAAAUUGACACACAUAUGUAUCUCAAUAAGAUCUACAAAAAAGUCAAUGCGCGCGUAUCUGUCAAAUGUACAGUUAAAGGGCUAUUUUUCAUUUUUUGCCGAUUCGCACACAUUGGAAUGUGGCUAACUCCUCCUAAGGCUUUCGUCCCACUGACACCAAAUUUGCUCAGGCCAAUCUACACCCCAUGGCCAUUCAAAGUUGUAAAAAUCAUGACGCUGCACCCCACGGUUUACGUUCUAGGGGGCGCCAAAGAUGACCCAAAAAUCCACAUUCUUAAAGGAAUCCACACCCCCCCCCAAGGCAGGAGAAAAAGUCAAGUUAACCCUGCCCAUCGCUCAAUGGCUCAAUCGCAUCGCUCUCCAGGCAACACCGUAAGGAGGAGCAACCCGCCAUUUCGAUAUAUCAUAGCUGUGUUUGUGCCCUCACUCAUGGUCCAGACUUUUUUCAAAUAGGACAUGAAGUUUGUCUGCAGCGAGUGUUUUGGUAGAAACUGCGCCUCCCAUUCAUUAUAAUGGGAAAUGACCACAGACAAGUGCGCACACCAUCUUUGGACCUUGAGUGUGACGCGAUCGGGAGGGGGAGGCGGUCGCGCUGGGGGCGGCGCGACGCGGCUCGGGCCCGCCAGUGCCCCAACGGGGUCCUAGUUAGGGCCCGAGCGUAGCUGCUAAGCAGCUGCGAGAGCCCUCUUGUUCCUGUAGUUUCCUUCUUUUGUUAUUAGGGCCCGAGCGUAGCUGCUAAGCAGCUGCGAGAGCCCUCUUGUUCCUGAUGGAUUCUUCUUUCGUUAUUUUUCCUCCGCUUUAAACUGGAAAAUGGCCCACUUCCCACUGGCGAAAACUCAGGAAAUUUGGCAGGACGACCGGGCCUGGUGAAAAAUUCGAUAUUCUGAAGUCGCCCAAACAAAAAAAUGAAAAAUGGCUCCAUAGCGCCCCCUAUAGUGAAAACUCACCUGACGCCUGUACGCUUUGUCAAAAUGACACAAAAUUUGACACACAUGUGUAUCUCAAUAAGAUCUACAAAGAAGUCAGUGCGGGCGUAUCUGUCAAAUGUACCGUUAAAGGGCUAUUUCGCAUUUUUUGCCAAUCCGCACACAUUGGAAUUUCGCUAACUCCUCCGAAGGCUUUCGUUCCACCGGCACCAAAUUUGCUCAGGACAAUCUACACCCCAUGGCCAUUAAAAGUUGUACAAAUCAUGACACUGCACCCCACGGUUUACAUUCUAGGGGGCGCCAAAGAUAACCCAAAAAUCCACAUAUUUAAAAGUCUUAUAACUUUUUAUUUUUGUCCUCACUGGCCUCCAAGUUUUCUAGGAUGAUGCAAUGUCCAGCCAUCAACACAUUUGUGAAGGAAUUUUUACUCCCCAAAAGAGCGCCCCCCCAUGGCAGGAGAAAAAAUUCCAUUUUUUCUUGUCCCAUAAGGUGAAAAUACACAUUGUUGAGUGUCACGCCUGUACGCUUUGUCAAAAUGACCCAAAAUUUGACAAUCACGUGUAUCUCAAUAAGAUCUAUGAAAAAGUCAAUGCGCAAAUAUCUGUAAAAUGUACGGUUAAAGGGCUAUUUUGCAUUUUUUGCCGAUUCGCACACAUUGGAAUGUGGCUAACUCCUCCUAAGGCUUUCGUCCCACUGACACCAAAUUUGCUCAGGCCAAUCUACACCCCAUGGCCAUUAAAAGUUGUACAAAUCAUGACGCUGCACCCCACGGUUUACGUUCUAGGGGGCGCCAAAGAUGACCCAAAUAUCCACAUUCUUAAAAGAAUCCACAUCCCCCCCCUCCCCCCAUGGCAGGAGAAAAAGUCAAGUUUUUCCUUCCCAUCGCUCAAUGGCUCAAUCGCAUCGCUCUCUCGGCAAAAGCGAAAGGUGGAUCCAUUUGGAUAUAUCCUAGCUGUGUUUGUGCCCUCACUCAUGGUCCAGACUUUUUUCAAAUAGGACAUGAAGUUUGUCUGCAGCGAGUGUUUUGGUAGAAACUGCGCCUCCCAUUCAUUAUAAUGCGAAAUGACCACAGACAAGUGCGCACACCAUCUUUGGACCUUGAGUGUGACGCGAUCGGGAGGGGGAGGCGGUCACGCUGGGGGCGGCACGACGCGGCUCGGGCCCGACAGUGCCCCACCGGGGCCCUAGUUAUUAUUAUUUUUCCUCCCCUUUGAACUGGAAAAUGGCCCACUUCCCACUGGCGAAAACUCAUGAAAUUUGGCAGGACGACCAGGCCUGGUGAAAAAUUUGAUAUUCCGAAGUCGCCCAAACAAUAAAAUGCAAAAUGGCUCCAUAGCGCCCCCUAAGGUGAAAAUUCACACUAUUGACUGUCACGCGUGUACGCUUUGUCAAAAUGACACAAAAAUUGACACACACAUGUAUCUCAAUAAGAUCUACAAAAAAGUCAGUGCGGGCGUAUCUGUCAAAUGUACGGUUAAAGGGUUAUUUCGCAUUUUUUGCCGAUCCGCACACAUUGGAAUUUCGCUAACUCCUCCGAAGGCUUUCGUUCCACCGGCACCACAUUUGCUCAGGCCAAUCUACACCCCGUGGCCAUUAAAAGUUAUUCAAAUCAUGACGCUGCACCCCACAGUUUAGGUUCUAGGGGGCGCCAAAGAUAACCCUAAAAUCCACAUAUUUAAAAGUCUUAUAACUUUUUAUUUUUGUCCUCACUGGCCUCCAAGUUUUCUAGGAUGAUGCAAUGUCCAGCCAUCAACACAUUUGUGAAGGAAUUUUUACUCCCCAAAAGAGCGCCCCCCAUGGCAGGAGAAAAAAGUCAAUUUUUUCUUGUCCCCUAAGGUGGAAAUUCACACUAUUGACUGUCACGCCUGUACGCUUUAUCAUAUUGACACAAAAAUUGACACACAUAUGUAUCUCAAUAAGAUCUACAAAAAAGUCAAUGCGCGCGUAUCUGUCAAAUGUACAGUUAAAGGGCUAUUUUUCAUUUUUUGCCGAUUCGCACACAUUGGAAUGUGGCUAACUCCUCCUAAGGCUUUCGUCCCACUGACACCAAAUUUGCUCAGGCCAAUCUACACCCCAUGGCCAUUCAAAGUUGUAAAAAUCAUGACGCUGCACCCCACGGUUUAGGUUCUAGGGGGCGCCAAAGAUGACCCAAAAAUCCACAUUCUUAAAGGAAUCCACACCCCCCCCCCCCCCAAGGCAGGAGAAAAAGUCAAGUUAACCCUGCCCAUCGCUCAAUGGCUCAAUCGCAUCGCUCUCCAGGCAACACCGUAAGGAGGAGCAACCCGCCAUUUCGAUAUAUCAUAGCUGUGUUUGUGCCCUCACUCAUGGUCCAGACUUUUUUCAAAUAGGACAUGAAGUUUGUCUGCAGCGAGUGUUUUGGUAGAAACUGCGCCUCCCAUUCAUUAUAAUGGGAAAUGACCACAGACAAGUGCGCACACCAUCUUUGGACCUUGAGUGUGACGCGAUCGGGAGGGGGAGGCGGUCGCGCUGGGGGCGGCGCGACGCGGCUCGGGCCCGCCAGUGCCCCAACGGGGUCCUAGUUAUUAUUUUUCCUCCCCUUUGAACUGGAAAAUGGCCCACUUCCCACUGGCGAAAACUCAUGAAAUUUGGCAGGACGACCGGGCCUGGUGUAAAAUUUGAUAUUCCGAAGUCGCCCAAACAAGAAAAUGCAAAAUGGCUCCAUAGCGCCCCCUAAGGUGGAAAUUCACACUAUUGACUGUCACGCGUGUACGCUUUGUCAAAAUGACACAAAAAUUGACACACACAUGUAUCUCAAUAAGAUCUACAAAAAAGUCAGUGCGGGCGUAUCUGUCAAAUGUACGGUUAAAGGGUUAUUUCGCAUUUUUUGCCGAUCCGCACACAUUGGAAUUUCGCUAACUCCUCCGAAGGCUUUCGUUCCACCGGCACCACAUUUGCUCAGGCCAAUCUACACCCCAUGGCCAUUAAAAGUUAUUCAAAUCAUGACGCUGCACCCCACGGUUUAGGUUCUAGGGGGCGCCAAAGAUAACCCUAAGAUCCACAUAUUUAAAAGUCUUAUAACUUUUUAUUUUUGCCCUCACUGGCCUCCAAGUUUUCUAGGAUGAUGCAAUGUCCAGCCAUCAACACAUUUGUGAAGGAAUUUUUACUCCCCAAAAGAGCGCCCCCCCAUGGCAGGAGAAAAAAGUCCAUUUUUUCUUGUCCCCUAAGGUGAAAAUACACAUUGUUGAGUGUAACACCUGUACGCUUUGGCAAAAUGACACAAAAAUUGACACACACAUGUAUCUCAAUAAGAUCUACGAAAAAGUCAAUGCGCGCGUAUCUGUCAAAUGUACGGUUAAAGGGUUAUUCCGCAUUUUUUGCCGAUCCGCACACAUUGGAAUUUCGCUAACUCCUCCGAAGGCUUUCGUUCCACCGGCACCACAUUUGCUCAGGCCAAUCUACACCCCAUGGCCAUUAAAAGUUAUUCAAAUCAUGACGCUGCACCCCACGGUUUAGGUUCUAGGGGGAGCCAAAGAUAACCGUAAAAUCCACAUAUUUAAAAGUCUUAUAACUUUUUAUUUUUGUCCCCACUGGCCUCCAAGUUUUCUAGGAUGAUGCAAUGUCCAGCCAUCAACACAUUUGUGAAGGAAUUUUUACUCGGCAAAAGAGCGCCCCCCAUGGCAGGAGAAAAAAGUCAAUUUUUUCUUGUCCACUAAGGUGAAAAUACACAUUGUUGAGUGCUACGCCUGUAUGUUUUGUCGUAUUGACACAAAAUUUUACAUACACGUGUAUUUACAUAAGAUCUUCGAAAAAGUCAAUGGCCACGUAUCUGUAAAAUGUACGGUUAAAGGGUUAUUUUGCAUUUUUUGCAGAUUCGCACACAUUGGAAUUUCGCUAAUUCCUCCGAAGGCUUUCGUUCCACCGGCACCACAUUUGCUCAGGCCAAUCUACACCCCAUGGCCAUUAAAAGUUAUUCAAAUCAUGACGCUGCACCCCACGGUUUAGGUUCUAGGGGGCGCCAAAUAUAACCCUAAAAUCCACAUAUUUAAAAGUCUUAUAACUUUUUAUUUUUGUCCUCACUGGCCUCCAUGUUUUCUAGGAUGAUGCAAUGUCCAGCCAUCAACACAUUUGUGAAGGAGUUUUUUCUCUUUAAAAGAGCGCCCCCCAUGGCAGGAGAAUAAAGUCAAGUUUUUCCUGUUCAUCAUUCAAUGGCUCAAACGCACUGCUCUCUCGGCAAAAGCGAAAGGAGGAGCAACUUGCCAUUUGGAUAUAUCUUAGCUGUGUUUGUGCCCUCACUCAUGGUCCAGACUUUUUUCAAAUAGGACAUGGAGUUUUUCUGCAGCGAGCGUUUUGGUAGAAACUGCGCCUCCCGUUCAUUAUAAUGGUAAAUGACCACAAACAAGUGCGCACACCAUCUUUGGACCUUGAGUGUGACGCGAUCGGGUGGGGGAGGCGGUCGCGCUGGGGGCGGCGUGACACGGCUCGGGCCCGCCAGUGCCCCAACGGGGCCCUAGUUAGGGCCCGAGCCAGCUGCAGAGCAGCCGGGCGUAGGCCCUAUUAUUCCCCAAGUGGUUUUUCUUUGUUUCUUUCUUUCUUUCUUUCUUUCUUUCUUCUUUUUCCUCCCCUUUGAACUGGAAAAUGGCCCACUUCCCACUGGCGAAAACUCAUGAAAUUUGGCAGGACGACCGGGCCUGGUGAAAAAUUCGAUAUUCUGAAGUCGCCCAAACAAUAAAAUGCAAAAUGGCUCCAUAGCGCCCCCUAAGGUGGAAAUUCACACUAUUGACUGUCACGCCUGUACGCUUUGUCAUAUUGACACAAAAAUUGACACACAUAUGUAUCUCAAUAAGAUCUACAAAAAAGUCAGUGCGGCCGUCUCUGUCAAAAUUACGGUUAAAGGGUUAUUUCGCAUUUUUUGCCGAUCCGCACACAUUGGAAUUUCGCUAACUCCUCCGAAGGCUUUCGUUCCACCGGCACCACAUUUGCUCAGGCCAAUCUACACCCCGUGGCCAUUAAAAGUUAUCAAAAUCAUGACGCUGCACCCCAAGGUUUAGGUUCUAGGGGGCGCCAAAGAUAACACUAAAAUCCACAUAUUUAAAAGUCUUAUAACUUUUUAUUUUUGUCCUCACUGGCCUCCAAGUUUUCUAGGAUGAUGCAAUGUCCAGCCAUCAACACAUUUGUGAAGGAAUUUUUACUCCCCAAAAGAGCGCCCCCCCAUGGCAGGAGAAAAAAGUCCAUUUUUUCUUGUCCCCUAAGGUGAAAAUACACAUUGUUGAGUGUCACGCCUAUACGCUUUGUCAAAAUGACACAAAAAUUGACACACACAUGUAACUCAAUAAGAUCUACAAAAAAGUCAAUGCGCGCGUAUCUGUCAAAUGUACAGUUAAAGGGUUAUUCCGCAUUUUUUGCCGAUACGCACACAUUGGAAUUUCGCUAACUUCUCCGAAGGCUUUCGUUCCACCGGCACCACAUUUGCUCAGGCCAAUCUACACCCCAUGGCCAUUAAAAGUUAUUCAAAUCAUGAUGCUGCACCCCAUGGUUUAGGUUCUAGGGGGCGCCAAAAAUAACCCAAAAAUCCACAUUCUUAAAUGUUUUAUAACUUUUUAUUUUUGUCCUCACUGGCCUCCAAGUUUUCUAGGAUGAUGCAAUGUCCAGCCAUCAACACAUUUGUGAAGGAAUUUUUACUCCCCAAAAGAGCGCCCCCCCAUGGUAGGAGAAAAAAGUCAAUUUUUUCUUGUCCCCUUACAUAAAAAUACACAUUGUUGAGUGUCACGCCUGAACGCUUUGUCAUAUUGACACAAAAAUUGACAAUCAUGUGUAUCUCAAUUAGAUCUACGAAAAAGUCAAAGAGCGCGUAUCUGUAUAAUGUACGGUUAAAGGGCUAUUUUGCAUUUUUUGCCGAUUCGCACACAUUGGAAUGUGGCUAUCUCCUCCUAAGUCUUUCGUCCCACCGAUACCAAAUUUGCUCAGGCCAAUCUACACCCCAUGGCCAUUCAAAGUUGUAAAAAUCAUGACGCUGCACCCCACGGUUUACGUUCUAGGGGGCGCCAAAGAUGACCCAAAAAUCCACAUUCUUAAAAGUCAUUUUGGCCACUGCAGGAGUACAGAGUACUGCAGUUCUAGGGGGCGCCAAAGAUGACCCAAAAAUCCACAUUCUUAAAAGUCUUUUUGGCCACUGCAGGAGUACAGAGUACUGCAGGAUACACACACGCCAACACACACGCCAACAUACACACACACACACACACACACACACACACACACACACACACACACACACACACACACACAGACACACACACACACUCAGAGUCUGUUUUUUAGCACCUGCAAAAACAUGCUGUUUACAUAUUUGACAAGAAUGCAGAGGCUUCCUUUUGCCCCUGAAAAAAAUCAAAUUUCAAACACAACUUGACUGUUCAUUUCUCCAAAAGACAACUAUGAAGCUCCAUUUCAAACCUGAAGCAGAUAGUUGGUGCAUGUGUACAGUAACCUGAGGGGAGUGAGGUGACUAUUUCUGAGGAGAACAUGAGCAGUGAAGAUUCACCUUGGAGCUAGAACAGGGACGUGCACAUGAUUAUACAGGGGCAGGGGCUCAAGUUUUUUCCAGUCAUUUAUACAAUAUGGAAAUUAAUGUGAAAUUAAACCACAAAUAUGUGUGAUGAACUGUUUUUAAAACUUAAACUUCAAAUAAAAAUUGUAAACUUCAAAACAUAUGCAAAUUUUUAACAAAGAACAUAGUAAUUUACCUCUAUUUACAUCAAAAUGCAGGCAAUGGCCCAGGCGUUCUUUGUAAAAUUAUUUACAAAACACUGUAUAGUCUCACAAAUGUCACUUUUUAUUUAUGCCACUACAAAAAAAACAUGAUGUAAAUGAUGCAUGAUGUAAAACAUGAUGUAAAAAACUUGUGUAGAUCCUCCUCUAUGUCAGUCCAUGUGUAAUUUUUCCAUAAUUCUUUGUUUUUUGCAGCAUUUUUGUUAGUGUAACUGCAGAUUGUGCUGACAGUGUCUAUGGCACAAAAAAAAAAAAAAAUUAAAAUGCCUCAACAUGAACCCCUGGUGGUCUCUGAGGGUGAAACCUGCUAACUGCUGCAGCUCUGUCAGCUUCAGUCUCCCAUGCAGAGCUCUGAGCGCAUGUGUGGCUCUGCACCCUUAGCAGCGUUGCUAACUCCUCAGUAAGGAAAGCCUGCUUCAUGUCAGAGUCUCUAAACUCCAGAAGAAGUCGAUAAAAGUCCCUUUCUUUCUAAAAAAAAGUCGUUAGGGUGUCUGAAAAGUCAUUGAAUCUAACAACAAAGUCACUAGGUUUGCAACUACGUGUCCCAGACUGCAUCCCUGCUGAGAGUCCCUCCCUCCCUUCUCAUGUUGCAGGAAGAACGUAAGCGCCCGCCCCUUGUCAAUCAGUCACCAUAUAAUUUUGGAUUGGUUGUUGUGGUGAAGUUUUCCACCAAUAGGAGAGAUGUUGUGGUGUGUUUUUUUUUUCUUUUGGCAAGCCUUUUCCGCCUGUAAGACCUGUCGCUAAUGUCUGCAUGCUAUGUUUUCCUGUCUCAUACAGCGCGAUCGAGCGCCGAACGUGAUCAAAAUAAGCAGAAAACAAGUAUCGCGGACAUAAUUUAUCAUAACUCUGGUUUUAUUUGGCCUAUCAACACAAUUUAAAAACUGGUAUAUAGGUUGAGGUCCUCACUUUUGAGAUAAGUUGAAACGGAGAGUCAACGAGGCUCUGUCUUGCAGCUACAUCCGGUUAAAUAUGUCAUGUGACUUGAACGCACACAUAGACACACACACACGCACACACACACACACACACACACACACACACACACACACACUCAGAGUCUGGUUUUUAGCACCUGCAAAAACAUGCUAUUUACAUAUUUGACAAGAAUGCAGAGGCUCCUUUUGCCCCUGAAAAAAAUCAAAUUUCAAACACAACUUGACUGGUCAUUUCUCCAAAAGACAACCAUGAAGCUCCAUCCAAACCUGAAGCAGGCAGUUGGUGCAUGUGUACAGUAACCUGAGGGGAGUGAGGUGAGUGCUUCUGAGGAGAACAUGAGCAGUGAAGAUUCACCUUGGAGCUAGAACAGAGACAUGCACAUGAUUAUACAGGGGCAGGGGCUCAAGUUUUUUCCAGUCGUUUAUACAAUAUGGAAAUUAAUGUGAAAUUAAAACACAAAGUAUUAAUAGAAAGGUAAUGACUGUCCUGUGUAGGUGACAGUGAUAUCCAAUAGGCUAGGCACUCACGAGGCUGGCUGUGGCAAGUGUAAGUGAAAGCAACACGCACUGGCAGGAAGAACAGCAAACGCCGAUGAAGGAAAAGGGUCUUUGCAGUGAUGGGCGUUAACAGAGAGGGCGAUGGCCAGAGGACACAAAUGGGACGGGGAGGCAGCACGUUGGGGGGGGGGGGGGGGAGACGCGACACGGCUCGGGCCCGCCAGUGCCCCAACGGGGUCCUAGUUAUUAGGGCCCGAGCGUAGCUGCUAAGCAGCUGCGAGAGCCCUCUUGUUCCUGAUGGAUUCUUCUUUCGUUAUUUUUCCUCCGCUUUAAACUGGAAAAUGGCCCACUUCCCACUGGCGAAAACUCAGGAAAUUUGGCAGGACGACCGGGCCUGGUGAAAAAUUUGAUAUUCUGAAGUCGCCCAAACAAAAAAAUGAAAAAUGGCUCCAUAGCGCCCCCUAUGGUGAAAACUCACCUGACACCUGUACGCUUUGUCAAAAUGACACAAAAUUUGUCACACAUGUGUAUCUCAAUAAGAUCUACAAAAAAGUCACUGCGGGCGUAUCUGUCAAAUGUACGGUUAAAGGGCUAUUUCGCAUUUUUUGCCGAUCCGCACACAUUGGAAUUUCGCUAACUCCUCCGAAGGCUUUCGUUCCACCGGCACCAAAUUUGCUCAGGCCAAUCUACACCCCAUGGCCAUUCAAAGUUGUACAAAUCAUGACGCUGCACCCCACGGUUUAUGUUCUAGGGGGCGCCAAAGAUAACCCAAAAAUCCACAUUCUUAAAAGUCUUAUAACUUUUUAUUUUUGUCCUCACUGGCCUCCAAGUUUUCUAGGAUGAUGCUAUGUCCAGCCAUCAACACAUGUGUGAAGGAAUUUUUACUCCACAAAAGAGCGCCCCCCCAUGGCAGGAGAAAAAAGUCAAUUUUUUCUUGUCUCCUAAGGUGAAAAUACAUAUUGUCGAGUGUCACGCCUGUAUGCUUUGUCAUAUUGACACAAAAUUUGACAAUCACGUGUAUCUCAAUAAGAUCUACAAAAAAGUCAAAGGGCAUGUAUCUGUCAAAUGUACGGUUAAAGGGCUAUUUUGCAUUUUUUGCCGAUCCGCACACAUUGGAAUUUCGCUAACUCCUCCGAAGGCUAUCUUUCCACCGGCACCAAAUUUGCUCAGGCCAAUCUACACCCCAUGGCCAUUAAAAGUUGUACAAAUCAUCUUGCUGCACCACACGGUUUGGGUUCUAGGGGGCACCAUAUAUAACCCAAAAAUCCACAUUCUUAAAAGUCUUAUAACUUUUUAUCUUUUUCCAUACUGGCCUCCAAGUUUUUUAGGAUGAUGCAAUGUCCAGCCAUCAACACAUUUGUAAAGGAAUUUUUACUCCCGAAAAGAGCGCCCCCCCCAUGGCAGGAGAAAAAAGUCCAUUUUUUCUUGUCCCCUAAGGUGAAAAAACACAUUGUUGACUGUCACGCCUAUACGCUUUGUCAAAAUGACAAAAAAUUUGACACACACGUGUAUCUCAAUAAGAUCUACGAAAAAGUCAAUGGGCACGUAUCUGUAAAAUGUACGGUUAAAGGGCUAUUUCGCAUUUUUUGCCGAUUCGCACACAUUGGAAUGUGGCUAACUCCUCCUAAGGCUUUCUUCCCACCGACACCAAAUUUGCUCAAGCCGAUCUACAUCCCAUGGCCAUUCAAAGUUGUAAAAAUCAUGCCGCUGCACCCCAUGGUUUACGUUCUAGGGGGCGCCAAAGAUGACCCAAAUAUCCACAUUCUUAAAAGAAUCCACAUCCCCCCCCCCAAGGAGGGAGAAAAAGUCCAGUUAACCCUGCCCAUCGCUCAAUGGCUCAAUCGCAUCGCUCUCCUGGCAACACAGUAAGGAGGAGCAACUUGCCAUUUGGAUAUAUCCUAGCUGUGUUUGUGCCCUCACUCAUGGUCCAGACUUUUUUCAAAUAGGACAUGUAGUUUGUCUGCAGCGAGCGUUUUGGUAGAAACUGCGCCUCCCAUUCAUUAUAAUGGGAAAUGACCACAGACAAGUGCGCACACCAUCUUUGGACCUUGAGUGUGAUGCGAUCAGGAGGGGGAGGCGGUCGCGCUGGGGGCGGCGCGACGCGGCUCGGGCCCGACAGUGCCCCACCGGGGCCCUAGUUAUUAUUUUUCCUCCCCUUUAAACUGGAAAAUGGCCCACUUCCCACUGGCGAAAACUCAUGAAAUUUGGCAGGACGACCGGGCCUGGUGAAAAAUUUGAUAUUCCGAAGUCGCCCAAACAAGAAAAUGCAAAAUGGCUCCAUAGCGCCCCCUAAGGUGAAAAUUCACACUAUUCACUGUCACGCCUGUACGCUUUGUCAAAAUGACACAAAAAUUGACACACACAUGUAUCUCAAUAAGAUCUACAAAAAAGUCAGUGCGGGCGUAUCUGUCAAAUGUACGGUUAAAGGGUUAUUUCGCAUUUUUUGCCGAUCCGCACACAUUGGAAUUUCGCUAACUCCUCCGAAGGCUUUCGUUCCACCGGCACCACAUUUGCUCAGGCCAAUCUACACCCCAUGGCCAUUAAAAGUUAUUCAAAUCAUGACGCUGCACCCCACGGUUUAGGUUCUAGGGGGCGCCAAAGAUAACCCUAAGAUCCACAUAUUUAAAAGUCUUAUAACUUUUUAUUUUUGCCCUCACUGGCCUCCAAGUUUUCUAGGAUGAUGCAAUGUCCAGCCAUCAACACAUUUGUGAAGGAAUUUUUACUCCCCAAAAGAGCGCCCCCCCAUGGCAGGAGAAAAAAGUCCAUUUUUUCUUGUCCCCUAAGGUGAAAAUACACAUUGUUGAGUGUAACACCUGUACGCUUUGGCAAAAUGACACCAAAAUUGAGACACACAUGUAACUCAAUAAGAUCUACGAAAAAGUCAAUGCGCGCGUAUCUGUCAAAUGUACGGUUAAAGGGUUAUUUCGCAUUUUUUGCCGAUCCGCACACAUUGGAAUUUCGCUAACUCCUCCGAAGGCUUUAGUUCCACCGGCACCACAUUUGCUCAGGCCAAUCUACACCCCAUGGCCAUUAAAAGUUAUUCAAAUCAUGACGCUGCACCCCACGGUUUAGGUUCUAGGGGGCGCCAAAGAUGACCCUAAAAUCCACAUAUUUAAAAGUCUUAUAACUUUUUAUUUUUGCCCUCACUGGCCUCCAAGUUUUCUAGGAUGAUGCAAUGUCCAGCCAUCAACACAUUUGUGAAGGAAUUUUUACUCCCCAAAAGAGCGCCCCCCCAUGGCAGGAGAAAAAAGUCCAUUUUUUCUUGUCCCCUAAGGUGAAAAUACACAUUGUAGAGUGUCACGCCUGUAUGCUUUGUCAAAAUGACACAAAAUUUGACAUACACGUGUAUUUCAAUAAGAUCUUCAAAAAAGUCAAUGGCCACGUAUAUGUAAAAUGUACAGUUAAAGGGUUAUUUCACAUUUUUUCCCGAUCCGCACACAUUGGAAUUUGGCUAACUCCUCCUAAGGCUUUCGUCCCACUGACACCAAAUUUGCUCAGGCCAAUCUACACCCCAUGGCCAUUCAAAGUUGUAAAAAUCAUGACGCUGCACCCCACGGUUUACGUUCUAGGGGGCGCCAAAGAUGACCCAAAUAUCCACAUUCUUAAAAGAAUCCACAUCCCCCCCCCCAUCCCCCAUCCCCCAUCCCCCAUGGCAGGAGAAACAGUCAAGUUUUUCCUUCCCAUCACUCAAUGGCUCAAUCGCAUCACUCUCCCGGCAACACCGUAACGAGGAGGAACUUGCCAUUUGGAUAUAUCCCAGCUGUGUUUGUGCCCUCACUCAUGGUCCAGACUUUUUUCAAAUAGGACAUGUAGUUUGUCUGCAGUGAGUGUUUUGGUAGAAACUGCGCCUCCCAUUCAUUAUAAUGGGAAAUGACCACAGACAAAUGCGCACACCAUCUUUGGACCUUCAGUGUGACGCGAUCGGGAGGGGGAGGCGGUCGCGCUGGGGGCGGCGCAACGCGGCUCGGGCCCGACAGUGCCCCACCGGGGUCCUAGUUGUUAGUGUAACUGCAGAUUGUGCUGACAGUGUCUAUGGCAAAAAAAAAAAAAAAAACUGAAAAUGCCUCAACAUGAACCCCUGGUGGUCUCUGAGGGUGAAACCUGCUAACUGCUGCAGCUCUGUCAGCUUCAGUCUCCCAUGCAGAGCUCGGAGCGCAUGUGUGGCUCUGCACCCUUAGCAGCGUUGCUAACUCCUCAGUAAGGAAAGCCUGCUUCAUGUCAGAGUCUCUAAACUCCAGAAGAAGUCGAUAAAAGUCACUUUCUUUCUAAAAAAAAGUCGUUAGGGGGUCUGAAAAGUCAUUGAAUCUAACAACAAAGUCGCUAGGUUUGCAACUACGUGUCCCAGACUGCAUCCCUGCUGAGAGUCCCUCCCUCCCUUCUCAUAUUGCAGGAAGAACGUAAGUUCCCGCCCCUUGUCAAUCAGUCACCAUAUAAUUUUGGAUUGGUUGUUGUGGUGAAGUUUUCCACCAAUAGGAGAGAUGUUGUGGUGUGUUUUUUUCCUUUGGCAAGCCUUUUCCGCCUGUAAGACCUGUCGCUAAUGUCUGCAUGCUAUGUUUUCCUGUCUCAUACAGCGCGAUCGAGCGCCGAACGUGAUCAAAAUAAGCAGAAAACAAGUAUCGCGGACAUAAUUUAUCAUAACUCUGGUUUUAUUUGGCCUAUCAACACAAUUUAAAAACUGGUAUAUAGGUUGAGGUCCUCACUUUUGAGAUAAAUUGAAACGGAGAGUCAACGAGGCUCCGUCUUGCAGCUACAUCCGGUUAAAUAUGUCAUGUGACUUGAACGCACACACACACACACACACAGACACACACACACACGCACACACACACACUCAGAGUCUGGUUUUUAGCACCUGCAAAAACAUGCUAUUAACAUAUUUGACAAGAAUGCAGAGGCUCCUUUUGCCCCUGAAAAAAAUCAAAUUUCAAACACAACUUGACUGGUCAUUUCUCCAAAAGACAACCAUGAAGCUCCAUCCAAACCUGAAGCAGGCAGUUGGUGCAUGUGUACAGUAACCUGAGGGGAGUGAGGUGACUGCUUCUGAGGAGAACAUGAGCAGUGAAGAUUCACCUUAGAGCUAGAACAGAGACGUGCACAUGAUUAUACAGGGGCAGGGGCUCAAGUUUUUUCCAGUUGUUUAUACAAUAUGGAAAUUAAUGUGAAAUUAAAAAACAAAGUAUUAAUAGAAAGGUAAUGACUGUCCUGUGUAGGUGACAGUGAUAUCCAAUAGGCUAGGCACUCACGAGGCUGGCUGUGGCAAGUGUAAGUGAAAGCAACACGCACUGGCAGGAAGAACAGCAAACGCCGAUGAAGGAAAAGGGUCUUUGCAGUGAUGGGCGUUACCAGAGAGGGCGAUGGCCAGAGGACACAAAUGGGACGGGGAGGCAGCGCGUUGGGGGGGGGGACGCGACACAGCUCGGGCCCGCCAGUGCCCCAACGGGGUCCUAGUUCUUUGUUUCUUAGGGCCCGAGCCAGCUGCAGAGCAGCCGGGCGUAGGCCCUAUUAUUCCCCAAGUGGUUUUUCUUUGUUUCUUUCUUUCUUUUUUCUUUUUCCUCCCCUUUGAACUGGAAAAUGGCCCACUUCCCACUGGCGAAAACUCAUGAAAUUUGGCAGGAGGACCGGGCCUGGUGAAAAAUUUGAUAUUCUGAAGUCGCCCAAACAAUAAAAUGCAAAAUGGCUCCAUAGCGCCCCCUAAGGUGAAAAUUCACACUAUUGACUGUCACGCCUGUACGCUUUGUCAUAUUGACACAAAAAUUGACACACAUAUGUAUCUCAAUAAGAUCUACAAAAAAGUCAGUGCGGCCGUAUCUGUAAAAAUUACGGUUAAAGGGUUAUUUCGCAUUUUUUGCCGAUCCGCACACAUUGGAAUUUCGCUAACUCCUCCGAAGGCUUUCGUUCCACCGGCACCACAUUUGCUCAGGCCAAUCUACACCCCGUGGCCAUUAAAAGUUAUCAAAAUCAUGACGCUGCACCCCAAGGUUUAGGUUCUAGGGGGCGCCAAAGAUAACACUAAAAUCCACAUAUUUAAAAGUCUUAUAACUUUUUAUUUUUGUCCUCACUGGCCUCCAAGUUUUCUAGGAUGAUGCAAUGUCCAGCCAUCAACACAUUUGUGAAGGAAUUUUUACUCCCCAAAAGAGCGCCCCCCCAUGGCAGGAGAAAAAAGUCCAUUUUUUCUUGUCCCCUAAGGUGAAAAUACACAUUGUUGAGUGUCACGCCUAUACGCUUUGUCAAAAUGACACAAAAAUUGACACACACAUGUAACUCAAUAAGAUCUACGAAAAAGUCAAUGCGCGCGUAUCUGUCAAAUGUACGGUUAAAGGGUUAUUCCGCAUUUUUUGCCGAUCCGCACACAUUGGAAUUUCGCUAACUCCUCCUAAGGCUUUCGUUCCACCGGCACCACAUUUGCUCAGGCCAAUCUACACCCCAUGGCCAUUAAAAGUUAUCAAAAUCAUGACGCUGCACCCCACGGUUUAGGUUCUAGGGGGCGCCAAAGAUAAUCCUAAAAUCCACAUAUUUAAAAGUGUUAUAACUUUUUAUUUUUGUCCUCACUGGCCUCCAAGUUUUCUAGGAUGAUGCAAUGUCCAGCCAUCAACACAUUUGUGAAGGAAUUUUUACUCCCCAAAAGAGCGCCCCCCCAUGGCAGGAGAAAAAAGUCCAUUUUUUCUUGUCCUCUAAGGUGAAAAUACAUAUUGUUGAGAUUCACGCCUAUACGCUUUGUCAUAUUGACACAAAAUUUGACAAUCACGUGCCUUGCCUGGUAUCAUUUUUUUCAGCACAACCUCACCUGUGCGAAUUUACAGUGAUUUUAUCAUGUUGACAUACUGAAUUUACACAAUGGACCCAAAUUCACACACAAAACAUAAAAUCCGAGUGGAAAAAAGUAACAUUUUUACUGUGAAAACCACAAAUAUGUGUGAUGAACUGUUUUUAAAACUUAAACUUCAAAUAAAAAUUGUAAACUUCAAAACAUAUGCAAAUUUUUAACAAAGAACAUAGUGAUUUACCUCUAUUUACAUCAAAAUGCAGGCAAUGGCCCAGGCGUUCUUUGUAAAAUUAUUUACAAAACACUGUAUAGUCUCACAAAUGUCACUUUUUAUUUAUGCCACUACAAAAAAACAUGAUGUAAAUGAUGCAUGAUGUAAAACAUGAUGUAAAAAACUUGUGUAGAUCCUCCUCUAUGUCAGUCCAUGUGUAAUUUUUCCAUAAUUCUUUGUUUUUUGCAGCAUUUUUGUUAGUGUAACUGCAGAUUGUGCUGACAGUGUCUAUGGCACAAAAAAAAAUAAAUAAAUUAAAAUGCCUCAACAUGAACCCCUGGUGGUCUCUGAGGGUGAAACCUGCUAACUGCUGCAGCUCUGUCAGCUUCAGUCUCCCAUGCAGAGCUCUGAGCGCAUGUGUGGCUCUGCACCCUUAGCAGCGUUGCUAACUCCUCAGUAAGGAAAGCCUGCUUCAUGUCAGAGUCUCUAAACUCCAGAAGAAGUCGAUAAAAGUCCCUUUCUUUCUAAAAAAAAGUCGUUAGGGGGUCUGAAAAGUCAUUGAAUCUAACAACAAAGUCGCUAGGUUUGCAACUACGUGUCCCAGACUGCAUCCCUGCUGAGAGUCCCUCCCUCCCUUCUCAUGUUGCAGGAAGAACGUAAGCGCCCGCCCCUUGUCAAUCAGUCACCAUAUAAUUUUGGAUUGGUUGUUGUGGUGAAGUUUUCCACCAAUAGGAGAGAUGUUGUGGUGUGUUUUUUUUUUCUUUUGGCAAGCCUUUUCCGCCUGUAAGAGCUGUCGCUAAUGUCUGCAUGCUAUGUUUUCCUGUCUCAUACAGCGCGAUCGAGCGCCGAAUGUGAUCAAAAUAAGCAGAAAAAAAGUAUCGCGGACAUAAUUUAUCAUAACUCUGGUUUUAUUUGGCCUAUCAACACAAUUUAAAAACUGGUAUAUAGGUUGAGGUCCUCACUUUUGAGAUAAGUUGAAACGGAGAGUCAACGAGGCUCCGUCUUGCAGCUACAUCCGGUUAAAUAUGUCAUGUGACUUGAACGCACACACAGACACACACACACGCACACACACACACACACACACACACACACACACACACACACACACACACACACACACUCAGAGUCUGGUUUUUAGCACCUGCAAAAACAUGCUAUUUACAUAUUUGACAAGAAUGCAGAGGCUCCUUUUGCCCCUGAAAAAAAUCAAAUUUCAAACACAACUUGACUGGUCAUUUCUCCAAAAGACAACCAUGAAGCUCCAUCCAAACCUGAAGCAGGCAGUUGGUGCAUGUGUACAGUAACCUGAGGGGAGUGAGGUGAGUGCUUCUGAGGAGAACAUGAGCAGUGAAGAUUCACCUUGGAGCUAGAACAGAGACAUGCACAUGAUUAUACAGGGGCAGGGGCUCAAGUUUUUUCCAGUCGUUUAUACAAUAUGGAAAUUAAUGUGAAAUUAAAACACAAAGUAUUAAUAGAAAGGUAAUGACUGUCCUGUGUAGGUGACAGUGAUAUCCAAUAGGCUAGGCACUCACGAGGCUGGCUGUGGCAAGUGUAAGUGAAAGCAACACGCACUGGCAGGAAGAACAGCAAACGCAGAUGAAGGAAAAGGGUCUUUGCAGUGAUGGGCGUUACCAGAGAGGGCGAUGGCCAGAGGACACAAAUGGGACGGGGAGGCAGCACGUUAUGGGGGGGGGGGGGGGACGCGACACGGCUCGGGCCCGCCAGUGCCCCAACGGGGUCCUAGUUAGGGCCCGAGCGUAGCUGCUAAGCAGCUGCGAGAGCCCUCUUGUUCCUGUAGUUUCCUUCUUUUGUUAUUAUUAUUAUUUUUCCUCCCCUUUAAACUGGAAAAUGGCCCACUUCCCACUGGCGAAAACUCAUGAAAUUUGGCAGGACGACCGGGCCUGGUGAAAAAUUUGAUAUUCCGAAGUCGGCCAAACAAUAAAAUGCAAAAUGGCUCCAUAGCGCCCCCUAAGGUGAAAAUUCACACUAUUGACUGUCACGCGUGUACGCUUUGUCAAAAUGACACAAAAAUUGACACACACAUGUAUCUCAAUAAGAUCUACAAAAAAGUCAGUGCGGGCGUAUCUGUCAAAUGUACGGUUAAAGGGUUAUUUCGCAUUUUUUGCCGAUCCGCACACAUUGGAAUUUCGCUAACUCCUCCGAAGGCUUUCGUUCCACCGGCACCACAUUUGCUCAGGCCAAUCUACACCCCAUGGCCAUUAAAAGUUAUUCAAAUCAUGACGCUGCACCCCACGGUUUAGGUUCUAGGGGGCGCCAAAGAUAACCCUAAGAUCCACAUAUUUAAAAGUCUUAUAACUUUUUAUUUUUGCCCUCACUGGCCUCCAAGUUUUCUAGGAUGAUGCAAUGUCCAGCCAUCAACACAUUUGUGAAGGAAUUUUUACUCCCCAAAAGAGCGCCCCCCAUGGCAGGAGAAAAAAGUCCAUUUUUUCUUGUCCCCUAAGGUGAAAAUACACAUUGUUGAGUGUAACACCUGUACGCUUUGGCAAAAUGACACAAAAAUUGACACACACAUGUAUCUCAAUAAGAUCUACGAAAAAGUCAAUGCGCGCGUAUCUGUCAAAUGUACGGUUAAAGGGUUAUUCUGCUUUUUUUGCCGAUCCGCACACAUUGGAAUUUCGCUAACUCCUCCGAAGGCUUUCGUUCCACCGGCACCACAUUUGCUCAGGCCAAUCUACACCCCAUGGCCAUUAAAAGUUAUUCAAAUCAUGACGCUGCACCCCACGGUUUAGGUUCUAGGGGGCGCCAAAGAUAACCCUAAAAUCCACAUAUUUAAAAGUCUUAUAACUUUUUAUUUUUGUCCUCACUGGCCUCCAAGUUUUCUAGGAUGAUGCAAUGUCCAGCCAUCAACACAUUUGUGAAGGAAUUUUUACUCCCCAAAAGAGCGCCCCCCCAUGGCAGGAGAAAAAAGUCCAUUUUUUCUUGUCCCCUAAGGUGAAAAUACAUAUUGUUGAGAUUCACGCCUAUACGCUUUGUCAUAUUGACACAAAAUUUGACAAUCACGUGCCUUGCCUGGUAUCAUUUUUUUCAGCACAACCUCACCUGUGCGAAUUUACAGUUAUUUUAUCAUGUUGACAUACUGAAUUUACACAAUGGACCCAAAUUCACACACAAAACAUAAAAUCCGAGUGGAAAAAAGUAACAUUUUUACUGUGAAAACCACAAAUAUGUGUGAUGAACUGUUUUUAAAACUUAAACUUCAAAUAAAAAUUGUAAACUUCAAGACAUAUGCAAAUUUUUAACAAAGAACAUAGUGAUUUACCUCUAUUUACAUCAAAAUGCAGGCAAUGGCCCAGGCGUUCUUUGUAAAAUUAUUUACAAAACACUGUAUAGUCUCACAAAUGUCACUUUUUAUUUAUGCCACUACAAAAAAACAUGAUGUAAAUGAUGCAUGAUGUAAAACAUGAUGUAAAAAACUUGUGUAGAUCCUCCUCUAUGUCAGUCCAUGUGUAAUUUUUCCAUAAUUCUUUGUUUUUUGCAGCAUUUUUGUUAGUGUAACUGCAGAUUGUGCUGACAGUGUCUAUGGCACAAAAAAAAAAAAAAUUAAAAUGCCUCAACAUGAACCCCUGGUGGUCUCUGAGGGUGAAACCUGCUAACUGCUGCAGCUCUGUCAGCUUCAGUCUCCCAUGCAGAGCUCUGAGCGCAUGUGUGGCUCUGCACCCUUAGCAGCGUUGCUAACUCCUCAGUAAGGAAAGCCUGCUUCAUGUCAGAGUCUCUAAACUCCAGAAGAAGUCAAUAAAAGUCCCUUUCUUUCUAAAAAAAAGUCGUUAGGGGGUCUGAAAAGUCAUUGAAUCUAACAACAAAGUCGCUAGGUUUGCAACUACGUGUCCCAGACUGCAUCCCUGCUGAGAGUCCCUCCCUCCCUUCUCAUGUUGCAGGAAGAACGUAAGCGCCCGCCCCUUGUCAAUCAGUCACCAUAUAAUUUUGGAUUGGUUGUUGUGGUGAAGUUUUCCACCAAUAGGAGAGAUGUUGUGGUGUGUUUUUUUUUUCUUUUGGCAAGCCUUUUCCGCCUGUAAGAGCUGUCGCUAAUGUCUGCAUGCUAUGUUUUCCUGUCUCAUACAGCGCGAUCGAGCGCCGAACGUGAUAAAAAUAAGCAGAAAAAAAGUAUCGCGGACAUAAUUUAUCAUAACUCUGGUUUUAUUUGGCCUAUCAACACAAUUUAAAAACUGGUAUAUAGGUUGAGGUCCUCACUUUUGAGAUAAGUUGAAACGGAGAGUCAACGAGGCUCCGUCUUGCAGCUACAUCCGGUUAAAUAUGUCAUGUGACUUGAACGCACACACACACACACGCACACACACACACACACACACACACACACACACACACACACACUCAGAGUCUGGUUUUUAGCACCUGCAAAAACAUGCUAUUUACAUAUUUGACAAGAAUGCAGAGGCUCCUUUUGCCCCUGAAAAAAAUCAAAUUUCAAACACAACUUGACUGGUCAUUUCUCCAAAAGACAACCAUGAAGCUCCAUCCAAACCUGAAGCAGGCAGUUGGUGCAUGUGUACAGUAACCUGAGGGGAGUGAGGUGAGUGCUUCUGAGGAGAACAUGAGCAGUGAAGAUUCACCUUGGAGCUAGAACAGAGACAUGCACAUGAUUAUACAGGGGCAGGGGCUCAAGUUUUUUCCAGUCGUUUAUACAAUAUGGAAAUUAAUGUGAAAUUAAAACACAAAGUAUUAAUAGAAAGGUAAUGACUGUCCUGUGUAGGUGACAGUGAUAUCCAAUAGGCUAGGCACUCACGAGGCUGGCUGUGGCAAGUGUAAGUGAAAGCAACACGCACUGGCAGGAAGAACAGCAAACGCCGAUCAAGGAAAAGGGUCUUUGCAGUGAUGGGCGUUACCAGAGAGGGCGAUGGCCAGAGGACACAAAUGGGACGGGGAGGCAGCGCGUUGGGGGGGGGGGGGGGGGCGACACGGCGCGGGCCCGCCAGUGCCCCAACGGGGUCCUAGUUAGGGCCCGAGCGUAGCUGCUAAGCAGCUGCGAGAGCCCUCUUGUUCCUGUAGUUUCCUUCUUUUGUUAUUAUUAUUAUUAUUAUUUUUCCUCCCCUUUGAACUGGAAAAUGGCCCACUUCCCACUGGCGAAAACUCAUGAAAUUUGGCAGGACGACCGGGCCUGGUGAAAAAUUUGAUAUUCCGAAGUCGCCCAAACAAGAAAAUGCAAAAUGGCUCCAUAGCGCCCCCUAAGGUGAAAAUUCACACUAUUGACUGUCACGCCGGUACGCUUUGUCAAAAUGACACAAAAAUUGACACACACAUGUAUCUCAAUAAGAUCUACAAAAAAGUCAGUGCGGGCGUAUCUGUCAAAUGUACGGUUAAAGGGUUAUUUCACAUUUUUUGCCGAUCCGCACACAUUGGAAUUUCGCUAACUCCUCCGAAGGCUUUCGUUCCACCGGCACCACAUUUGCUCAGGCCAAUCUACACCCCAUGGCCAUUAAAAGUUAUUCAAAUCAUGACGCUGCACCCCACGGUUUAGGUUCUAGGGGGCGCCAAAGAUAACCCUAAAAUCCACAUAUUUAAAAGUCUUAUAACUUUUUAUUUUUGCCCUCACUGGCCUCCAAGUUUUCUAGGAUGAUGCAAUGUCCAGCCAUCAACACAUUUGUGAAGGAAUUUUUACUCCCCAAAAGAGCGCCCCCCCAUGGCAGGAGAAAAAAAGUCCAUUUUUUCUUGUCCCCUAAGGUGAAAAUACACAUUGUUGACUGUCACGCCUGUACGCUUUGGCAAAAUGACACAAAAAUUGACAAUCAUGUGUAUCUCAAUUAGAUCUACGAAAAAGUCAAAGAGCGCGUAUCUGUAUAAUGUACGGUAAAAGGGCUAUUUUGCAUUUUUUGCCGAUUCGCACACAUUGGAAUUUCGCUAACUCCUCCUAAGGCUUUCGUCCCACUGACACCAAAUUUGCUCAGGCCAAUCUACACUCCAUGGCCAUUCAAAGUAGUAAAAAUCAUGACGCUGCACCCCACGGUUUACGUUUUAGGGGGCGCCAAAGAUGACCCAAAUAUACAUUACAGUAGACAAAGUAGUUUUGCCCACUGAGUGGCGCCAAAGGGACUUGUCUGUGGAGUCUGUGAGUCACUAUUGGCCGUUUUUGACUACUUUAGAUUUUACCUUUAUAUUUCCUCUUACAAAAUUUUUACCUUGCCUUGCCUGGUAUCAUUUUUUUCAGCACAACCUCACCUGUGUCAAUUUACAGUUAUUUUAUCAUUUUGACAUACUAUAUUUACACAUUGGACCCAAAUUCACACACAAAACAUAAAAUCCGAGUGGAAAAAAGUAACGUUUUUACUGUGAAAACCACAAAUAUGUGUGAUGAACUGUUUUUAAAACUUAAACUUCAAAUAAAAAUUGUAAACUUCAAAACAUAUGCAAAUUUUUAACAAAGAACAUAGUAAUUUACCUCUAUUUACAUCAAAAUGCAGGCAAUGGCCCAGGUGUUCUUUGUAAAAUUAUUUACAAAACACUGUAUAGUCUCACAAAUGUCACUUUUUAUUUAUGCCACUACAAAAAAACAUGAUGUAAAUGAUGCAUGAUGUAAAACAUGAUGUAAAAAACUUGUGUAGAUCCUCCUCUAUGUUAGUCCAUGUGUAAUUUUUCCAUAAUUCUUUGUUUUUUGCAGCAUUUUUGUUAGUGUAACUGCAGAUUGUGCUGACAGUGUCUAUGGCAAAAAAAAAAAAAAAACUGAAAAUGCCUCAACAUGAACCCCUGGUGGUCUCUGAGGGUGAAACCUGCUAACUGCUGCAGCUCUGUCAGCUUCAGUCUCCCAUGCAGAGCUCGGAGCGCAUGUGUGGCUCUGCACCCUUAGCAGCGUUGCUAACUCCUCAGUAAGGAAAGCCUGCUUCAUGUCAGAGUCUCUAAACUCCAGAAGAAGUCGAUAAAAGUCACUUUCUUUCUAAAAAAAAAGUCGUUAGGGGGUCUGAAAAGUCAUUGAAUCUAACAACAAAGUCGCUAGGUUUGCAACUACGUGUCCCAGACUGCAUCCCUGCUGAGAGUCCCUCCCUCCCUUCUCAUAUUGCAGGAAGAACGUAAGCGCCCGCCCCUUGUCAAUCAGUCACCAUAUAAUUUUGGAUUGGUUGUUGUGGUGAAGUUUUCCACCAAUAGGAGAGAUGUUGUGGUGUGUUUUUUUUUUCCUUUGGCAAGCCUUUUCCGCCUGUAAGACCUGUCGCUAAUGUCUGCAUGCUAUGUUUUCCUGUCUCAUACAGCGAAAUCGAGCGCCGAACGUGAUCAAAAUAAGCAGAAAACAAGUAUCGCGGACAUAAUUUAUCAUAACUCUGGUUUUAUUUGGCCUAUCAACACAAUUUAAAAACUGGUAUAUAGGUUGAGGUCCUCACUUUUGAGAUAAGUUGAAACGGAGUCAACGAGGCUCCGUCUUGCAGCUACAUCCGGUUAAAUAAGUCAUGUGACUUGAACGCACACACACACACACACACACACACACACACACACACACACACACACAGACACACACACACACGCACACACACACACACACACACACUCAGAGUCUGGUUUUUAGCACCUGCAAAAACAUGCUAUUUACAUAUUUGACAAGAAUGCAGAGGCUCCUUUUGCCCCUGAAAAAAAUCAAAUUUCAAACACAACUUGACUGGUCAUUUCUCCAAAAGACAACCAUGAAGCUCCAUCCAAACCUGAAGCAGGCAGUUGGUGCAUGUGUACAGUAACCUGAGGGGAGUGAGGUGAGUGCUUCUGAGGAGAACAUGAGCAGUGAAGAUUCACCUUAGAGCUAGAACAGAGAUGUGCACAUGAUUAUACAGGGGCAGGGGCUCAAGUUUUUUCCAGUUGUUUAUACAAUAUGGAAAUUAAUGUGAAAUUAAAAAACAAAGUAUUAAUAGAAAGGUAAUGACUGUCCUGUGUAGGUGACAGUGAUAUCCAAUAGGCUAGGCACUCAAGAGGCUGGCUGUGGCAAGUGUAAGUGAAAGCAACACGCACUGGCAGGAAGAACAGCAAACGCCGAUGAAGGAAAAGGGUCUUUGCAGUGAUGGGCGUUACCAGAGAGGGCGAUGGCCAGAGGACACAAAUGGGACGGGGAGGCAGCGCGUUGGGGGGACGCGACACAGCUCGGGCCCGCCAGUGCCCCAACGGGGUCCUAGUUCUUUCUUUCUUUCUUCUUUUUCCUCCCCUUUGAACUGGAAAAUGGCCCACUUCCCACUGGCGAAAACUCAGGAAAUUUGGCAGGACGACCGGGCCUGGUGAAAAAUUCGAUAUUCUGAAGUCGCCCAAACAAUAAAAUGCAAAAUGGCUCCAUAGCGCCCCCUAAGGUGGAAAUUCACACUAUUGACUGUCACGCCUGUACGCUUUGUCAUAUUGACACAAAAAUUGACACACAUAUGUAUCUCAAUAAGAUCUACAAAAAAGUCAGUGCGGCCGUAUCUGUCAAAUGUACGGUUAAAGGGUUAUUUCGCAUUUUUUUCCGAUCCGCACACAUUGGAAUUUCGCUAACUCCUCCUAAGGCUUUCGUUCCACCGGCACCACAUUUGCUCAGGCCAAUCUACACCCCAUGGCCAUUAAAAGUUAUUCAAAUCAUGACGCUGCACCCCACGGUUUAGGUUCUAGGGGGCGCCAAAGACAACACUAAAAUCCACAUAUUUAAAAGUCUUAUAACUUUUUAUUUUUGUCCUCACUGGCCUCCAAGUUUUCUAGGAUGAUGCAAUGUCCAGCCAUCAACACAUUUGUGAAGGAAUUUUUACUCGCCAAAAGAGCGCCCCCCAUGGCAGGAGAAAAAAGUCCAUUUUUUCUUGUCCCCUAAGGUGAAAAUACACAUUGUUGAGUGUCACGCCUGUACGCUUUGUCAUAUUGACACAAAAUUUGACACACACAUGUAUCUCAAUAAGAUCUACGAAAAAGUCAAUGCGCGCGUAUCUGUCAAAUGUACGGUUAAAGGGUUAUUCCGCAUUUUUUGCUGAUCCGCACACUAUGGAAUUUCGCUAACUCCUCCUAAGGCUGGCGUUCCACCGGCACCACAUUUGCUCAGGCCAAUCUACACCCCAUGGCCAUUAAAAGUUAUUCAAAUCAUGACGCUGCACCCCACGGUUUAGGUUCUAGGGGGCGCCAAAGAUAACCCUAAAAUCCACAUAUUUCAAAGUCUUAUAACUUUUUAUUUUUGUCCUCACUGGCCUCCAAGUUUUCUAGGAUGAUGCAAUGUCCAGCCAUCAACACAUUUGUGAAGGAAUUUUUACUCCCCAAAAGAGCGCCCCCCCAUGGCAGGAGAAAAAAGUCCAUUUUUUCUUGUCCCGUAAGGUGAAAAUUCACAUUGUUGAGUGUGACACCUGUACGCUUUGUCAUAUUGACACAAAAUUUGACAAUCACGUGUAUCUCAAUAAGAUCUACGAAAAAGUCAAUGGGUGCGUAUCUGUCAAAUGUAUGGUUAGAGGGCUAUUUUGCAUUUUUUGCCGAUUCGCACACAUUGGAAUGUGGCUAACUCCUCCUAAGGCUUUCGUCCCACUGAAACCAAAUUUGCUCAGGCCAAUCUACACCCCAUGGCCAUUCAAAGUUGUAAAAAUCAUGACGCUGCACCCCACGGUUUACGUUCUAGGGGGCGCCAAAGAUGACCAAAAAAUCCACAUUCUUAAAAGAAUCCACAUUCUCCCCCCCCCCCCCCCAUGGCAGUAGAAAAAGUCAAGUUUUUCCUGCCCAUCGCUCAAUGGCUCAAUCGCAUCGCUCUCCAGGCAACACCGUAACGAGGAGCAACCUGCCAUUUGGAUAUAUCCCAGCUGUGUUUGUGCCCUCACUCAUGGUCCAGACUUUUUUCAAAUAGGACAUGAAGUUUGUCUGCAGCGAUUGUUUUGGUAGAAACUGCGCCUCCCAUUCAUUAUAAUGGGAAAUGACCACAGACAAGUGCGCACACCAUCUUUGGACCUUGAGUGUGACGCGAUCGGGAUCGGGAGGCGGUCGCGCUGGGGGCGGCGCAACGCGGCUCGGGCCCGACAGUGCCCCACCGGGGUCCUAGUUUUUUCUUUUUCCUCCCCUUUGAACUGGAAAAUGGCCCACUUCCCACUGGCGAAAACUCAUGAAAUUUGGCAGGACGACCGGGCCUGGUGAAAAAUUUGAUAUUCUGAAGUCGCCCAAACAAUACAAUGCAAAAUGGCUCCAUAGCGCCCCCUAAGGUGAAAAAUUCACCUGACGCCUGUACGCUUUGUCAAAAUGACACAAAAAUUGACACACACAUGUAUCUCAAUAAGAUCUACAAAAAAGUCAGUGCGGGCGUAUCUGUCAAAUGUACGGUUAAAGGGUUAUUGCGCAUUUUUUGCCGAUCCGCACACAUUGGAAUUUCGCUAACUCCUCCGAAGGCUUUCGUUCCACCGGCACCACAUUUGCUCAGGCCAAUCUACACCCCAUGGCCAUUAAAAGUUAUUCAAAUCAUGACGCUGCACCCCACGGUUUAGGUUCUAGGGGGCGCCAAAGAUAACCCUAAAAUCCACAUAUUUCAAAGUCUUAUAACUUUUUAUUUUUGCCCUCACUGGCCUCCAAGUUUUCUAGGAUGAUGCAAUGUCCAGCCAUCAACACAUUUGUGAAGGAAUUUUUACUCCCCAAAAGAGCGCCCCCCAUGGCAGGAGAAAAAAGUCCAUUUUUUCUUGUCCCAUAAGGUGAAAAUUCACACUAUUGACUGUCACGCCUGUACGCUUUGUCAAAAUUACACAAAAAUUGACACACACAUGUAUCUCAAUAAGAUCUACAAAAAAGUCAGUGCUGGCGUAUCUGUCAAAUGUACGGUUAAAGGGUUAUUGCGCAUUUUUUGCCGAUCCGCACACAUUGGAAUUUCGCUAACUCCUCCGAAGGCUUUCGUUCCACCGGCACCACAUUUGCUCAGGCCAAUCUACACCCCAUGGCCAUUAAAAGUUAUUCAAAUCAUGACGCUGCACCCCACGGUUUAGGUUCUAGGGGGCGCCAAAGAUAACCCUAAAAUCCACAUAUUUAAAAGUCUUAUAACUUUUUAUUUUUGUCCUCUCUGGCCUCCAAGUUUUCUAGGAUGAUGCAAUGUCCAGCCAUCAACACAUUUGUGAAGGAAUUUUUACUCCCCAAAAGAGCGCCCCCCCAUGGCAGGAGAAAAAAGUCCAUUUUUUCUUGUCCCAUAAGGUGAAAAUACACAUUGUUGAGUGUCACGCCUGAACGCUUUGUCAUAUUGACACAAAAAUUGACAAUCAUGUGUAUCUCAAUUAGAUCUACGAAAAAGUCAAAAAGCGCGUAUCUGUAUAAUGUACGGUUAAAGGGAUAUUUCGCAUUUUUUGCCGAUUCGCACACAUUGGAAUGUGGCUAUCUCCUCCUAAGGCUUUCGUCCCACCGAUACCAAAUUUGCUCAGGGCAAUCUACACCCCAUGCCCAUUCAAAGUUGUAAAAAUCAUGACGCUGCACCCCACGGUUUACGUUCUAGGGGACGCCAAAGAUGACCCAAAAAUCCACAUUCUUAAAAGUCAUUUUGGCCACUGCAGGAGUACAGAGUACUGCAGUUCUAGGGGGCGCCAAAGAUGACCCAAAAAUCCACAUUCUUAAAAGUCUUUUUGGCCACUGCAGGAGUACAGAGUACUGCAGGAUACACACACAUAUACACACACACACACACACACACACACACACACACACACACACACACACACACACACACACACACACACACACACUCAGAGUCUGUUUUUUAGCACCUGCAAAAACAUGCUGUUUACAUAUUUGACAAGAAUGCAGAGGCUUCCUUUUGCCCCUGAAAAAAAUCAGAUUUCAAACACAACUUGACUGUUCAUUUCUCCAAAAGACAACCAUGAAGCUCCAUCCAAACCUGAAGCAGAUAGUUGGUGCAUGUGUACAGUAACCUGAGGGGAGUGAGGUGACUAUUUCUGAGGAGAACAUGAGCAGUGAAGAUUCACCUUGGAGCUAGAACAGGGACGUGCACAUGAUUAUACAGGGGCAGGGGCUCAAGUUUUUUCCAGUCAUUUAUACAAUAUGGAAAUUAAUGUGAAAUUAAACCACAAAUAUGUGUGAUGAACUGUUUUUAAAACUUAAACUUCAAAUAAAAAUUGUAAACUUCAAAACAUAUGCAAAUUUUUAACAAAGAACAUAGUAAUUUACCUCUAUUUACAUCAAAAUGCAGGCAAUGGCCCAGGCGUUCUUUGUAAAAUUAUUUACAAAACACUGUAUAGUCUCACAAAUGUCACUUUUUAUUUAUGCCACUACAAAAAAACAUGAUGUAAAUGAUGCAUGAUGUAAAACAUGAUGUAAAAAACUUGUGUAGAUCCUCCUCUAUGUCAGUCCAUGUGUAAUUUUUCCAUAAUUCUUUGUUUUUUGCAGCAUUUUUGUUAGUGUAACUGCAGAUUGUGCUGACAGUGUCUAUGGCACAAAAAAAAAAAAAAUUAAAAUGCCUCAACAUGAACCCCUGGUGGUCUCUGAGGGUGAAACCUGCUAACUGCUGCAGCUCUGUCAGCUUCAGUCUCCCAUGCAGAGCUCUGAGCGCAUGUGUGGCUCUGCACCCUUAGCAGCGUUGCUAACUCCUCAGUAAGGAAAGCCUGCUUCAUGUCAGAGUCUCUUAACUCCAGAAGAAGUCGAUAAAAGUCCCUUUCUUUCUAAAAAAAAGUCGUUAGGGGGUCUGAAAAGUCAUUGAAUCUAACAACAAAGUCGCUAGGUUUGCAACUACGUGUCCCAGACUGCAUCCCUGCUGAGAGUCCCUCCCUCGCUUCUCAUGUUGCAGGAAGAACGUAAGCGCCCGCCCCUUGUCAAUCAGUCACCAUAUAAUUUUGGAUUGGUUGUUGUGGUAAAGUUUUCCACCAAUAGGAGAGAUGUUGUGGUGUGUUUUUUUUUUCUUUUGGCAAGCCUUUUCCGCCUGUAAGACCUGUCGCUAAUGUCUGCAUGCUAUGUUUUCCUGUCUCAUACAGCGCGAUCGAGCGCCGAACGUGAUCAAAAUAAGCAGAAAAAAGUAUCGCGGACAUAAUUUAUCAUAACUCUGGUUUUAUUUGGCCUAUCAACACAAUUUAAAAACUGGUAUAUAGGUUGAGGUCCUCACUUUUGAGAUAAGUUGAAACGGAGAGUCAACGAGGCUCCGUCUUGCAGCUACAUCCGGUUAAAUAUGUCAUGUGACUUGAACGCACACACAGACACACACACACGCACACACACACACACACACACUCAGAGUCUGGUUUUUAGCACCUGCAAAAACAUGCUAUUUACAUAUUUGACAAGAAUGCAGAGGCUCCUUUUGCCCCUGAAAAAAAUCAAAUUUCAAACACAACUUGACUGGUCAUUUCUUCAAAAGACAACCAUGAAGCUCCAUCCAAACCUGAAGCAGGCAGUUGGUGCAUGUGUACAGUAACCUGAGGGGAGUGAGGUGAGUGCUUCUGAGGAGAACAUGAGCAGUGAAGAUUCACCUUGGAGCUAGAACAGAGACAUGCACAUGAUUAUACAGGGGCAGGGGCUCAAGUUUUUUCCAGUCGUUUAUACAAUAUGGAAAUUAAUGUGAAAUUAAAACACAAAGUAUUAAUAGAAAGGUAAUGACUGUCCUGUGUAGGUGACAGUGAUAUCCAAUAGGCUAGGCACUCACGAGGCUGGCUGUGGCAAGUGUAAGUGAAAGCAACACGCACUGGCAGGAAGAACAGCAAACGCCGAUGAAGGAAAAGGGUCUUUGCAGUGAUGGGCGUUACCAGAGAGGGCGAUGGCCAGAGGACACAAAUGGGACGGGGAGGCAGCACGUUGGGGGGGGGGGACGCGACACGGCUCGGGCCCGCCAGUGCCCCAACGGGGUCCUAGUUAAUAUUAUUCUUCCACCAUUUUUUUAUUUUUUAUUUUUUUUGAUGUACCUUUAAUAAACAUAAGUAUAAGUGUUUAUUGACAAAACAAGCAUACACAAAAUCCCAUUGUAAACAGAAUAACACAAACGCCUAGUAGCAGUUAAGCUAUGGUAAAGUUCUCAGUGUCUUCACCACAUGAAGCAACUGUGGUGUCCGUCUGGGUGAUUCAUACCCCUGCUCACUGUCUCUCAGGUUUCCUCUCUGCACAUGGUCGCCUUCAGAAUAGCUGAAUGUGAUUUUUGAUUGGUUGUCACACAGGAUGUGAGGACUAUUGUUGUUGUCACUUCUCUUUCCUUCCUUAAGUUCAUCAGAAGUUGUAAAUAAUGUUUUCAGUAGGUAAAUUAACAGUAUCAAACAAAUUUAGAUUACAGAUGUAAUUAUCAAUCAAUUCAAGUAGAAUUGGAACAAAACUCUCCAGAUUUAAUUCAUUCAAAGAACAAUGUUAACCGUCAAAAACAAAACAAACUUUACAUGGUCCAUAAAUACACUGCAGAAGAAAAUAAACUUGUACAGGAAUGUUUUACCGUCUUUCUUUUUUUUUUUUAUUAUGUGGACAGAUAUGUGUCUUUGUUGACAGCUGCUAGAUAAUCUGGUUAAGUGACAUCAAUACGGGGUGGCUUUAAUUUGCUUUCCUUAACCUUAACAUGUAUAAUUUGGAGGUUAUAGAUUGUCACAAAAUGUACAAUAUAAUUUUGCUCUAUUAACAAAAUAAAUAGAUGGAGUGACAAAGAUGGAGUGAUGCAGUUCAAUGCAAUGUCCUUGUUUUAUACAAAAAAUUUUAAUUUAAAAGGAAUGUCCAUAUUAGAAGAAAUUUUCUGGUAAUUCAAAUGUUUUAUUUUAAUUCUGCAAAAAUAAAGCACAAUAAAGAACAAAGGUUUAAAUAAAAAGUCACUGUACAUUAAGUGCCAUGCACGAGCCCAAUUAAUAGUCAGAUGUCAGCCUAUUUGGAUACAUUUUGGUCAGAGUAAAAGGGCUUUUUGUUUUGUUGAAUAAAAAACUUCAAAUAAAAACAUAUGCAGAAAAAUAACUUAAUAUACCCAACUUCUCAAGUGGAGAGGUACAAACACACAGUUGUCUCAUAAUUAUCUGUUUGUACGAUAAGAAGUCAUGAUAUCACUCAGGUGGUAUUCAUAAUGUAUUCCAUAAUGUUAGUAUUGCGGCGGAGCUGAGUUUUAAUGGGACAUUCAAAUGCAGGGAGGUGCUCAACAAUCAUUUUUAGUAACAAUUAAAGAGAUACAAGAGUCAAAUAUGGUUUAGCAGAAGUAAGAUACUUAACUUCCCCAUUUCCCUAAGCUCCUAAGGAAUUCAACACCAUCUAAUCUUCACUGACAUUGAGACGAACGCCCACUAUAAGGACGCCCCCCUUUGAAGUCAGACUUUCCUAACUAAAACCCAUAUAGGUUUUUUUUUUUGCAAAUGGGAAAGAUGUAUCCAACUACUUCUUUGUGCUAUUUUUAAUGCUGUGGGUGUCAUUAGCAGUACCCUUUUUUUUUUUAUUUUAUGCUCCUCCCACUUACUUCAACGUAUUCAAAACCAUUCAAACUUCAGGAGAUUCCAGCUUAUAUUCAAAAUUUUCCUAACAUUCUUCCAAGAUAUUCCAGUUUUUCCAACCAAUUUUUCCCAUUAGAAAUGCAUUACAGAAUUUUCAAAUUGGCCCUUUUCUCACAUUUUCUUUACACAACUUUAAAAGCCUUCAACUCCUCUAUACAUUCAGAUUAUGAUCCUUUUAAUUUUCCAGUUUUAAAUCAUUUCAUUCUUCAUUCAGUAUUCAAUUUUUUCAAACUAAUUCCAACUCAAUUAAACUGAUUUAAACCUUUCUGAAUCUUCAAAUCUCAUCUCUUUCACAUAAUUUUUUAACUUAAACCAUUUACAAUAGCAGCUUAGCGAUGGCAAUUUUAGCUGGAGCAAUCCAUCUCGCAAUUUCUUCAGAAAUUGCAUUUUCUAGUUAUUAUUUAUUUAUUUAUUCAUUUAUUUCAUUUACAAAAUGAGUUCCAUUGUCACUGUAGAUUCGUUUUGGAAUGUCAAAUCAAGAAAUUAUUUCUCUACACAGGAUUUUUGCUACUGUUAAUGCAUCUGGGUGGGUGACAGGAAAUAAUUCUAUCCAUUUAGUGAAAGGAUCUAUUAACACUGUACAGUAUUUCUUUCUCUCACACUGAUUUAAUUCUAUGAAGUCCAUGUGUAUGGCUUCAAAUGAUGCAUUGGUUGGUGGAAAUUUGCCUCUUUUUGGUUUUCUACUGUCUUGAGCAUUAUGUCUACCACAAACUGAACAAAUCAAAUAGUUUAUUAUUAUUAUUAUUAUUAUUAUUAUUAUAUAUAUAUAUAUUUUUUUUUUUUUUUUUUUUUUUUUUUUAAAUAAUUUAUGAAUCAAUAGGGGGUAAAGUGUUGAUUAACUACUACACACAUCCCUCCUGUCGAGACAUGGCAAGGCCCAUGACUCGCUAUUACUGCCUUUAAAGCUCUCUCUGUUUGCUGAUCAGACAAAAAUCUUUCGUUUGGAAAACCUAAUCUGUGGUAGUUUAUGUUCAAGAGCUGUUUUUUUUUUUUUUUUUUUUUUUUUUAAUAUACUGGAGUCACACAAAAAGGUUACAGGUAAACCAUGAAUCAUUAACUAUAUCUGCGGUUUUAUGUCUGCAUAAUGUAUUCCUUUUCCAACAAACUGUUGCAGCUCCGCUGUUGAAGGGACAGAUACAGGAAAUCUGUCCUGCCACAAGCUAUUGCACUGUUAAAUAACUCACAUAUGUCAGACAGGGACUCACGCCUGUCUGCUUUAUAGUACUUUUUUAAAAAUUCCUAUCACAUCAGAUUACCGAGCACCUUAAAUUGUCUGUAUAUCUAUCAUCCCAUCUGUAAUAUUUCGUAUUUCAUAUUUAUCACUCAUUUCAUAUUUAUUACUCAUUUCAUAUUUAAUACUAGUUUCAAUAGUCCACGUUCUUCAUAUCUCACUUUUAUCUCUUAGGAUGAUUAGCAUAUUUAGCCUAUAUUUAUUGUAUAUACUUAGUAUUUUUUAUUAUUUUUAGUCUGCAUUGUACUUCUUCUUAUAUUUAAUUUUAUAUUUUCUUUUUGCUGCUAUAACAAGAGAAUUUCCCAGUUUGGGAUCAAUAAAGUAUAUUUAUCUGUCUAUCUAUCAAAAACAUAUAUAUAUUUAUUUAUCUUCUUCAAGUUUAGCACUUCUUCCUCCUCUGUCUCUUCUCUGUUCACACUUUCUCUUCAUUUCUGUUGAAUAACACUUGCUGUCUCUCCCUCUUUUACUCAUGCUUGAUACUUUUUUCUACAGCUCUUCACCUUGUGACCAAAGCUCUGCAAUUCUCUGAUGUUGUGGUUCACGACCUUGGUCAGGGUACUAUUCUUCACCUCUCAGCUCCUGUGAUUCAUUAACUUUUGUCAAAACUUCUACUUCCUCUAUCGCCUUCUCUAUUGAAAUUCCUGCCUCUGAACCUGCUUCUUCCUUGUUCUCUCUGUCAUAGUCAUCAAAUGGUUUAUCAUCUCUCCUAUUAUCCCAUAGUCGUCCUAUUUAUCUCAUAUAGUAUAAAAUUCAUUGUCACAUUUGGAGUUAAUCUUACGUUAAAUGGUAUUAUAGGGAGGGCUUUAAUUCCAAGUUAGCUUUGCUGUUCUCUGCACUUUACUAUGGUUACUUCUUUAAGUUCCAAUAAGGUAUAAUAUCAAUCAGUUGGUUCACAUGUUUAACAGGGAUGCCAGCUGAGGUCAGAAAACCUCUUCUUCUCCAGUGACACGUCUACAUGUACAACUUAUACUUCAUAGACUGUAACAGUUUAGUCACAGUUUUGUCUUUUAAUAGCUACAUGCUUCUGCAUAGGGAGGGAUUCUUUGGCUGCUGUGUCUCUGGAGGAGUCAAGGUCGUAACUGAAUUUAACUUGCUAAAAAUUUGCAGUCUGCAUUAAACCUUUCUGCCUUUUUAACUGCCUUUUCUACCUUUUAUUUCUGCAUUAUUAUCAUUAUUAUUAUUAAAGUUUUCUUUACUUAUAGCUUUUGAUCUCAUCCUGACUGCUCACGCCUUCCUCCCUUUGAUUUGUUUAUGCAAUUGGGGGCUAUAUGUCCCUCUUUCCCACAUGACCAGCACCCUGUUCCUGUCAGGUCCGCUCCUUUCAGUCUGGACCACCUCUGCCCUCCACCUCUGAAUCCUCCUCUGCCUCUGCCUCUUGCAUUUUGAUAAAAGGCUUCAUUUUCAUUGUCCCCUUCUGCAAAAAAUGCACUAGCUCCAUUUAUUCUUUCUUUUUUUUGUCCUCCUUUCUCCAUCCUCUCUGGCUUUUGCUACUUUUUUCCAUUCAUCAAUCAUUUGACACCCAUAUUUUAUGCUUAUGGAGUCAUGUAGUUUAUUUAAUUGGCUUGUUCUUAGGCUGCCAUCGAAUCCAAAUUUAGUCACCCAUAAUUCAAGGAAUUGUAAUUUUUCGGGCUCUGUCUGGAAAACUUUCCAGUCUUGACUUUUUAGUUUAUCUAAUUUAGCCUUACUGGCUCCCGUCCCCAUUUUUAUGUGUUUUGGUCCAGCUUAGGUGACACCUAGGGUGUCCUAUUAAGCUGGGUUCUUUCAAUGGGGUAGUGAUAAAAAAUUCCUUAUGUGGUAAUUCUCACUUCUACUCUUGCGAGUGGAGAAUUCUUGCCUUUGCUUCCACAAUAAGGUCACUACUUACAAUCCCACUGUUUUGGUAUGAAUAGGAUAUAUCUAGUGAUAUAUGCCUAUUCCAAUCACUCUCACACUUUCACAAUCACACUUUUAACACGUGUUUUGUUCUGCAGAAUUUUUUCAAUUAGGCCUUUUCCACGGAUUUUUCUACGUAGGACCUGUGCGUCCUUUUCCACGGAUUUUUUUACGUAGGACCCGUGCGUCCUUUUCCACGGAUUUUUUUACGUAGGACCCGUGCGUCCUUUUCCACUGAUUUUUUUACGUAGGACCCGUGCGUCCUUUUCCAUGGAUUUUUCUACGUAGGACCCGUGCGUCCUUUUGUUUGUUUGGUCUUUUAUAGAUUCUCUACGCGAAGCGAAUCUCAAUCAUUCCACGUUCCUUUUUAUAGAAGACCAACUCACCACUUGUCUUUCCCCUUGGCUUCGGAUUUCCGUCAACCGUCAGAUCCCAGCAGGCAGGUCGAGUCCAGUUCCUCAAAGAGGUCUUCAAGACUCAUCCUAAAGAGUCUGCCGUGGCCACGGUCUUAUCUGUCGUCCACCUCACCUGCUGGAAUCGUCUGGUCUAUUGGGAUGCCUAGUAGCCCUUUUACAAUUGGCUUCUAAACUUUUGAUAGUCUGAAUGGAUAAUGUAUUUAAUUUAAUACAACAUUAAUAGUUCCCUGAAUUUGCUUGCUGAGAUGUGUCGAUAUUAAUCAAUAUUAGGGUGGGCCCACUCGCAGUAGAUGGAUAGUGUGAAUAUAGGUGUCCAGAGAGACAAGAAUAGAUACUGAAGUCCUUGGAGGACAUGUUGAUAAAUAUUGAAUUGGUACUUCUGUCUAAGUGUCUGACGGCCUGACCGCUCGACGGCCCCGAUUCAGUCAUUAGCAGAGUGGUACUUCUGGUUUUUUAUAUAAAGACGUCGUUGGACGACGCGGUUGUGUUAUUGUUGUUACUGUUUAAUAGUCUGACGGACUGACCGCACGACGGCCCCGAUUCAGUCAUUAACAGGUACUUCUGUCUCUGUUUGAACGGACUGACCGCUUGACGGCCCCGAUUUAUUCAGGGGCAGUUGUAGUGUGAUUAUGUAUCUACGUAUUGCAUAAUAUCGACCCAUACCAGUCUCAAUUCUUCAGGAUGUAUUUUUUUUAAAGAUGGAAUUUGACCUAAAGUACAGAUGGAUGGAACACACGAACCUUUUGACGCUUUGCAUACUCACAAAUAACCAUAGAUUUACUAAUUGCAAGUAAUAAUCCUCGCACUGAGGUCACAAACCAGUAAAUUCAGAAAGCCACGUGGUAAAAAAAUAAAAAUAAAAAUAAAAAUAGCUAAAUAAAUAAAUACUAAGAAAAAUUGAAGCUAGAUCUACCAAGAAAAGGAUGAAAAGUGAUCAAUGAAAUGCUUGAAACUGUUCCACAGUUAGACAUUGUUCCAACCAUGUUUGUAGUUUAGAUGUCAGCCAGGGAGUAGGUGCAAGUAAAGCUGGGGUUCUAUUACGAUGAACCUUUUUAUAAAUUUGGCUGAGUGCUCUGACGAUGGAUUUUCUAUGGACAACAGUUUUAAUAAGAGAAAAGAAAAGAAAAAAACUAAUAAGUAUCAGAAUGAUAGGAAAGUAUAAAAAAUAACAAAAAUAGAAACAGAAGGAAAUUAGAUGUUGUACGAGAGUAUCUAAUAAAUAACACAACCAUCGAUAGUUUUCUAUGGAAUCAAGACUACAUGACAAAGGUGUAGAUUUAGAUGGCUCAUCAGUUUCCUCUGAAUCUUAGUAAGUUUAAAAAAGAAAAACAAAAAGUUUACUCUAUGACUUAAGAAACUGUUCAAGUAAAAUAUGAAGAAGCAAGCUUAUUGUUACACCGUCUUGCAGCUCCCAGGUUCAGUGUCUCCUCAUGUAAACCUACCUAGUGCGUCUGUGAAGUAUGUAAGUUAUGAAGAUGACAGUUCACUAUUUGUACAUGUUAAAUUAUGAUGAACAGCCCUGCCCAAUGCCAACAAAAGUAGUCCCCUUGUUAUACUCAGAUGUUGGGAGGGUCAAAUCUCUCAACAUACAUCCUUUAAGAUAAAUGUAUUCAUCAAUGUAUCCAGAAUUGUAAUACAAUUUAUGACUUAACAGAAAGUGUAUAUCUGACACAGGUCAAAGCCUUAGUGACAGAGUGAGACUGUAAAAGGAUACCUGGCAUGCACAUUCAAGAGCAUAUUUCCCAUACUUAUAGUAAGUCAUGACUGACAGAUGCCUUCACUGUCAUGUAACUGGACCCGUAGUGGGACAGCCUCCUGUAGAAAGGAGCAGGAGUCCUCAAAAAAGUAAUGUGAACCAAGUACAACUUCACUUUAUGCCUCAAAUAACCUCUGAUCUCUUUUUGCAGAAUGAUUCUUAGAGGAUGGGGUAUGGUGCCAAUCAAGGAACCAAGGGUUUUCAGGAGGAGGAACAAGAUCCUGAACAAAUUGAAUUGGCCAUUUGAGUAGUUUUUCAGUUCAAUCUAUUGGUAUCUCUGGUCACUUCAACAAGCCCUUGAUCGGGAUAACAUCUCUAUCAUGCAACAGUUACUGAUAGUCAGUGCUAAGACAUCAUCCGGUCUACUGCAUCUGAACCAACAACAUUGAGAUUUUGAAGAGUGAGGAUGAACAUCAAAUUUCUACAGAGGAAAAUAGUCCCUCAAUAAAGUAGUGUAAUCCAUAGCUCUCAUAGUGUCUGAUAUUGACUCAGUUUUAACUGCACAAUCUUAUAAUUCUAGCUUCUAUACUAACUCAAUUCAUGCUCUGCAUAUUUCUCUAUCAUUGUACAUGAAGAGACACAAAAUUUCUCUACGUUUACGUACACAAAUUAAUAAUAUGUCUGGGAAGAACUACCUAUGGGAUUUGUUGAUUUCGCCACAGGUUAUUUAGCUGUCGAUUUGCACUUGUCUCAUCCAACUUUACCAUGUCAAUCCUGUAUCCUCCAGUAUUCGGAUGACCUGCUUCUUUACCCAGAGACUGAAAAGACUACAUACUGGAUUCCUUGGCCCCACGGAUACAUUUGGCCGAGACAGGUCACAGGACAUUCCUUGCCGAGCUUCAAUUCUGCUGAGAAUCUGUCAACUACCUUGAAUACAUCUUGAGAGCUGGGUGCAGAUAUCUCUCUCCUGAUUGUGUGACAGCCAUAAAGGACACUGAAGGACCAUGUUAAAAAAAAAAAAAAAAAAAAAACAAACAAACAAACAAACAAACAAAAAAAAGAACAAACCUGAACAGGUAUCCCUUCUGCGUCUGGUGGACUAUAGUCAAGCAUGGCUGGUAAUUAUACCGUCCAUGAUCCUAUGCUCCAAGAGUCAACGCCCCAGGACGCACUGGACAUUAUGAACUGGACUAAUGGCAUGAAACACGUCUUUCGUUGUAUCGAGUAUUUUCUCUGCACUGCUCCAACAUCAAGGUUUCCGGAGUACAACCCGGGCUUUCACCUUCGUAUGGCGGAUGACAGGAGUCCCCACUGCUGUUCUGACGAGGGUGCUUGAUUAAGGAUUGAGACCUGUUGUAUAUUAUUCCAAAUCCCCAACGAUACUUGUUCAAAUGAUAGUCUCAUGUUUGCGAGCUAUGAUGGCUGUGGCGAUUACGUUUAAAUAGGCACAGACUACAGUGUUACGAUAUCCACUAAUACAGCAUGCUAUACACACAGUGAAUGUUGGUCACCGCAACAUAAUCACACAGCAUAUCAGUCUGAGGUGAUGAACCUAAAAACGCAUGUUAGCUGAAACACCAAAACUUCCCUUAUAUUAUAUCACUUAUAUUUAUCUAGUGAUACACUUGAAGUCAUUGCUGCAUGGUAACAAAGAGAUGGCUGAAAUUCCGUCACUAGAUUACUUGAACUUAAUCAAUUCGACAUUUAGAGUAAGAGUAAAGAUGCAACAGACUCCACUGGAGAACUAUGAUUUUAUGGUUCUGCGCGUAGACCCUACAAUGACAGGUUAUGCACUUGUUGAUAAUCAAAAUUGAGAUGUUGUAUCCUACACGCUAUUGUGAAAUGUAACAACACAUUUACUAUCUGACAAAGAAGUGACCAGAGGCAACGAAAAUUAGCAGACAAUUUGAAAAAAAAAAAAGAAAAAAGAAAAAGUGGCACUUGAUGCACCAUUUCCUCCUUGAUUAGUUCCUAGUUCCCAUCCAUACAACCUUCUGUUCCGCCGUUUUCCGUUGAUGACUUAAUUUUGCUUUAAAGCCGGGCCACUGAUUUUAAAGUAAACAUCUAACAGAUAAAGAAGUGUAACAUGGUUGCUGGUGUAUUAUAAAGAUAUGAUGGGCAACAGAUUACGCUCCCUUGGCUAGCGUACAAUUUACUCCUAGCUUACAUUCAUAGUGUCACGAAUGCAAUUUGUACAGUUGUGACUAACGACAUCUCUAUCUGUGAGUUGUUUUUCUCUCUAGGACUGGAAGGACAGCUCAACGUUUGGUGGACAUGUGAAGAAAAGGGGGGUAGAAUAGUCAAACAAUCCAAAGGCUAAUGACCCAUGUCAAAAGAACUAUGACUAGGAAGACGCAUGUGCCUCUUUAUGGAUUGCUAAAACUGCUAGGUUUGACCAAGAAAGAGAAGAAACCUCAGAUAAAAAUGUUAACAAUUACCAAUUCGUCAUAAGGCCUGCUAAAAUUUACACUAGAUUUUAGAUUUUUAGUCUUAGCAGCCAAAUCUCUCAAGGAUUCCAGAGAACUUCCAUUUUCUGUACACUAAUCAUAAUCUGUUUGUGAUGUUGUCAAUACGUCUUUUGUGCAGGAUCCAGUCCAAACAGCGUAUGCCCUUAUCUCUUCCCCAUUCAAAUGGAAACCGUGGGUCUCCAAUUCUGAGUCAUCUGAGUCAUCAGGAGAUUCCAACGAUGGGAUGGCAUAUAUCCUGACCAUAUAUGAUGUUCCCCAUGUGAUCACAGUGUCGGUCACCACUUCAGAGAUUCUAGUGUAAAAGUAUCAUUCUCCACCACGUAUUAGCUGACACAAGAUACAUCACUCCACUGAGUUAAAAGAACAUGCUUUACUUUAGUUGCAAUAUAAAAUUAUCACCUAGAUUACUUUCAGGUGGAUUGAUAAGUUCUGUUUUCGCGGCUUUUGUUCAUGGUUUUGUAGGGUUUAGCUGGUUCAAUUGUUGGUCUAGGGUAGAGGGUGGCCUCAAAUCUGACGGCCCUUUGUGGGCUGGUUUGGGUGGCUGACCCUUCUUAUGUUUGUUUCAUUAAUCCACUCUUUUGUUUUAAGUGACCCUGGUCACCAGUCUUAUUUAUCAUCUGUUCCAGCAGCAAUUAUUUAUGAACAAUUGGCAUGUUUAAAGAAAAAAAAAAAAAAGUGAGGACUGUUAGGAUGAGUUUCUUUAGCCAGUCAUGUCAGCCUUUAGAGUGGUGGAGCUGUGUCACUCAAAUACCCCAGACACUUUGGUGUUAGAUUGCUGGAGCCGGGGGCCUCCUACAACCAUCCCUGAGCAAGGAACCCUGUACACAUUAUUUACAUCAUACAGGUCCCCAAAAUAUGUUUGCCAUGAUAUUUCCUUCUUGGGACCUUCCACAUGUUCAUCUAAGGCUUUUGAAACAUGUUGUCCUUUGUUUUUACCAUACAUGGAUUUCUCCUCGCGGGUCAACUAAAUACCAACAGUAUGUUUAGGAUUGUGAACCGCUAUAUAUACUUGAAUGGUCUUGGACCACUCUUUGCUACAAUUGUGGUGGCCACACUUGGGGGUGGACCCCUUUUUGCUACACUUAGGUUGAACACACUUGUGUCACACUUGGGUCACACUUGUGGCCUGCUGAAGCUGUAACCCAGAUAUGUAAUCAGUAAAGCUUGUCAAAAUGAUCAUUCGUGUGGACCUUCGAUUCUUUCUAAUGUGAACCUGGGCUAGGCAUCCUUACAGAUAUGUUUGAGUAAUGGACAGAGAUCUGUUUUAGCUAUCUCAGUACCACACUCAGGAUACUUUCUCUGUCCGCCCCUUUUAUUCACAGUUGUCCCUGGUUACACAAUGUUUCUAAAAAGGUGGGAGUAAAUGUGCUGCAAAGUAAGCAUUUAAUAAUGAACAAUUUAUGAAUAGCUGAAGGUCAAGGCGGCAUCUAACGAGCUCCUUCUGAUAAGGAUGGAUCCUUCUCAGGAGCUUCCCAUGAUUCAGCGGAGAAUACGUCACCCCCACACCCACACCUGCUGAUAGGAGAAACAUGGUCAUAGCAAACAGAAAAAACAUUGUGUACUGUGUAGUAAAGCUAUUGAAAAGAGAGAAGUUAGGAAAACUCUUAUAUGAUAAAAAUACUCUAAUAUAAUGUAUAAAAAGAUGUCAAAGAGUUUAUAUUUGUAGUAUAAACUCUUACAUAAGAAUAUGAGGAAUAAUGAUAACUUCUAUAUAUAUUUAUGCACAUUAUUCUAACAAGGUCCCAUCCCAGGCCUCAUUUUGUAAGUGGGAAAUUACACUGACAACAUAGAGAGGCCGUUAGCAUGCCUUCAAAACAACAUACCAAACUUUUAUAGUCUGAAUAAUUUUGAUUACAGAAAUGUGUUUAUGAAUUUGUCUUUUAUUUUAAUUUUGUUGAACUGAAUUGUAUUCAUGAAAUUAUUUUAAAGAUGUGAAAACCAGAAAACCAUUCCUGCAGAGUUCAGAUUUUUUAAUUUAUAUGUUUUUCUGUCUCAGGUCCGUGUGGUGCAGUGCAGCCUCGUCUGGUCCAGUCGUAGGCCCUCCAGGUUUCUCCUCCUAUCUCUCCUCCUUUCUCUCCUCCUGUCCCUCCUCCUUUCUCUUCCCCCUUCUUUCCUCCUAUCUCUCCUCCUUUCUCUCCUCAUGUCCCUCCUCCUGUCUCUUUCCCCUUCUUUGCAUCCGUCUCUCCUUCUAGCUCUUCUCCUUCCUUUUCCUCUUCUUCUUCCUCCUCUUCUUUUUCUUCUUCCUCUUCUGGUAGUUGCUCUUCUUGCUCUCGUGGCUCCCUUACUUGUUGCCCCUCUCUUUGCUCCUCUCCAGCCAGGUCACCGAGGAGCCCUGCAGGACCUUCCCGCAGCCCCUCCCCCUGCCUGCCUCCGCUGAUGUCAGAGGAGGAGCAGUGGCCAGGUUUGCAGCCUGAGGACCCGGAGGAGCUCUCCAGGAGGAAGGAGCGGUGGACGGCCCAACCGAGGACCACUGCACCCCCUCCAUCCACCCAUCUCUGCUGCUCCUGAGACCAGGUGGACGAAGAACCUAUGAGGCCUCCUGAAGCAAAGGUUCAAGCGGUCUAAGGUGACUCACAAGAGGCCUGCUGGACAGAUGGAAAACAACCGUCCAAGCAAGAGUCCUUUUGGGAUAAGUUAAAGAGAAGUUACAUUAGAAUGAGUUAAGUUGUUUAGUUAUGAUAAGUUAAGUUAGAGUAAGUUAACUUUCAGUUAAGAUAAGUUAAGUUUAAGUAAGUUAAGUUAUAGUUAAGAUAAGAUAGUAAGUUAAUGCGGCAUUAGUUAGCCUCCAGCUCAUCUGCAGCUCCUCCUCUCCUCCUCCAGUAAAACCCUCUGGUAUUAGUUUAAGACGUUGACUUUUAGGUUUAGAUUCUCAAUGACCACGACCACGAAUCCCUCGCUCCUCUGCAGCUCCUCCUCUCCUCCUCCAAUAGAACCCUCUGGUAUUAGUUUAAGACACUGACUUUUUGGUUUGGAUGCUUAAUGACCACAAAUCGCUCGCUCCUCUCCCGCUCCUCCUCUCUCACUGGCUCCUAAACAAACUAAUAAACCUGAAGCUUCAAUUAAAAGCAGAAAAAAGGACUUCACUGUGGACUCAUUAGGCAUUACCCUAAAAGUCCUUGCUUGUGUUGUAUGGUUAUUUAUUUUGAUGUUAUGUGUUGGAAUGUUUUGUGUAGUGGCAUGAUUUUAGUAUCAUGUCUUGUGAUGUGUUGUUUUGUUCCAUGAUUUGUGUUGUCACGCAUGUGUUUGUGUUGUGAUGUCUUGUUUUUUCAUGUAUUUUGGUUCCUUCAAAGUAAGAGCAUGUCUUUUACUUGAUUUAUUCAAUUAGUGGGUAAGUUAGUCUAAAAAGGUGAGUUUGGUUCCUCCAGAGUGAUUGUUUACAUGAAACAAGGUUAGUGUAGGACCCGUUUUCAAUUUGGUUUUCUUUAGGAAAAGGACCAUAAUUGAGAAGAAACCCCCCAGAGGACCUGAGCAGGAGACUGAAGACACAGGAGGACCGAACAUACGAGAGACAGGCCCAUGAAGAGAGAGAUGAAGAAAAGAUGAAUGAUGGAUGUACUGUGUGUUUCUGGGAAUUUGAAGGUAAAUAACUCUUUCAAUACUUAGUAGCCUUAGCCAGGUUAAUAAGUACACAUAUGCUGGCUUUAAGAAAAAAAACCCCACAUAUUUUCACAGUAACCGAAGGACUGUAAUUCAUGUUUGUUUUCAGGUAACCCCAAAGAGUCAAAUGCCCAAAAUGACUCAAGAAGAGACAACAAAUCACGUGAUGCAGAAGGAGAUUGGAUGAACAAGAUGAAAUGGAGAAGUAAAGUAAGUAAAGUUUGAUGAGUGUGUCAUGCAUCAUUGAAUUGUUGUCUUGGUGUGCUGCUCUAUUGACCUACUUAAGAUGAAUAUUUAGUUAGUAGGCUAUUGUGUAGGUUUACAUUAGGCUACAUAAUUAACACUUAGUCAUUUAUUUGCUAAAUGAUAAACAGGCAAUUCCCAAUUGCCUGCAGAAAAAGUAGCACUGUGGCUUGUUGAAAUAUAACCAAACAAAACAAGAAAGCCAUGAUGUAGCAGCUGUAUGUGAAAAAGAUGACAUAUUAAAAUAAAACAUAUUAAAAUGAAAACAGAGUUUCAGGUCUGUCUAAAUCCAUGAUAGUUGUAGAUAAUCUAUGAUUGUAGCUUGUAACAGUAGUGAUUGACUGAUCAGUGCUAUCGUGUGAAACUGUACCAGCUCAAAUUGGCCUUUUUAGCAUUUUGGACCAAAAUGUUUUAUUUGGAUGUAUGUCCCACAGCAUUAAGGACAUAUUCAAAUUUCAGAAAAACACAUUAUUCCAUCUCAGACAUUCAUUUUCUACUAUUAUUGGUCAUUAUUUCAAGAUGUGGUCACUGUUUUUUUUCAACCCCAUUAUCGACACUACGCUCUCUGAAUAUGACCAUAAAAUGUUUUACUAAAGGAAGCAAUAUUCUUAGUCAGUCAGGUGUCCCUCCCACUAAUUCAAAAAUUUUAAAUACAAAAAUGACACAAAAGCUUACAUUUUUGUUGACUUUAAUGUACGUAUGUGUAAAAGCACUGUUGUGAUUUUUCAGCAAAUAUUUCGUUUUACUGAAGAAUUGUAAUUAAAACCAAUGAUCUGUUGCUAGCUCGCAACAUUUUAGACAGAAGUUGACAAACAUUAAAUUAUUUUUUUCAAACAUUAAAAAAAGAAUAAUGAAUGAAAAUGUAGGCAAGACGGUGUUGAAGAUGCUAACGGGUUUGUAGGGACAGCUACAGCUUUACAUAAAGCCAGUUGUUUUUUCACUCUGAAAAUCACCGUAUAGGACUCUCUAUUAGCACUAUAUUUCAUUAUGCAACCGCAAAAAAGGACAAAAUAUUAAUUGCAGUUGAACUGAGUUUUACCAAACUAAAGUUAAAACAACUACAAAGGCCUCUUUAAAACACCUAACAACAGUCAAACUGUGUACAGUGAGUUGUACAAGUGUGUGUGUGUGUGUGUGUGUGUGUGUGUGUGUGUGUGUGCGCGCGUGUGUGUGUGUGUGUGUGUGUGUGUGUGUCCAGGCAUAAGAGCCAAUCCUAUUUCAUACAAUUAAACUUGUAAACUGAUUAACUAUAGUCAUGAUAACAUUUACAAUCAAACAGUUAAUCAUUUCAGUUUGUUUGUCUCAAGCAGUGUCUGUGUCCAUGUCAGUGUGUAUGCGCCUGUGUCGGUGUGUGUAUGCAUGUGUGUGUGUGCCUGUGCCUCUUAAUUCAUUAAUUGCUGAUAUGAAGCUCCUGAACUUGAGAACUGUAUCUACAGCUGUAGUUUUCAACAUGGAUCAGACUCUCCCCCUGCAUGUUCUUCUUCAGCUUAAGUUCUUGGGCACUCCUCUUCUCUCCUUUCUCCUUCUCUCUGCAUUUUUCUUUUCUUAGGUUGCUCUCUUUCUCUGAUUUCUUUUUCCUCGCCUCUACAUUCUUUGUCAAUCUCUCACAUUCACUCUGCAGGUAUUUCUCCCUUCUUUCAGGAUCAGCUUUAAGGCGUUCUCAAUACUUUCUCUGUCUUUCUGCUGCUGUUCUUGGUGCCAUCCUACUCACAGCUUAAACAUAGAACAUAGAGCACAUUCAGCAUGUAUGUGGUAUAAAAAUGUUGAUUGAAAUAAUAACAAUUGAUAAAAAAAAGGAAAACUUAACAACCCUGUUACAAUCAAACACAUAAUGGAGUUGUGUGUGACUGGGUUGUGAUUUUAGCACAAAAUGGCCACUGCUCAAUGAAGGAAAUACCAGAGAGAGAGAGAGCGAGAGAGAGCACAUAGCAUGUAUGAGAUCCAGAGUUAGCAUUUAUACUUGAAAUAACAAAAAACAUUUCAAAAGUUUCAUUUUUCUCUCUUUUUUUCGUGUGACGGCGUUGAGUCGUUGAGUUUGAGAAAUACAAUACCAUAUGAUAAAUGACCAGAAUAAAGGAAAAGAAGGGAGCAACAUGCCUGUCUCUGCUGUUUGCUGUCCAAAAGACUCCACUAAUGUCACUUCUUGAUGUAAAUGCUUUUGUGGACCAUACUAUUGUAUUUAUGGGGGUGAAAUUAUUUGUGUAACAGGGUUGAGAGAUUACCCAUUGACAGAAUUACAUAAUGUGAUCUUCAUCAAUAAAUAUUAAUCAAUUUUGAAGGAAAAACAUCACUAGAAAAAGAGCACAAAUAGAUGGCAAGGUUGAUUUCAAAGUGUAUUGACUUUUUAAUAGUUUUAUCUUGUAUUGUCAAACCAUACUGUCAUGAGGCCAUCAUUGAGGGACAUGAGAAAAUAGAUGGUGUCAACUGAAAAAAGAAAGAAAAAAACUACAUUAUUGCUCAUAAAAAGAUGAAAUUUAGUUUUUAUUUUUAUGCAGUAUUAAGUUAGACAUUUCAAUGUAAAUGUAAAGCUGUUUAAAUAUAAAUUCUGCUGACCCAAUAGAUUAAAUACAUCUUAAGUAGUGAGAGGGACUCAGAUUGUGCAAUUUCCAUGAAAUUGAAUGAAUUUCAUAGAGUUAUAAAAUUGUUGUUUUCCUACCGUUUUUGUCAGCAAGCGUUAUCCCAGAUGGAGCCACGCAGCAGAGGCCCAGGACGAGGAAGAAAAGAGGCUUCAUGCUCCUACGGCUGUCAGACAUGAAAUGAAACUUCCUUGAAAAGCUGCUUCCCGUAAGGAAACCGAGUAUGGGGUAUACAUCACCACCUGCUGUACAGAUUAACUCAUUGAUUAAUUCCUUCAUUUAACUUGCUCACUUGUUUUCACCGGCACGAUAUAUGGUUGAUACGCGGCAGAGGCAGUGACACAUGCCGUACCAUCAGUCUGUCUUUUACUCAUUGCCAUUCUCGUCCCUGACACACUUUAUUGAUCCUCAGAGGGAAAAUUCUGUCAAUACAGCAGCAAGAUAUUGUCAGUUAGUGAGAAAUGGCUACAAUAAAAAUUAAGAGUAGAAAAAUAUGGGACAAAUGAAUAAAAACAUUGUUUGAAAAUAAUUAAGCGCGAGAUAUAACUUUUGUUGUUAGUGUUAUUUUAAAACUUUUACCGAUACAGUGAAAGUUAUGGAAUUAAUUGACAUGGUGUGAUGUCAGAUAAAAACUACAGGAUAAUGUCAAAACUGUGGUAUGAUGUAUAAAAUAGAAACAAGGUGCUGUGUACAGUAUGGCAGCAAUAAUAUAAUAUAAUAUAUAUAUAAUAUAAUAUAAUAUAAUAUUCCCAAAGACUCAAGAAACAGUACAAUACCGCCAAAGAAAGACAAACAUCAAAAGUGAAAAAAAAAAAAAAAAUUACCCCCAGGAAUCGAACUCACCUGGCUUUGACUUGGAGUUGUUUACUUGUAUAGAGGAAGAACGACUUAAAUGCGCAGCAAAUGCCUUGUUUUCAUGACUUCCUGAGGUAUUCUCACCUCUUUCUCCACCCAACAUACUUUGCACCAACAUUUCUGAGUCUACCAGCCUGAAAACUGUUAGAAUGAGUUUGUUUAGCCGGUCAUGUCACCCUUUAGAGCGGUGGAGCUGUGUCACUCAAAUACCUCAGAUAUUUUGGUGCUAAUUUUCUGGAGCCAUGGGCCUCCGACAACUAUCCUCAACGUGGACCUUGUACACAUUUUUACAUCACACAGGUCCCCAAAAUAUGUUCUGCCAUGGUAUUUCCUUCUAUGGACCUUCCAUAUGUUCACCUAAAGCAGGGGUGGACAACCAUGUGCCAUGGAGAGCUGAGAGGCUGCAGGUUUUCUUUCCAACCCAAAACUCCACCAGGUGAUUUCACUGAUUACCUUACCUCCGAGCAGAGAGCAGGGACGAAUCAGUGAAAUCACCUGGUGGAGUUUUGGGUUGGAAAGAAAACGUGCUGCCUCUUGGCUCUCCAUGGCACACGAUUGUACACCCCUGACCUAAAGCUCCUUAAAAUAUGUUGUCCUUUGUUCUUACCGUACAUGGAUUUUUCUUAGGGUCAACUACAUGUCAGCAGUAUGUUUAGAAAUGUGGACAGGUAUAUAUACUUGAACAGUCUCAGACCAAUCUUUGUUACACUUUGUUAAACUUGUGUUAUGAUGAAGCUGUAACCCAGAUCUGCAAUCAGUAAAGCUUGUCAAAAUGAUCAUUCGUGUGGACCUUCCAUUUUUUAUAGUGUGAACCUGGGCUAGGCAUCCUUACAAAAACACUGCUGCUUCUCAGUCUAGGUUGGCAUGGGAACAACUAAACUUUACUUAAACAUGGAUGAUUAAGAUAGAGGACAGUGGUUUUAAUAGAAAAAACAAAUUGAAUUUAUUUAGCACCUUUCAAAGUUUCAUAAUGUUCAGCCACUACUGUUAUUUAAUUAUUUUCUCUCUCUCUCGAUGUCAGAAUAUAGUUUUUAUUCCUGUGUCUGGAGUCAGCUGAAAAACUGUGAAGGGAAAAUAACCAGAGUCUCUGCCUCUGUAACCUGAGGUUCAGAUUAAAUGUUUCUGUUUCUCCAUGUUUCCUAAACUGGUUCCUAAAGGAUUCAGUUUUUAUACUGAAAAACAUAAGGCAGAAUAAGAUUAUGAAGUUAGGGGCUUAAUAAAAUGUUUCAGAUGAUUUCAGGGCUUCUGAGGGAGGUUUAUGAUUACUUUGUGUAUUUUGCAUCAAUGACAGAUCCAGACAGUGAUUUACUACCCCAGUAUUUAUUUGUACCUUGAUGCUCAGAAGUCUUUCUUGUACAGAAAAAGUCUUUAUUAUGUUAGCAUGAGUAUAAACUGUAAUGUGUACAGUAGAUAAAAAUACUUUUUUUUUUUUCCCUCACUCAAACAAACUGCUGUGCUGUGGAUUCAAAUAUUACAUAAUCGUGUUUUAUUGACUAUGGCUUUAAAAGCUCCUCUAAAGGUUAUUAACAAAGGCACACACAUUUCAACAGAUCAAAAAUUUGUUAACAUCUUGAAACCAAAUCCAGCAACAUGAAGUAACAAAAAAGACAAACAAAACCAUAAUAUUUGCAUACAGGAAAUAAAUACAAUCAAAGAGCAUCAGUAUCUUAUCGAAACAUGGGUGGAAAAUGUGGUCAUUACUGCAUUACCGUUUCCUUUUUUUCAGUAACUACACCACAUGUUGCAUCCAUAAACUAGCUUAAAAACCGUCAGAUAAAAAUACAUACGUUGUAGAAAACAUGGAAAUAGAGCAAAUCCUGAGAGAGAAAAAGAGGAAGGAAAUGGACUUCAUCUUUCUUCAAAAUGCCAAAAAACCCCUCUAAAAAUGGGUUCAGCUCUUUUGCCUCUUGUCUACAUUAUUGUAAUAUUUACAUAUAUUCAAAUAUACUUUUUUCAAACAUUUUUCUUUGUUUCACACUCAUACUUCAGCUUGUUCAUCUAGUUGUCCAAGAGAGCAGCUGCACUGCUGUAUUCUUACUGUUACUAGUAUACUUAAUGGUCCUUCCCUUUGUUGUCCUCACGCGUCAGUUCAGUUCAGUUUAUUUUAUUUUUGGUCCCAAAAUGUUAUAAUUACACUUUUUAUUUCAUUUCAUUUAAAUCAUUGGACCAAAAAAAAGGUGUAGGCUGAAGCCCAUGGCUUAUUGUGCCUACACUUUCCUCACUUUUAGGCAGAACGUAAAGGACAUACUUUCAAAGAUAGAAAACAAGAAAAGCAGCACAAAAAUAAACAAAAUAAAUCUUUACAAAACAGACAUCCACGCACACACCUACAUACGCAUACAUACAUGUACACCAUAUAUAUAAGACCAGGACUGACUUUCCUACAACAACUGUAAAUGGUACAUAAGAUAUGUUAAUAUAGUGCUUUCUUUGGUCUUUACAUGUCACAUUUACACACUGAUUGCAGAAGCUGCCGUGUGAAGCACCAUCAGUUUCUGAUUAAUCCAUUGACAUACCUCUGGGUUCAUCCAGGGGAUGAUUUUAAGAGUCCUGGGGUCCGUUUCACGUAGCAGGUUUAAUGGAAACUCACAGUCUGUUAACCCUGAAAUCAGGGAAACUCUGAGUUUUCCGUUUCACAAAGGAGGGUCAGUUAAACCAGGGAGAUAGGGGUAACUCUAACCUGUUUCACAAAGAGAGGUAAUUCAACCUCGCGGUCAGUUACCAUAGUGACAGACUCCGUGAACCUAACCUGCUCGGGACCAGGUUUUACUCAGUAAACCCAGAGUUUCAGGUGAGACAUCGGCAUUUUCUCAUUUUGAUCAUGUUUUACAUUGUCAAGUAAGUAUUAAGUAGCAGUUUGAUCCCUUAAAAAAUGUUCUUUUCACACUCAAAAAUGAAUUUUACUCUCUUAUGAUGUUCCGUUAAAUGAUUAGGAAUAUUAAACUAACACAAAAACGGGUGGUGGCCCAGCAGCCCCACCUUUAACUCCUUUGCAGCUGCUGCUGUAUUGCACUUUCUUUUAAAAACGUGCUGUAAUUCGCCGUUGACUUGCUGCUGCCCCCUCCUUCUCCCUGUUUCCAUUGGUUGAUCAAUGAAUCUGGGCUCCACAGAUGCUGGCUGUUUAUGUCUGGCGUGCACGUGCUUAACUCCAGGUCAAACUACUCGGAGAUGCUAAAACUGACUCAAAUCAGGUGUUGUGAAACCGGAAACUCAGAGUUUCCUAUCUCAGAGUAGAUCAACUCAGAGUUGAGGAUUUGACUCAGAGUUUGUUGAACCACCUACGUGAAACGGACCCCUGGAGUUCAAGCAAAAUACAGCCGGAUGAAGUGAUCAGGGGUGGAAACUUUGGACUCUGCCUCAAGUAACAGUCAGACACUUAAGUAAGCUACACAUCACAAAUCCUUUCCCUCUUUGGUAUUUCAUUAUUUAUGAUGUCUGUAUCUUUUUGGAUAAUGACUCUGAGCCUCUAGAACACGAACAUGAUUGCCCUGCAGCAGCCUGCCGUCCCUAUAUGCCUCAAAUACCACCACCUUCAUUCCCAUCCAUAAAAAGUGUUCAGUCAGGUGUGUCAGUGAUUACUGCCCAGUUCCCUUUACACCAAUCAUCAUGAAGUAUUUUGAGAGGCUUGUCUUAUCACACAUCAAAGCCAGUGUCCCCAACAUUGGUCUGGACAGCGACCAGUUUGCCUACCAUGGAAACAUAUCAGAGAAAGCCAUCUCCAUUGUACUCCACACAACCCGGUCUGUUCUGGAGCACACACCUCAGGAUGCUACUCAAUUGUUCUAGCAAAUGGUUCUUUAUCAUCAAACUAAAAAACUACUUUUAAAAACUUUGUAACAAAAGAGUAAAAGUAAAAGUAAAUCUAUAUGCUGUUCGGCUGCUUUAUGUUGAAAUGGCAAGUGUUCUGUUCUACGCUGCGGUCCGCUGAAGAGGCAGUAUCAAACACCAAGAUGCAAGGCAUCUGAACAAACAGAUCUUUUGUACCCACAGCCAUCAGACUUUACAAUUCUGCUAUAAACAGUAGAUGACUUUUUGAGACAUGACAAUUGAGAUGACAGACUAUUGAAUUUCCCCUCAGGGUUAAAUAAAGUUCUUCUUAUCUUAACUUCUUCUCUUAUGUGUCUGUGAAUCCACCAACAGCUCGGACUUGACUUAGGUCGUUAACUUGUUAUCCGGAUUGGGCAGGAUCUCUUCAUUGGGACAUGAAUCAGUAUUACCUGCAGCAAAUAAAAGAAAACAUGAAACAUUUAUACUGAACAGAAUUUAUUCUGAUUGCCUCUCAAUUUAGAUUUAUGUGCUAGAAAAACAGAAACGAGGACUCUGAAUUGCAAUUGGAGGAGGACAGUUCAUGUUUUCUUUUGAUUCUGAGGCCAAAAGGACCGUUUAAAAAUCUCUAAUAUUCACAAAAAAAGACAUUAAGUCAGGAUGCAGUCAUCGCAGGCAUGUAAUAUGACUGCUGAGUCACCUCUCACAGUUCAUAGCCAAUAUCUUGUAAAAACCUGCCAAAGUGAACAGUCCACCACAAGCGUAUAGGCCAACAAGCUUCAAAGUCUGAAAACCAGCUGGAUGUGACUGUACAAAAAAAUCUAUUUGAUUUAACAUUUUUUUUCAGUAGAGCCUGAUGGAUAAAACGGACUUUGCAGAAAAUCAGGAGCUUGGGUGACUUGAGCCUCUGAUUUUGGAGGAGUUAAUUUGACCUGAAACUAACAGGUAAAAUUGAGAGGAGGAGGGCUAAGGGGGUGCAGAGACAGACUGUGAUGUAUACAGUUUCUAAACAUUUUUCCAGGAAUGCUCAAAAGAGACUAAUUUCCUUUGCAUUAUAAAGAAAUUGAAAUUCAGACUAUCUAACAGGUUUAGAGGUAAAAAAAAAAAAAGAAGAAAACAAAAGAAAAAACACUCAGAAAAACAGUGAAGACGGCAGAAGUUAUCUACGACAGCUUAACACAGGAUCACAGAGUGAGCAGGUAAAGUUAUCAAUCAAUCAGGAUUCUGACGGCAGAGCCUCAACCUUACAUUAGUUUUAAAGUUUUCAUUGGUUUUUAUUUUUAAUGUUAAUUUCAAUUUUGUUUUAAUUAGAUUUUAAAGAUAUUUUGCUUUUAUUUUCUGAAAUUGCUCAGUUUUAGUUUUAGUUUAGUUUUUAAUUAGUUUCAGUCUGAGUUCUAGUUUUUUUGCAGGGGUUACCUGUUCAAUUUGCUGAGGUUUUAUUAUAAGACACUUUUUUUAUUUCACCUUUUGUUCACCCUGUGUUACACCUGGUGUAUUCUGUCUGACUGUCUUUUAUUUUCUCUGUAUUGGUUGCCAGUCAAAUUCAGAAUUCAUCUGAAGAUAUUUGAGUUCACUCAUAAAGCCAUUCAAAAUCCAGCUCCAGUGAACAUUUCUGAGCUGCUCCACCCUUACAUCACCAGCAGAUCCCUCAGGUCUUCUCACCACGGUCUACUUGCUGUUCUCCACGCCAAACUAAAAACAAAAGGAGGUCGUGCCUUUGAACUUGUAGCUCUGACUCUCUGGAACUGUCCUCUUAUGUAACUACACUGAUGUUUUUAAAACAUGAUUUUAAACACAUUUUUUAAACUAGUUGUCGAUCAGGUGCUGUAGCUUUCACCCGAUAGUAUUAUAAUCGUUAUCUUUAUUAUUUUGAUUUGUUUUGUAUUUAUUUUUCUCUUUAUUUUUGUUGUUGUUCUUAUUUUUGCUAUUUAAUGUAGCACUUUGCGACUCUGCUCUGUGAGAGGUGCUAUUUUAAAUGAACUUCACUUGUACGCUCCCAUAUCCUGUUCCUUUUAGGGAUAUUUAGAUGUCGUUGUUUUAGCUCAAAUAUUUUUUUUUCUUUCACUUAUACCUGUAAUUGGGCUGAGUUUUAUGUUGCUGUCAGUCUAAUUUCUGUCCAAACCAUAUACUGUAUAUACUAUGGACAACCUGGUUUGCCUACCGCUUGUAUAUGGAUUUGAAGCCAAAAAGCUCUCGGUAUUUCCGGGAUUUUUCUUCAUUUCCUGAAACCAGCGCUGUGCAGUAGCGUUGUGUGCAUUCGGCCGCGCAGUCCCAGAGAGUCACUGUGACUACGCUCGGUUCAAACAGCGUAUCCCCCGGGUGAGCUACUCAAUCCCUGAACGCCCAUAGGCUAUAUCAGGUGUCAAUCAUAGAAAACAUGAACCCCCCAAUAACUUUUAAAAACGGAGCUUCACAGAAAAAAGAGGACUUGAGCACAAACCAGUCUUACUAUAACUACAUGUCAACAUCACAAGCAGGGGGGAGAAAAAUUUAUGUUCUGUGUAAUAAAUUUCUAAAGUUUGUCCACAGCUCCAUAAGCUUUGCUGGUGAAGGCGGGAUUUAUGACCUAUACUGCAGCCCAUCAACAGAGGGUGCUGUUCUCGGAGUGGCUUCACCCAGCAAGGAGGCAGACGGCUUCCAUUCUAUAUACAGUCUAUGGUCCAAACCCUCUACAACUUCAGUGAGCAAACCCUCAUUUAAAUACCAUCACCUCCACAGUCUUUGCACCUGACGUCAUUAAUGCAGUUUAUUUUAGCUGAUCACCCAAGAAAAAGCACAAUAAUGUGCACACAGUUUAGUACUUGUUAUUUGUAAUUUGAGUAAAUCAGACUCUUGGUCUUUUAAAUUUUGCACAUAAAAAAUGUUGUAGCUUUAUACUGAUAACAUCUUACAACAAUGAUCAAAGUCUUAACUCAGAUAAUAUGAAAAAGAGGUUUGCCUACCUUCUCUAGUUCCAUUCUCUACAGGGGACCAUCCGCGGACUUCAGCUUGGAUAAAUACUUGAUAACUGUGAAACAGGAGAAAGAAAACAUCAGAGCAGUGCGCCUGUCUAGUGCAUUAACCAGGUGUUUCAAGAUGUUCACCCUUGUGUUACUAUAAUUUUAUUAUUGUAUUACUAUUAUUUUUAUUAUUUACAGACAGUAUUUGAUUGUUGAAUGAUUUCUUUCAGUCAGCUUUAACAACCUUUUACACAGAUUCUGAUUAUGGUUACACUUGUAUAAUAAAUUAAAAACUUACCUUUGUCACGGCAGGUUGGGCUGUACCUUACAAACAAAACUAGAAAUAUGACCAGGGCCAAAAGUCCUAGCAACGAUACACUCAACACUCCUGUGAUCACUUUGCAGGACAAAUCCUCACCUAAAACAAAGAAACAAAGACACAAAACAGGCUAGUGUAACACAUGGGGCUGUUUUUUUAUAAAACAGAAAAAAUCAUAAAAAUGAGUCUGAGGAUUUCUGUUGAUAAUUUAUUUGAUUGAAUCACAUUGUCACAGUAUUUGUGUUUGUUUACAAGUAUUUCAAAUGAAGCUGUUUUCAAUGUAAAUGACUGUUUCCUAAAGGCUACUGUACAUCACAUGAUUAAGAAUAAAAACAUAUAAAGUCUUUGAUACUUGGAAAAAAAAAACCCUUACCAUGUAUGUACACAAAGGUCUGCGCCUUAAUCUCGUGUUGGAUUCCAUCCUGUUUGAGUACACAGCUGUAGUGGUCUGUCUUGGUCACAGUAGUCUGAAGGAUGACCUGGUAUUUGCCUCCUGUUUUGGACCGCAGUAUCUCUUCAGCAGGAAGGUCUUUACCAGAACUGUCCUGCCACUCCAGUUUAGGUUCUGGUGAAGCGCCACGAGCCUCACACUGCAGCAAAAGUAGUUGCUGUGUUUGCUCAAGUAUCUUGAUGUAUGGUUUUGGAGAUGCCACUGUGAACAUCAUGAAAAGAAAAUAAUUACUUUAUUUGUUUCCAUUUCUCAUAUCUUUCAUGCAUCUAUUUUAAGGUUGUUUAAAAUACUGUGGUUGUUUAUUUCCUGGCUAAACAUGUGAAAUCACAGAUAGAUUUGAUAUUUCAACAGUUUGAGAAAUUCUGUAAAAAAUGACCACUGAAAACUGUCAAUAAAACAGACUAUAAUCUGGGUUUAAUCCAGUUCAUCUGUACAGUCUCUGGUCUGGAGUUUCAUUUUACUAUAAACAUCCAUAGUUUUAAGGAAGCAGAGAUGAAACAAAAGUUGUAUUAAUGCACUCACUAUCAAAAAUAGUUUGAACAUCAAUUUCCGGUUUCAGCUUAAUAGGAAAGAAAUUGUAUUCAGAUCAACAGGGGUGGAUUGUUAUUCUGAAACGUCUCCAUUUAAACACUAAUUCUGAUCAUGACUCUGUUGGGGCAAAACUAACAUGACUCUGUUAGUGAUAAGACGUAAACUUAGCGGGAUCCAAGAGCAAUUGGUCUGCGUCUGACACAACUUUCUUGCUGGAUACAGUCUCCUCAUGUAACACAGGAUCGGUAAGUGCUGCUGGGCCCGCUUGAUGAUCAUGUCCGCUAGGAGCAAUACUACGGCUCUUAGAACCUGGCUCAGGUCUACUCUGAGUAAAGCAUCAGAGUGCGCAGCCGUCUUCUCAUGGAUGAAGAAUAAGCAAAGCUUGACUCGAUCUUCACUCUUUAGCCUUUGGCUUAUUUAUUGAGGCCAGUACAGGAGGUUUUAUUAUUAACACUCUGGCAUAAAACAAAAUCACAGGUGACGUUUCUGCUUCUUCAACAACAUAACAAGGCGUACAUACAGCCUAAUGAUGUUACAUCUGCACGCACAGUGCAAGCUUUGACAGAACAGUAACAUAAGUACGCGAGGGGGCCAUCUAGUGACAACAUUUAACCAGGAGAAGAAUCCUGAAUUGGAUGAAGUGAGCCACUACUACAUUGGUUGGUUUGUUGACAGCACUCUUCUUCUUCUGUGAUUGUUUAAGUGAAAUCAGACAACUCUGCGCAUGUCCAAAUGCUUCCAAUCUGAAAAAAGCUUGAUGCAUGUAUACGCACGUCUCCCAUAUAAACAGAGGAUUCAGAUUUUCUGAUCCCUCAAAUUUUUAAGUGGAUGAAGAAAUUUUGCACAUGUAAACAUGGUUACUGUUACUGUGAAAACCCAUGAAGGUGGGCUGGGGAUGUAUCUUUUUAAACAGUCCUCUGAAGGAUUUUAAAAUCAAAACAGAGAGUUUUCAGUGGUGAUUAAUUACAAAAUCCUGAGGAGACAAAAUGUUUCAAAUUUUACACCCUAAUAGUGGUGGGACCCCCAUGGCUGAAAAGAACCAAAUCAAAGUUUCUGUUUAUAGUGAUCUGCCAAUAUUCAGCUUCGUCAUCUUGAAUCACCAAGCUACAUGCUAAUCAGCUAGGCAGCUAUUUUUCAUAAUAUUUAUCACUACAUGCUGAGAGCCUCCUGAGCUGUAGCAUCCAUAAUAAAGCUGUGAAACCAUCACUCACCUCCAUUCUCCCCUGAUCGAUCUUUAUAGACUGACUCUGGAAAACAAAUAAGAACACUGUGCAUAAGUCUGGACAAAUUUAGGGGAGUUUCAGAGUAAAAACAACUCCACAUGGAAUCAGGGAUUACUGUUGAUUAUCUAAAAAUGCAUUUAUAUUGAAGUCACAAAGAUACAAACACACAAACAACAAGAGCACUACAAUAAUGUAUCUCCCCCAGUCUUGCGUGUCUGUUUUAGUACCUGCAGAGCAGUCAGAGGACUUAAGCAGCUUGUAAAGGAUGAAAAGAGAGAGUUAGUGUCACAGAGGGAAGAGCACCUACUGGUCAUACAGUGGAUAAGACUUUCAGGGGGUGUGCAAAUAAAUAUAAGACCAUAAUACAAACAAACACUCAAAAAGAUACUGAGGUUCACAAGUAUGCAUUCAAAGCACACAAUUAGCAGUGAUACAUAAUAUAUUAGGCCUUUACAAAUGUCUGUUUCCAGUUCAAUGUGGACAAAUAACCACAAACAAUCCAUGAAAACCACACACGAUCAGAAGUAUAAACUUCUUUAAGGAGUAAGUCCCAAAAACUUUUCACAUUGUGUGAACAUAGUGAUUCAGUUUUUUUUUUGUUUGUUUUUUGUGCAGUCUGCAACAAUCUCUUGGCACUCUGUGUGCGACUGUGACACAUACAGGCAUGCACACAGAGAUACACAGAGCUAAACAGAGCUGCUGAAAGCCAACACCAAACUGAACAACAUCACAAUCAUGGCCAUAUAUCUGUAGUUUUUUUUCUGCCAUCACAGUGAAGUAAGGGGAGAUCUGGCCUCACUUCCCAGAGACUCCAGGGCACCAACAGCGACGGUCUUCUGGGGUCUGCAGACAGCUUUUAUUUGGUCAAGAUGCCCUUUACUAAGAUGAUGGCGGAGUAAUUCAUGGCUGGAUAACCAUUAAAAUAGCAUAUUUCACUGAUAUGAAUGCAUAGAUCAGCACACAAUAUGGUGGUUUUAAAUAUAUGUGAUCUGGAAAAUACAUAGAUUUUCUCUGAGGCGUACAAAAGCUACCUACAUUAAAUUUUUAAUGUCUUUUCAGGCUGAGAGAUGCCUACAACUUGCAGUAAAGCCAAUUUUAAAUUUUCAGUUCUUUGAUACUUUUCCUCUCCACAUGCUUAAGAAAAGACCGAUAUCUGUUAUUUUUGUGUUUGACAGCACUGAAAAGCACCAGAGCUUCUAAAAAAAAAACAGGUCUACACACGUCAUCAAUCGAGAGAUGCUAUUAGCAAAGGAGUGAGAGCAUCAGCGUCUGAACUCUAGUGAGUUUAUAAAAGACUCCACAACCCAGAGCAAAAAUGCAACUGUGCCAUAUUCUGUAUGUUUUCAUGCUUCAUCCCAUACAAUGUACGUGUCUGUGCUUCAUUUUGCUCUGAAUGACACCUAAAGCUCUCACAAAGCACCAACACACUGCCGACUGCCAGCACACAGGCUGUAAAAAAAUGAAAAUUUGUUCAAUCUCCUCAGCUUCUCAUAAUGCUGCACAUCACAUUUAUGUCUGCAGCAGACAGACCGAGAGAAGAGCAGAUAGACUGACUAGGGCUGCUCAAUUAUGGCAAAAACCAUAACCACAAUUAUUUUGAUUGAUACUGAGAUCAGUUAUUAAAAGCAGGGACCAUGCAUCACUUCCUCACAUCACUUGAAGAGCUUGAUUUUGAUGAUAAUACUCAUUGAUAUACAGUCAAAGUAUUUUUACACUGUGUCCUAAAAACUUAAAUGAUUUAAGCUCUUUUACUGCUUACAUUUUCUCAUAGGAUGCAGUUCAAACACAUCCUUCAGUCUUUUCAGGCUUUAAUAAGACAUCCUUUAAAAUGUCAAGAAUUGGGUUUGUAUUUAAAUAUGAUUCAGAAGGAUGUCUCUAACUUUUUAGCCUGUUUUUUCUAUCCUCAUUCAACAUACAGAAUGUAUCGGGGGCAAUAAAGCAGGCGUCACAACAUUGUUCAUUUUGGAUUAUCAUAUUUCUAUACCAUGUAAGAUAGACAAAAUCUGCAUUGUUGUCAGGGAGCUUCACUGCACGGAAGGAUAAGAUUGAUGCUUUGAAAAGUAGCUUACACCUUAAACUCUCAAAUAUAAGCUGAGUCUUUUAGAUGUUUUUACUGCCUCAGCCUUUGUAUGAGGGAGGCUAUGAUCAGUGGCAGCUCUUUAUAGCAACUUCUCUUAGUCUCUGAGAAUUAAGAUGUUUUAUAUUUUAAACAAAGUUAGGGUCUUAUUCAGUAACUCCAUUCAAAAAGACAUUAUUUACAAAUCACAAAGCUCUUGGUAUAGGCCUGGUUUUCUAAAGGUUUAGGUGUUAAAAAAUGUGUAUGAACGCCAAAUUAUCAACAAACAGACACUGACGUACAAACAAAAUGUAGAAUUUGUUGGGAUAUGCAUGCAGUUUAGUUCUUAUGUCUAGCAUACUCACCAACAAUCAGCUGGAUGUUGAACAUCUGAUGGGGCUGAAGAUGUGGAAAAAUACAGCUGUAGUUUCCACUGUCAGACACCUUGGUCUUUGAGAUCUUUAUGGAGGCGUUGCCGUUCUUCAGUUCAUCUUCAAAAUGUGAGACUCGAUCUUCAAACUGUUUAUCUUGCCCGCCAAGUCCAUUCCCGUAAGUAAGGCCGCCAUUAUACAUGAACACCUCCAUGUGACCUUCUUUCUUCCAGUCAAACAGCUUUGUCUCAAUGUUCUCCCGAGAGCUGAGGGAACAGGGUAAAACCACAUCACUGUCUUCUUUCACUUUGCGGACAGUCAGCCCUGAAAGAUGAAGGUUUCCAUCAUUAUAUGUUCACAGAAAUCAGGUUAUAGCAGAAAAUCACAGAAACACAUCUAUCUAUCUAUCUAUCUAUCUAUCUAUCUAUCUAUCUAUCUAUCUAUCUAUCUAUCUAUCUGUGUUUUAAUACUGACACAAAUGAGGAAUAGGAGUUCAUUUAGAGGUCACCUGAGAGAGUUGUUAUAGGAGAGUUUUUUUAAAAUCGGUUUUCUGACAGUGUGGGCCGAGAAUCAGAGGAUCAAGUGGUUUUGACAGAUUCUGAAAAAGCUUUAGAAAGCUGAGAUUAUUGUUUUCAUUUCUCCUCACCGACACCUGGACCUGUGUGAAAGAUGGCACCGAAUAUCUUUCUGAUUGUUAAAUACGAAUCAUCCGUGUGGUCUAUUUACUCCAGCACAGACUCUGUGUUGUGACAGAGAUGCUGCAGUCAGUCCAGCUGCUGAGAGUUGCACCUCACCAUUGAGUCACAGCUAUGACAUCAAGCCUAGGUGGAUGUGUCGUCUAUUUAGCCUGGCUGGAAUCACGCAACAGGAUGGCCCAUGUAUGUGUUUGUCCGAACUGCUAUGCUAAUGCUAGUGUUGCUAAUGCUAAUGUUUAUGAGAGGCUGUUUAUGGAGCCAGAUCAGGCUCAAAAGUAUUGAAAAAGUAGUGUAAGUGAAAAAAUAAAAAGUGAAGUGAAAAAAUAAGAUUUGAACCUGAAAAAAAUAAAAUGGUACCUGAAAGUCUUGAAUUUCGAAAUUGAACUUUGAAAAAUCCCAGAAUGCAUGAAAAAAAUCUGUUCAAAUGUAACUUUGAUUCUGUUUUUUAAUACUUUUGAAUAAAUUACUUAUUUCUAUUUUUCACUUCAAUGUAUAUUUCGAUCUUUGAGUACUUUUUUUUUUUCGAUUGAAUUUUAUUUAUUUAUUUCAGAUUCAGAUCUUAUUUUUACGGAUUCAAAACUUUUUCGGUUUCAGAUUUUUUUUUUUUCAGAUUCAGAUCUUCUUUUUUCAGAUUCAACUUGAAAAGUUUCAGGUUGACUUUUGAGCCUGUUUUUCCGUGGGGGCGGGCCUCGACUGAGAGGGGCGCGGUCUGCCAUGAGUGACAGGCCUCCCCCUCCUUCCCCACCCCAUCACCCUGCGUUCAGGAAGUGGCAUGAAUACACAUUAGCUUAGCCUACAAUUAGGCUGUAUUGGCUGAAUGAGAUCGUGUUGGUUCGUUCCACUUUAGUGGUGCAAUACAAACUGUGAUUCAUUAAAAAGCUCUAUUGAUAGUAAGUACUAAAAAAAAUAUAUCUACUCCUGUCAUCCUGUCGAUUUUUAGUAAUCAGUGUUUCGGUGUCGAACUAUUUCCCCUCUGCGGCGUUCUCGACUUUACAAGGACACGUCGGGAAACUUACAGAACUAGUAUUAGAAAGUGGCUUUCUCUACAGGGUGAGACAAAGGACCUUGCAGAAACUUGUUAACAUUGCGUUGAUAUCGACUUUGACAAUGUUCCUGAUGACACUGGGUUUCACAUAACAUGAUACAAGCGAUUUACUUGCAAAAGGGGCUUGAGAAACAAGAACGUGAUGCAGCCGCGGGUCAGUCAAACCCUUAACGCAGCAUCGCCGAUGCAUCCACGUCCACGGCAUCUGAAACUCCGCGAAAGAAACUUCGCUUGAGGUUUUAGGCUGUAUUGGGACAAAGGAAAAAGUGCCUAGAAAGUGAAUUUCGUUCAAAUACGCUGGUGCUACUUGUUCAAUGCAUUUUUGCAUAGACAAUACCAUUCAUCCAUACCAUCCGCGAUUGCAUCACGUUAUUGUUUCUCAAACCCCUUUUGCAAAUAAAUCGCUUGUAGCAUGUUAUGUGAAACCCAGUGUCAUCAGGAACAUUGUCAAAGUCGAUAUCAACGCAAAGUUUCUGCAAGGUCCUUUGUCUCACCCUGUAGAGAAAGCCACUUUCUAAUACUAGUUCUGUAAGUUUCCCGACGUGUCCUUGUAAAGUCGAGAACGCCGCAGAGGGGAAAUAGUUCGACACCGAAACACUGAUUACUAAAAAUCGACAGGAUGACAGGAGUAGAUAUAUUCUUUUUAGUACUUACUAUCAAUAGAGCUUUUUAAUGAAUCACAGUUUGUAUUGCACCACUAAAGUGGAACGAACCAACACGAUCUCAUUCAGCCAAUACAGCCUAAUUGUAGGCUAAGCUAAUGUGUAUUCAUGCCACUUCCUGAACGCAGGGUGAUGGGGUGGGGAAGGAGGGGGAGGCCUGUCACUCAUGGCAGACCGUGCCCCUCUCAGUCGAGGCCCGCCCCCACGGAAAAACAGGCUCAAAAGUCAACCUGAAACUUUUCAAGUUGAAUCUGAAAAAAGAUCUGAAUCUGAAAAAAAAAAUCUGAAACCGAAAAAAAAGUUUUGAAUCCGUAAAAAUAAGAUCUGAAUCUGAAAUAAAUAAAUAAAAUUCAAUCGAAAAAAAAAAAAGUACUCAAAGAUCGAAAUAUACAUUGAAGUGAAAAAUAGAAAUAAGUAAUUUAUUCAAAAGUAUUAAAAAACAGAAUCAAAGUUACAUUUGAACAGAUUUUUUUCAUGCAUUCUGGGAUUUUUCAAAGUUCAAUUUCGAAAUUCAAGACUUUCAGGUACCAUUUUAUUUUUUUCAGGUUCAAAUCUUAUUUUUUCACUUCACUUUUUAUUUUUUCACUUACACUACUUUUUCAAUACUUUUGAGCCUGAUCUGGCUCCAUAGGCUGUUAGCUUGGAUAUACGGAGAGCAGGGCUGUUACAUCAGCAGCUUAAUAACAAAUUGUCGAAAUUGGGUGCUCACCGUUUGUUGAGAGAAAAACCAUGAAGAACAGAAGACAGAUAAGCUCCAUCGUUUUCUCAAAGAAAGGUGAAUAUGUUCUCAUUUCUAGUUGCUAGUUGCUAGCUACGGUCGUAUAGAGUGCCGCAGAGCCUUAGCGUCGCCAGAUCAGAUUGACAGUUUCCAAUCACAUCCUAGAACCCGCCCAAUCCAAUAAAUCCCAGCCCAAACCACGAAGUUGCCACACACCCAUGUAAACCCGUAAAAUCAUAACACAUGCAACAGAAAAAGGCCCACAGGUAUCCAGAGCUUCAUAUAGAGUCAAAUAACCACACAUAAACAAUAAAUAGGUUUAGUUGUAACCAACAAGAGCGCAGUAAAUCCACCAUAGGCUACACAAAUUGCAAGAUGAACCUCUGGUAUCCUAGCGCUAGGCCCAGAUUAGUAAUAAUGACUGCUGUGCGUCAAAGGGUCUUAACCAUGUAGGCCUAAUAAAUGUAAUUAUUUACAUCACAAAUGACCCGUAUGAGGACCACUUGCAAAACAAUUCAAAACAAACAAAAAUGCACAGAGCGCCUCUUCCUGCCUCUUUCCCCCUCUUUUUCUCAUCCCUGCUUUGCACACCUGUGGUGCUGAAAGACGCACAAGACCUGGCCGUACAGCAUCUGAUUGAGAUUUCAAACACACAACCACGAAAAACUAGUUUUAAAGUAAACGAGCAAAUGCUAUAAGUGGGCUACAAAUCAGUCACAGUGCAAAUAAGACAAGGUGACAUAAAAAAAAUCGUCUUACUUUUUACACAGAAUCAGCGUCUUUCCAUUAACUUGGACAAUAUUGAGAACGAAAAACUUUGUACAGUCACUGGAAACCGGGUCGGCUGGAUAAUACACGGAAGAAUCAAACCUCACCAACAACUGUCGGUGUAUUCAUUUAACGAUUUAUUUAAAAGAGAGAGAGAGAGAGAGAGAGAGAGAGAGAGAGAGAGAGAGAGAGAUGUAUUAACAAUAUUAAAAACUCGUCGAAUGUGGACAAAAGCAGCCUAAAUUUUAUUCACCAGUCCAAUGUAUUUUUCAUAGCCUGACGUAAACGAAAGUAGCCCAAUUGCCCAAAACUGGCAACACUGAAAGUAUAUUCUGCGUCAGGCCCUCCAAACCACGCCCAUCGCAGUAGCAACACACUGAAGUGAAGGAAGUAUAUCCGACGAGAACAUAUUCACCUUCCUUUGAGAAAACGAUGGAGCUUAUCUGUCUUCUGUUCUUCAUGGUUGUUCUCUCAACAAACGGUGAGCACCCAAGUUCGACAAUUUGUUAUUAAGCUGAGAGCAGGGCUGAUGUUACAGCCCUGCUCUCCGUAUAUCCAAGCUAACAGCAUCUCAUAAACAUUAGCAUUAGCAACACUAGCAUUAGCAUAGCAGUUCGGACAAACACAUCAUAAACUAACCCGGUUCUAUAAUAAGAGUAAGAAUAACUUUAUUGAUCCCCGAAGGGAAAUUCAAUUGUCUCUGAAGAUCGUGAAGAGCAUAAUAGACGACACAUCCACCUAGGCUUGAUGUCAUAGCUGUGACUCAAUGGUGAGGUGCAACUCUCAGCAGCUGGACUGACUGCAGCAUCUCUGUCACAACACAGAGUCUGUGCUGGAGUAAAUGGACCACAAGGAUGAUUCGUAUUUAACAAUCAGAAAGAUAUUCGGUGCCAUCUUUCACACAGGUCCAGGUGUCGGUGAGGAGAAAUGAAGACAACAAUCUCGGUUUUCUAAAACUUUUCAGAAUCUGUCAAAAACACUUGAUCCUCUGAUUCUCGGCCCACACUGUCAGAAAACCGAUUUAAAAAAAACUCUCCUAUAACAACUCUCUCAGGUGACCUCUAAAUGAACUUCUAUUCCUCAUUUGUAUCAGUAUUAAAACAUAGAUAGAUAGAUAAAUAGAUAGAUCAAUGUGUUUCUGUGAUUUUCUGCUAUAACCUGAUUUCUGUGAACAUAUAAUGAUGGAAACCUUCUUCAUCUUUCAGGGCUGGGUGUCAUCAAAGUGAAAGAAGGCAGUGAUGUGGUUUUACCCUGUUCCCUCAGCUCUAAGGAGAACAUUGAGUCAAAGCUGUUUGACUGGAAGAAAGACAGUUACAUGGAGGUGUUCAUGUAUGAUGGCGGCCUUACUUACGGGAAUGGACUUUCAGGUCAAGAUAAACAGUUUGAAGGUCGAGUCUCACAUUUUGGAGAUGAACUGAAGAACGGUAAGGCCUCCAUAAAGAUCACAAAGACUGAGGUGUCUGACAGUGGAAACUACAGCUGUGAUUUUCCACGUCUUCAGCCCCAUCAGAUGUUCAACAUCCAGCUGAUUGUUGGUGAGUAUGCUGAUAAAACAUAAGUCUUAAAAUACAUGUUUUCUGUCAGUAACUGUCAAUUCAGGCUGCUGAAGCUGCUCACAAACAACAUGCAAGUAGGACUAAAUAACAUUUUAACAGUUUAAUUACAAAUCUGCUCGUUAUACACGAGUUUCACUCUGGAAUGAAUGAAUGAACGAACGAAUGCAUACAUUUACUGUAUAUAUUUUUUCCUGAAUACAGAGACAUAAGAACUAAACUGCAUGCAUAUCCCAACAAAUUCUACAUUUUGUUUGUAUGUAUCUGUUUGUUGGUAAUUUGGCGUUCAUACACAUUUUUUAACACCUAAACUUUAAGAAAACCAGGCCUAUACCAAGAGCUUUGUGAUUUGUAAAUAACUAAAUGUCUUUUUGGAUGGAGUUACUGAAUAAGACCCUCACUUUGUUUAAAAUAUGAAACAUUUUAAUUCUCAGAGACUAAGAGAAGUUGCUAUAAAGGGCUGCUGCCGAUCAUAGCCUCCCUCAUACAAAGGCUGAGGCAGUAAAAACACCUAAAAGACUCAGCUUAUAUUUGAGAGUUUAAGGUGUAAGCUACUUUUCAAAGCAUCUAUCUCAUCCUUCUGUGGAGUGCAGUGAAGCUCCCUGACAAUGAUGCAGAUUUUGGAUAGCCAUAUUUUCUCUCUCUGUGUAUCUCUGUGUGCGUGCAUGUUUGUGUCACAGCCGCACACAGAGCACCGAGAGAUUGUUGCAGAUUGGAAAAAGAAAAAGAAAAAAAACUGAAUCACUAUGUUCACACAAUGUGAAAAGUUUUUGGGACUUACUCCUUAAAGAAGUUUAUACUUCUGAUCGUGUGUGGUUUUCAUGGAUUGUUUGUGGUUAUUUGUCCACAUUGAACUGGAAACAGACAUUUGUAAAGGCCUAAUAUAUUAUGUAUCACUGCUAAUUGUGUGCUUUGAAUGCAUACUUGUGAACCUCAGUAUCUUUUUGAGUGUUUGUUUGUAUUAUGGUCUUAUAUUUAUUUGCACACCCCCUGAAAGUCUUAUCCACUGUAUGACCAGUAGGUGCUCUUCCCUCUUUGACACUAACUCUCUCUUUUCAUCCUUUACAAGCUGCUUAAGUCCUCUGACUGCUCUGCAGGUACUAAAACAGACACGCAAGACUGGGGGAGAUACAUUAUUGUAGUGCUCUUGUUGUUUGUGUGUUUGUAUCUUUGUGACUUCAAUAUAAAUGCAUUUUUAGAUAAUCAACAGUAAUCCCUGAUUCCAUGUGGAGUUGUUUUUACUCUGAAACUCCCCUAAAUUUGUCCAGACUUAUGCACAGUGUUCUUAUUUGUUUUCCAGAGUCAGUCUAUAAAGAUCGAUCAGGGGAGAAUGGAGGUGAGUGAUGGUUUCACAGCUUUAUUAUGGAUGCUACAGCUCAGGAGGCUCUCAGCAUGUAGUGAUAAAUAUUAUGAAAAAUAGCUGCCUAGCUGAUUAGCAUGUAGCUUGGUGAUUCAAGAUGACGAAGCUGAAUAUUGGCAGAUCACUAUAAACAGAAACUUUGAUUUGGUUCUUUUCAGCCAUGGGGGUCCCACCACUAUUAGGGUGUAAAAUUUGAAACAUUUUGUCUCCUCAGGAUUUUGUAAUUAAUCACCACUGAAAACUCUCUGUUUUGAUUUUAAAAUCCUUCAGAGGACUGUUUAAAAAGAUACAUCCCCAGCCCACCUUCAUGGGUUUUCACAGUAACAGUAACCAUGUUUACAUGUGCAAAAUUUCUUCAUCCACUUAAAAAUUUGAGGGAUCAGAAAAUCUGAAUCCUCUGUUUAUAUGGGAGACGUGCGUAUACAUGCAUCAAGCUUUUUUCAGAUUGGAAGCAUUUGGACAUGCGCAGAGUUGUCUGAUUUCACUUAAACAAUCACAGAAGAAGAAGAGUGCUGUCAACAAACCAACCAAUGUAGUAGUGGCUCACUUCAUCCAAUUCAGGAUUCUUCUCCUGGUUAAAUGUUGUCACUAGAUGGCCCCCUCGCGUACUUAUGUUACUGUUCUGUCAAAGCUUGCACUGUGCGUGCAGAUGUAACAUCAUUAGGCUGUAUGUACGCCUUGUUAUGUUAUCGGAGGAGCAGACACAUCACCUGCGGUUUUGUUUUAUGCCAGAGUGUUAAUCAUGAAACCUCCUGUACUGGCCUCAAUAAAUAAGCCAAAUGCUAAAGAGUGAAGAUCGAGUCAAGCUUUGCUUGUUCUCCAUCCAUGAGAAGACAGCUGCGCACUCCAAUGCUGUACACCCUUCACUCAGAGUAGACCUGAGCCAGGUUCUGAGAAUGGUUGUAUUGCUUCUAGCGGACAUGAUCAUCAAGCAGGCCCAGCAGCACUUACCAAUCCUGCGUUACAUGAGGAGACUGUAUCCAGCAAGAAAGUUGUGUCAGACGCAGACCAAUUGCUCUUGGCUAUGUUUACGUCUUGUCACUAACAGAGUCAGAUUAGUUUUGCCCCAACAGAGAGUCAUGAUCGUGUUUAAAUGGACGUGGUUCGAAAUAAACCACCCCUCUUGAUCGGAAUACAAUUUCUUUCCAAUUGGGAAUUGGAUCAGAAUUUCCGACUGACAUGUUUACGUGACACAUUUUUAUUCUGAUCGAGCCUUUAUCCCGAUUAUUUGUGCCCAUGUAAACACAGCUAAUGUCAGCAACUUAUCAGCUUUGCAGUGUGAAAGCACCAAAAAAGAAGCUAACUGUAAAUAGCAGGAUUGUCAGGUCACAGGUAUGAGAAGCUGGUGUACCAUCUGAGCUAUUUUUUUUUUGGUAUCUAUGAUACAGCACAAUGUUUUAAAGUGAACCUGUUGUGUUGUUAACCAGCCUCUAGCUGACUGAGUUGUGGCACACAUAGUGUAGACGUGAAAUCGUCACUGAAGAUGUAAAAAAGAAACAAUCUAAACUCAAAGACAUCUGGUUUUUAUUGAUAAAUAACAGAAAAUGAUCAAUCCAAAAAAGCUGGAACCAGAAUCUGAAUUUUAUUCAUGCUUGAGAAACAAACUGGAAAUUGAUGUUCAAAUUAUUUAUGGUAGUGAGUGCAUUAAUACGUUUGUUUCAUCUCUGCUUCUUUAAAACUGGAUGUUUAUAGUAAAAUGGAACUCCAGACCAGAGACUGUACAGAUGAACUGGAUUAAACCCAGAUUAGUCUCUUUUUAUUGACAGCUUUCAGUGGUCAUUUUUUACAGAAUUUCUCAAACUGUUGAAAUAUCACAUCUAUCAGUGAUUGGUUGUUGUGUUUCACUCUGUCAAGCACUGUCUGUAUAUCACAUGUUUAGCCAGGAAAUAAACAACCACGGUAUUUUAAACAACCUUAAAAUAGAUACAUGAAAGAUGGAAGAAAUGGAAACAAAUAAAGUAAUUAUUUUCUUUACAUGAUGUUCACAGCCGCAUCUCCAAAACCAUGCAUCGAGAUAACUGAGCAAACACUGCAAAGAGCUCUGCUGCAGUGUGAGGUUCAGGGCGCUUCACCAGAACCUAAACUGGAGUGGCAGGACAGUUCUGGUAAAGACCUUCCUGCUAGAGAGAUACUGCCGUCCAAAACAGGAGACAAAUACCAGGUCACCCUUCAGACUACUGUGACCAAGACAGAUCACUACAGCUGUGUACUCAAACAGGAUGGAAUUCAUCAUGAGAUUAAGGCGCAGACCUUUGUGUACAUACAUGGUAAGGGUUUUUUUUUUUCCAAGUAUCAAAGACUUUAUAUGUUUUUAUUCUUAAUCAUGUGAUGUACAGUAGCCUUUAGGAAACAGUCAUUUGCACUGAAAACUGUUUCAUUUGAAACACUUGUACACAAACACAAAUACUGUGACAAUGUGAUUCAAUCAAAUAAAUUAUCAACAGAAAUCUCACAUUAAUUCGGACAAAUUUUAUGUUUUUUUUUUUGUUGCUGUUUUAAGAGAUACCUGUAGGUUAAAUAAGAGUUUUGGGGGGUUGAUUAGGCUCUCAAUUGAAACUCAGACACCAGCUGAGCAGAGUGCAGGAGAAUGGGGAAUUGUAAAAGAGCAAAUAUUUUCAGGUCAAACAGUGUUGAAGCAAAUACAUAUUUUAAGCUGUUCUUACUCUAGAAAGUGUAAUGUUCACAGCCAAAAAGAAAAUGUUAUUUUGUUGUUUAUUACAACCACAUUCUGUAGUCUGGUCUUCAAAUUGCGCAUAAAAACAGCCCCAUGUGUUACACUAGCCCGUUUUGUGUCUUUGUUUCUUUGUUUUAGGUGAAAUACCGGAGGAUUCAUCCUGCAAAGUGAUCAUAGGAGUGUUGAGUGUAUUGUUGAUAGGAUUUUCGGCCCUGGUCAUAUUUCUAGCUUUGUUUGUAAGGUACAGCCCAACCUGCCGUGACAAAGGUAAGUUUUUUUAAUUUAUUAUAUAAGUGUGACCAUAAUCAGAAUCAGUGUUAAAGGUUGUUAAAGUUGACUGAAAGAAAUCAUUCAACAAUCAAAUAUUGUCUGCUGAUAAUACUGGACAGCAAUAAUAAAAAUAAUAGUAAUACAUUUUAUUCAUAGGCGCCUUUAAAGACACUCAGGGUCACCUUACGGAACAAUUCAAAUGACAAGUAAAUUACACAUCAGCACAUCAAAAAGUAAAAAAGAAAAAUAAAGUUUUAGCAGCACAUUUUAUACAGACACCCAAAUAACACAACAUAAAAUAACCUUGAACAAAACUUUUAGAAACUAUUACAGAGGGAACUUGAGUGCUGCUUUACAAUUCAGUAGAAAAUAUCAAAAGAUUUUUUUUAAUCACACUCCUGUAAAAAAGACAUCAGGCUCUGUUGGAUAAAUGAUGCCAACCACUUUCAUGUUUCCUGGAGUUGUCCAGUACACCAGUACACAAACAUAAUGAUAUCACAUUUGAAGUGAACUUCUUGAAACACCUGUUUAAUCCACUAGACAGGUGCACUGCUCUGAUGUUUUCUUUCUCCUGUUUCACAGUUAUCAAGUAUUUAUCCAAGCUGAAGUCCGCGGAUGGUCCCCUGUAG
Messenger RNA from Xyrichtys novacula (pearly razorfish), 95593 nucleotides. Lineage: Eukaryota; Metazoa; Chordata; Actinopteri; Labriformes; Labridae. The record is from the annotation of a GenBank genome assembly.